CGGGGUUCGCGUGAGUGACACCUGAGUGCGGCCAGUCGUUGGGCCCCGGAGGUGGAGCCUGCGCCGGGUCCAGCCACCUGUAUCACUUGCUCUGAGCUUUCGGGAGCGGAGGCAACAUCCUGCGAGGAGUUUUUAAGAAAGAAUAAAGAGCGUCAGGUACCGGCUGUGGGUGGCGGGACGGGCUUGUUGUUGUUUUUUUGUUUCCCUUAUGUGGUAAAAAAUCUCAAAAUAUGCGUCCUAGGCUUUAUCACAUUAAAAAACCCGAAGCGAGCCACUCUCUGAAAAUAAGAAGGACGUGCAGACCCCAAUCCUGAGAGGAAGCUUUUUCGGGGUUCUUUUCUUUCGUCAGAAACUUAGCCCUGUUGAACUUAGUGGGCUUUACGUCGGCCUGAAUCCGGCUCCCAAGGCAGGGCCCCGCAGCUGGAGGAGUAGCAGAGCACGUGUUUCCCUUGGGAAAGUUCCCAGGUUUCAUCCCAGGCAUCUCCCUCAGAAACGUGAGGGGGGUUGGGGGGACGGGACGGACGGGGAAUGGGUCAUGGUAGAUCUUGGCCCCCAAACCCUGGAGGGUCGGAGAAAUAAACCGCCACAAUGCUCAGCGUGGAGCAGUGGGGCUGCUAUGAGGAGGCUGCUUUCCUUCGUUCACGCAUCUUAUCUGUGUAUGGCCUGGUUUGUUGUGUUUGCUUCUUUCCAGAGCCUUUCUAGUCUUGCUUUUAAAUCUGGAUUUCCACAGCAGCUCACAGAAUGAUAAAACUCAUACAAAUAGCGCAGGCGAGAAAGCCUUCAGUUAAUGAGGAUUUCCACUUAAGAUUUUGUUGACUUCUAAGUGGGGCUUGCAACAAAAUGUUGCAGCGUGAAGCACUCUCUUCAGAUUUCCAGCCAGCCCCAUCAUUAGGCUGAGUGAGGCAAAAGAAGCUGGGGGAGGGGGAAACAGUGUUAGCCCCCCUCCCCUGCUUCUGCAGAUCCUCCUGAGCCACCUGGCCAUUCCAUUCUGUUGGAGAUCAGAGCUAUGUGUGCCACAAUUUGUUGUGUUUCCCUCAAUUGAACUUUUGCUACCUUCAGGUGUACUGGAGGGUAAGCAGUAAAGAUACGCCAGAAAUUUUCUGUAUGACAUUUCAUUGUUUAAUAAACUUAAAGUUCUGGGUAAAAGAAAAAAUGCCUACCAGACUCUUAAGACCUUAUUAGCUCCAUAUAAGAAAGGAUGAAAUUAAUGAGGAACCAAAACCAAAAAAAGAAUAUAGGAACAAAUGCUGUGGUUGUCUUCUGUUUUGCAGAUGACAGUAUUUUGUGUUUCUCUACCAGUAGCUUAGUUUAAUUGAAUAUUGGUGUGUAAGACUUUAUCAUAAACCAAACAUAGGGGGGGAAGUAAUGCUGAUUUGUUUUCUCAUGCAUCUUAAAUCUAAAAUCAAAUUCAUCUGGUUUGUUUUUCAGAGUUGUAAAAGAAAGCCACACAAGAACUUGGUUGUCAUGAUGGGGUAAGUGUAGUCAACCUCAAAUGACCAGGUCUAAUACAUGGAAGUCGGAGUGACACAGAUUAACAAGGUCUGGCAGCCAAACUGAAGGGCUGCCAGCUGUUUCAGGACACAGACUGGAAGGUGAAGCUUUUCUAAGCAUGGUGACAGGGCCAACCCAGUACAUUUUGGUGCCUGAGGUGAAACACAAAAUUGGUGCUCCCCUCCCAGCGAGGGAAGAGGGGUUGAUAUACUUUAGGAACAGUGGGGCAGGGAAUAAAGAUCUACCAUAUUUUUCGUUCUAUAAGACGCACCAGACCACAAGAUGCACCUAGUUUUUGGAGGAGGAAAACAAGAAAAAAUAUAUUCUGAAUCUCAGAAGCCAGAACAGCAAGAGGGAUUGCUGCGCAGUGAAAGCAGCAAUCCCUCUUGCUGUUCUGGCUUCUGUGAUAGCUGCACAGCCUGCAUUCGCUCCAUGAGACGCACACACAUCUUCCCCUUACUUUUUAGGAGGGAAAAAGUGAGUCUUAUAGAGCAAAAAAUACGGUACAUCAGGAUCUGCUGCCUCUGUGGAUCCUGCGUCCUUCUAAGGCAGGUGCCUACCUUGUGUCAUGCAUGGGUGGGUUGGUCCUGCAUAUAGAUAAGCAAUGUAGCCAGUGUUUGCAGAUCACACUGCUGUUAAAAAGCUCAUAACAGGCCAGGCAGAAAUCUGGCAAGCCAAAAUCCCUAAGGCGUUUUACCAAAUAAUUUUAUUGAAAUGAAUCAGGUUCUAUAUCAGGAAAUGAAUACCAGGUUCUAUAACCAUUGUUUAGUCGUGUCCGACUUUUCGUGACCUCAUGGACCAGAGCACGCCAUUAGGAAUUUGCAUAACUUAAGAAAAAACUUGCCAAAUUUGCAUCUUAGUAAACUUUCUCUUGUAACUUGCUGGCCUAGGAAACCUGUAGUAGUGUUAUUAUGUUUGCAUGGGCAUAGGUUCAAUGUAAGCUUUAACACUUGAUUUUUUAAAAAAUGUAUUGAUUAAACAUGUAUCUCCCAAUAUUCAGUUCUUGUUCUGAUCAUAUACUCAGCAGUGCACAUAAAGUCAACAUGCAGUAGGAAAGCAGAAUCACACCUCUUCAUCCUCCCUUGGGAUUGGUACAGUCUAAAAGUUAUAUACAUGUAUUUGUUCCUAUGUACGUGUCCUAUUUAUGUGCAUUUUUAGUAAGUCUCUCCUGUACUGAGCUUUAAAGUUUGUGCAUUUCUGAUAGGCGCAUAUUGAACUGCAUAUGUUAUGCUGACAUGUGAAGCGGAGACAGGAAGGAAGGGUGUGGAUAUGAUUCCAAUGUCCCUCCAUGUGUUGAUAAUGUCUUCAUUCUUUCUAGUUAUUUUGUCCUCUUGUUGGGAGAAUGAUGGGAAGUUCUGGUGCCUCAUUUCAGUCAUCCUAUUGGCAUACCUUAACGGUGAUGGCCAAACUUGGCCCUCCAGCUGUUUUGGGACUACAAUUCCCAUCAUCCCUGAUCACUGGUCCUGUUAGCUAGGGAUGAUGGAAGUUGGAGUCCCAAAACACUGGAGGGCCAAGUUUGGCCAUCACUACCUUAAAGGUUGCAAUAGCUGCUCCUGAAGAUUGUUUUGUUGACGUUUCUGAAUUGUUUUGUUUUGUUUGUAAAGCUUUUUAUUCCUUUUUAUAAUGUAUAUAAAACAGAUAAAACAAUGAUAACAGAUGAAAAUCAAAAGAUGAAAAACAAAACUAUAAAACAGACAUGUAGAAUGUGUAGUUACAUAUGAGUUAAAAUAAUAACGUCCAAGUAAAAACUACCAACUUUAGCAGAUCAUGAAGUACCAGCAUAUUUCCAGAUUUAUCAGGCUUGUGACGAAGUUUGUCUGUAUAUGUCAUAAAGGAAUCCCAAAUCACAUAAAAAUUGUCUGGAGGUUCUAGUCCUUGCUGAAAUCUCAAAUUAUGGACGAUUUUAUCCAUUAUAGCUAUAUUCCAGAGUGAGUGGUACCAAGUGUCCAGUGUAAUAUUUUAGGCUGUUUCUCAUUAAGCUGCAGUUACUAUUCAUGCUGCCAAGAUUUCUGUGCUACUGAUAGUCAUUUACUUAGUGGGUUUAAAAAAAAGAGUGGUAUUCAGAAGUGAAUGACAUUUUCUGCAGAGCGGUAUAGUAGGAACUUGCUUUUCAUGUAGGGAACAGUGAACGUGAUCUGUCAGAGUGUCAGUUACUAAAUAAUAUGUUUAGUGCUUGAUAAACUUUCCUUCUGAUGGGUACUUAAAUUAACACUUUUCAUACUAGCUAAUCAAUGACAGAAAUUUCACACAAAUGUGUUAAUCUGUGACAGACAUUUCAGAGAUAAAUAUGGUCUGGUUGAACCCAGGGGAAAAGACUCUUCCUUAGGAAACUAAUUAAGGGCCUUUCCACAUUUACUAUUGAUAGAGGUAUAAUUUAUGGGGGGGGGUUGGAUUUUUUUGCUAUACUGUCACAUUAAAUUGUCUUUAUUCAGCUAGUAUUCCACUGUACUAAUACAAUGUUUUGUUUUUUUGAAAGAUCUGGAAUGGAUUCUCAAUAUUUUCUUUUGUGUGUCAUGCGUACAAGCGUCAUCCAGGUUUCUGUGUAGAAGGGGAGGUGGCUAUUGAGCAUGAUUUGGGAGGCAUCUGUUUUAUGCCACUUUCUCUGACUAGUAUGAGAAAGAUAUGGCGGGUAGAGAUGAUGAUUCUGAGUCAAAGUACAGGCACACACACCCCUUACACGUGUUCUAUUCACGUGCUACCCCAUAUAUGUGUGACGCUGGGAAAUAAUUAAAUAAAUAGAACCAUACCAGGAAAUGGUGGGAGAGAGCUAGAGAGUCAUUGUGAUUCCCGAGGAGACCCUUCCUGGAGCCCAAAGAGGGAGUCAGUGAGGGAAGAAGCAGCCCCGAAAACACCUGGGGCAGAGCAGAGAUUUGUUUAGGCUGCUCAGCCUCCCCGCCUGGCAGCUGACAUGCAAAAUAGUGUAGCAGCAGCUGCUUUGCCACACAGCCUCCAGGCUCCAGCUUGCCUCAGGACUUCAGCUCUUUUUGAAGAGAGAGUUGUGUGGAAAGCGAGGGGGAGAGAGAGCUGGAGAACAGGAAAAAAUGGGUGUUCAGAGGCUUUUUAGAGGGUGUUCCCCCUUCAUAUGAUUUCAUUUAUGUGUGCUGGGGCCCAGAACGUAACCCCUGCAUGGGGGGGGGGGGCAGGCUCCUGUCCCUGGCAGCAAUUAUUGGCUGUGAACAAUAUUUCAUCACAAUAACCAGGUUUGUCAUUGUUCAGCUAGACACGUAGUUCCUCUUUUAAUCUCCUAUAUUUCCACAAGAUUAGAAUUCUGGAAUACUAGCCCCCCCCUUUUGUUUUUGUAACAUGCGAUGGAAAUGGGACAGAUUUUUCAUGAGGUUAUUCUGGCCUCUCCGUACUGCAGACCAUCUUGGUAAGAUCAUCAGUGCACCUCACAUCACCAAAGAGCAUCAAUUGCUAAAGAAGACACCUCUUAGAUGUUUUCGAUCUCUUGUAAUUGAAUACAGGUGUUAAGAACUGCUAUGAGCUUAUAUUUGGCUGAACUUACUGAAGAAACUGCUUCUAUUUCAUUUUCUAAAUAUCCUGCAUCCUAUUCAGUUGAGUUCUUUAUUUAAAUGAACUAUAAGGCUUACAAAACCAAAAUCAUUCUGUUUGUCUGUAAUAGUUAUUUUAUAUAGUUGUAUUCACGUACUCAAGAAUGUAAUACUAAUGGGUAUUGAUAAUAAGAGUGUGUGCCUCAAGGCCUAGAAGAACCAGGUUCCUUGAGAAUAAGGGCUCUCAGAAGCAAGGAACCUUGAAAGUUGGGCUAACAAGUUGAAGCUAGGUCUGGACGACUAUAAACUACCGUAUUUUUUGCUCUAUAGGGCGCACCGGACCAUAGGACGCACCUUGUUUUAGAGGGGGAGAACAAGAAAAAAAAAUUAUCCCCCUCUCUGCCCAGCGCCCCUUCAGCAAAGCAGCAGGAGGCACUGCGCAGAGAGGGGGAGAAUUCCCCCCCUUGUUCUCCCCCUCUAAAACAAGGUGCUGUUCAAGGUGCGUUCAGUCGCCUUCAGGCAGCUACCUUGGAAGCCUGGACAGCGAGAGGGGUCGGUGCGCACCAACCCCUCUCGCUCUCCAGGCUUCAGGUUCUUUUCGAGCUGCUCUUUGGGGCUGGCAGGGUAAAGCCCACCGCCAGUCCCAAAGAGCAGGUCGGGGAGCAGCGGAAAGGCAUGCAGCCUUCCGCUGCUCCCCGAGCUUGUGGGGGGAAGCGCUGCUUUCCCCCACCACCAGCCCCAAAGAGCAGGUCGGGGAGCAGCGGAAAGGCGCGAAGCCUUCCCACUGCUCUGCGAGCUUCUUGAGGCUGCCGGGGAAGCCCGGGACUAUGGCUUCUUUAGCCCCACACACCCUCUCCCUGCUGGUGAAGUGGUGCACAGCUAAAGAGGCUGCUGCCAUAGCCACGCGCCACCUCUCCAGCCGGGAGAGGGUGCGCGGGGCUAAAGAAGCCCCGCACACUCUCUCCCGGCUGGAGAGGUGGCGCGUGGCUAAAGAGACUGGCCACGUCAGUCCCUUCUCCCUCCUGAGGAAAAGCCCGCAAGAGCAGCGCGGAGCUUGUGUGCAGCUUUGGGGGGCUUCUCCUGCCUGCCUCCCCCCUGCACUUGCUCCAUAGGAUGCACACACAUUUCCCCUUCGUUUUUGGAGGGGGAAAAGUGCUUCCUAUAGAGCAAAAAAUACGGUACAUCAUGUUCCAUUUGAAGACUGUUAGUUGUGGAACAAUAUUGAUUCUCAGCUGUGUGCAACCCAGUUUCUGGUUGCUUCCCUGGCUGUCACCUACUAAUACCUUGCUCUUGGACUACAGUACUCUGCUGUGUUUGACCUUGACUUUGUUUCAUGAUUCUGCUAUUGGACCAUGCCCACUUUUGGGCUGCCUCACUGUGGACUGCUCAACCUUGACUAAUUCUUAAGACCUUGUGUAUUUGAAUUGCUUUGUUACCCAGCUGCUACCUUGGACCUCCAGAGUUUGGCCAGGCCUUGUCCUGGGAAUGUAACAUCCCUGGGCUUUUUUGGCUCGGGGGCCAAGCCAGGACCAGACCAUUACAUGUGGAUGGGUACAUACUCUUAACUGAAUUGAAACUUGGAGGAGUGUCACACAAAGGCUGAAUUGCAGUAGGUGCAUUCAUUGAGCUGGUUACUUGAACAAGGUCUAAAAUAAUUUCAUUUUUCCCAUUCACCUUGGAAUAUGGUAUUUCCCUGCCUUAUGAUUCAGUAGGUGUACACUCUUCACCAUGGGAAUAUUCUUAACAAUUGCAGGAGGACCUCUGUGUGUGUGUGUGUGCGCAUGCGCAUGUGCAUAUGCAUGCAUGCGUUGCCAAUGACUUAUUUGUUUAACCGUAUACAUUUAAGUUCUUUACAUUUUGUGUGGCUAUGCAACUCUUGCUUCAGACUGAUACUUCAGAGAUGUUUAAAACUACAGCCCUUGCUCUUUUUUAAUAAAACUUUUUCAUGACUCUAGAGUAAGGCAACACAAGAGGGUGCUAUAUUUCUAUUAACGCAAGAGGAGAAAGCAGAAGCAGUUAUUAACACCCUGCAUUACUCCUCUCCUCUAAGUUACUCUCUUAUUUUUUUUAGUUAAGUAGGUGUUACACUAGGUAACUUGGAGUAUGGAGUACAUUAAGGUAGAAGAUGACACAAGCAGAGCAACCAUUUAACAGUUGUUUAUGGUACAAGUAUCUGGGUGAUAUUUGAUUAAUUCAUAUAUGGAAUGGACUUAAAGGUCAGUCAUGACUAUCUUAAGUCCAUUGAUUUCAGUGGAUCUACUCAGAGUAUGACGUAGUUGGCUAUAGCAGGCUGUACUUGGAAAUGAUUUAAGACUACAGCUAGAAUUUAAUUUAAAUUUAAGCAAUACAUAGAGUAACUCCAAAAGGCCCUAUCACAAAAAAUAUGAUAUGUAAGAAUGAAUUUGCGGGUUCUCAACCCAACUUGGAUGAACAGCAUUUUUAAUUUCUGUCCUAAGUAUACUUUAUUGGAAGCAAAUACUUGAUUUAUAGUUACAAUCAAAAUUAUUCUACCCCCAUUGCAAAUCAGCUUUAUUAUCAAAUUUUACAGAUUUCAGCUGCUUGCAAUGAGCAGAUCAAACAAAAGCAAUUGAAAUAGCUCAACACAAUGGAUACUUAAAGUGAUUUCCCCAAAAUCAGCAGAAAAUGCAACUUAUACUGGCUUCUCCAGUCUCACUAUUAUUUCACCCCCUGAACAGAAUCCUUCACAGCAGCACAAAUACAGCAGGUGUUGUCUCAAGCACACUUGAUGCAACUAAUCAAGGGCUUCGUUAGUUGCAACAGGUGUGCUUGAGGUGGAACACAGCAAACCCCUAGCCAGCUCAGGUAUUUCAUGAGUGUCAAAUUUGGCUGCAUGUUAGAAAAAUGACUAAGUUAAGAGAAUGGUCCAGGAAGGUAAGAGAAGAGAUAAUUGCCCUUCACAAACAAGGAGCAGGAUACAAAAAGAGAGUAAAGGCACUGAAUGUUCCUAGAGACACCAUUGGAAGCAUAGCUCGCAAGUUCAGUUAAAGGAACAGUUGUUACACUACCUCAGGCAUAGGCAAACUCGGCCCUCCAGAUGUUUUGGGACUACAAUUCCCAUCAUCCCUGGCCACUGGUCUUGUUAACUAAGGAUCAUGGGAGUUAUAGUCCCAAAACAUCUGGAGGGCCAAGUUUGCCUAUGCCUGCACUACCUGGACAGGGCAGAAAAAGGAAGCUACAGUAAGUGCAGCCAACUUACUUCCAGAUAAAUAUAUUCAGGGCUGAGAUGUUUGACAAACUUCACAAGAUAGAUAAUAGCCAAAAGAUGCAAUCCUAACCAGUCCCUGCAAUGGGGUGAGCUCCUGUUGCUUGGUCCCUGCUCCUGCCAACCUAGCAGUUCGAAAGCACAUAAAAGUGCAAGUAGAUAAAUAGGUACCGCUCCGGCGGGAAGGUAAACGGCUUUUCCAUGCUCUGCUUUGGUUCUCCAGAAGCAGCUUAGUCAUGCUGGCCACAUGACCCAGAAGCUUUUAUGCCAGCUCCCUCUGCCAGUAAAGUGAAAUGAGCGCCACAACCCCAGAGUUGUCCACAACUGGACCGAACGGUCAGGGGUCCCUUAACCUUUUUACUUUUGAGUAAACUUGGCUAGAAUUGCAGCCUAAUCUGCAACAUUGGGUAACCAUAACUAGGGCCAACUCAAACUUAGGGAAUGGGAAUUUGGGAUAAAAGAGAAGAAGACACUUGAGCUGAAUGAAUUACUGUUGCUAGACAUCUUUCUUGUGUAGAGGUUCUUUUGCUCAGACAGACAAAUACUGAAGUAUAGCAACCCACAAAUAUUCUAGUAAGCCAUCCAGCCUGUAUAUACAUAGUGUUGCAGGGUGACAGCAGGGGCCCUAGCAAGGUUUUCACUUGGAAGAAAUUAUUACUUCUUAUAGACUAGCAGACAACUAGAAGCGUACAUUAACCAAUGCCACACAUUUGAAGUUUAAGCAGAUGGAUUUUUCCUUUCUUUGAAGCUUAAGUGGCUAAUUUGGUCUGACAAUUCUCAGCUUAGUGUUGUUUUUUUUGUUAUUUUCAUAGUUUAACUAUAAAGAAAAAUUGUGGUCAUACACAUUUUCAUUGUUGGGUAGUAAUCACCAUCAGUGUUUUCCAUCAUCACAUCUGCAUCCCACCCCCUUAUCUGUUUCUAGAGAACUAAUCUCAUGAACAAGCAAUUGCCUUUUUGCAUUUCACAUCAGGACAGCUAAUAACAUUAUACAAAUUAUGUAACUGAGGGCAUCCCCACAGCCACAAGAAGUAUAUGUGUACACAAAGAACAAAACCAGGAACAUGCAUCAAGCCGAAAUGGAUUUUUUUUAUUAUUAAAACAAGAAAAAUAGCAAGCAGUUUGUUAUGUGGGUCAAUUGGUUCUAAAUUUCUUCCUUCCAGUAGAGUUAACUGGCAUUUUGGGUUAUGGCAGUGGCAGCAGGAGCUUCUUGUCAGCAGCAGUUGUCAUGUACUUGCAGACUUCAGUAGCAACACCCAUUAGUUAGCACUUGCCUGGUUCAAGCAUGUGUGCCUAGAACUGCACUACACAGAAUGUCUGCAAAGCAGUGUCUUGGAAUGCUGCCCCACAAUUUCUCACCCAAAUUGUUUCUUCCCUCUGGUAGUUGGAAUUAUUUCUGAUCUUGAUGCCAAGCAGGAGUAAUGUGGCUGGAAGGAAUGGGUUGUGAGGGGAAAUCAGUGAGAGGCAGAAAGGUUUGACACCCCUUACUUGACUUACAAUCACUUCUCUAUCUUACCACUUUAUCUUACCAUAACCUGUGCUCUGAGACAUGGGUCAUAAAUGUUAUGUUUUACUUUGGCACCCAUACAAUUGGUCAUGAGCAGUGUAGUAGCAUUACACCUAUUGUCUCCAGUGUUGCCUGCUCAUCCUUUAAAAAAUACUAAAUGUCAAAACCCUUAUGAAGCUGACAUCAUCCCACAGUUGCAUGCAGUAGUCUGCCUUUAUCUUCUUAACCCCACCUCUCAUUGCUCCGAGGUCUUUGGAAAUUAAGUCAUGCCAGUAGCCUUUUGAGUCCCAAUAAGAGAGUCUGUGGUUUUUGGCUAAGUUAGGAGUAAACAUUCCUUCUGACCUUGAAUGCAUUUAAUAGUAACAGACUUCACCAUGGCUAAAUCAUAUCUUAUUGUUUCCUUUAAAAGUAUUUUCUUCUUUGUCUGAAAUUAACACCACAUUAAGGUGGAAUGAUAUAUGAAAAAUUGCAUUAUAUGAAAAAUCUCCCUUGUACACUCAUUUUUUGAAAGAAAAAUCAAGGGUAACAUCUUUUGAUGGGAUUUUAUUGAAUAUAUAAAGGUAAAGGUACCCCUGCCCGUACGGGCCAGUCGUGUCCGACUCUAGGGUUGUGCGCUCAUCUCACUUAAGAGGCUGGGAGCCAGCGCUGUCCGCAGACACUUCCGGGUCACGUGGCUAGCGUGACGAAGCUGCUCUGGCGAGCCAGCACCAGCACAGCACACAGAAACGCCGUUUACCUUCCCGCUAUAAAGCGGUAUCUAUUUAUCUACUUGCACUUAGGGGUGCUUUCGAACUGCUAGGUGGGCAGGAGCUGGGACCGAAAGACGGGAGCUCACCCCGCCGCGGGGAUUCGAACUGUCAACCAUACGAUCGGCAAGUCCUAGGCACUGAGGUUUUACCCACAGCGCCACCCGCAUCCCAUUGAAUAUAUAUAAAGAGAAAUUUACAUUGGCCUUUUCCACAAGUCUCUCAAGAAAUUUGGGAUAAGUAAGGUCUAAUUGGUUGAAAAUAUUUCGUAAUGUAAUAUAGAGCCUUUUAUUUUUGGUACUCCUUGUGCCUCUGAUAGUUUCAGUUAUAGAUUUAUGUUUCUGUAUAUCUUGUAAGUCAUGUGUGCCACACGUCUUGUUCUCCCAUUUCUUAUGAUGGUACCCUCCACUUACCUGUCUGUAUCUUAUCACAAGCAUCCAGAUAACCUGCUUUAUUAUUUUUUCUUGUGAAUGUAACAUCUCAUGCCACCCUUGGUUUGGUUUAGUUUUUGUGUUUGUCUCAUGAAAUACUAUUUUGUUAUUUGGAUAACAUUUAAUAAAACUAGAAAGAUGUUGAUGAGUAAAGAUGUUGUAUUUGAGCUCUGCAGUAUGUUCUAAUUCUAGAGUGUUUAUAUUUUGAAUAGUUUUAAAGUCAGUUGGCUCAGCAGUGUUAAUUGCAAUAUGCAGGCAUGUAGCAUAUCUGUAUUAUCUGUUUUACUUUCAUGCAGCCGUAAAAGCCAAAUAGAAUCAUAGAACUGUAGCGUUGAAAGGGACCACAAGGGUCAUCUAGUCCAACCCCUGCAAUGCAAUAAUAUUUUUCCCAACGUGGGGUUUGAUCCCCUGACCCUGAGAUUAAGAGUCUCAUAAUCUACCAACUGAGCUAUGCCAGCUGCAUAUUUUAAUUGGAGAACAGACUCUGGGAAAGUAGUUGUUUUGGCUCAGCAUUUAGCUGAUAAGGAAUGUUUAGCUGCCUCAUCUUGCCUGAAGUAUGGUGAUAGACCAUGAGGAUUCCCUGGGAACUUUUGUUGUUUUUAAUUUAUUUUUGCUUUUAACUUUUUAGUUUUUUUAAAUGAUUUUACUGUGUAGUUUUAUGUUUUUAUAUAAACUGUUGGAAUAUAUAUUUUGAUACAGUGGUAUAUAAAUAUUUUUUAUAAAUAAUAAUUCAAAAAACAAAAUGCUGAUGGUCCAGAAAAGCUGAAAGGUGAUCAGUAAGGAAAUUCUUUCCAAGUGUAACUAAGCCUCUGCUGCAUGCUUGUCCUCCAGAACAAUAUGAAUUUCUAAAAUAGUAUAUUAGUGCACAUCACGCAGCAUAUGAAAAAAGGAACUGUGCCAGUUUUGAGUAUUAGCAUUGCCCUUUUAAUCUCCCCACACCCCCAUACACAGGCAUCAUUGGGCCAUUAUUCCUCAGAAUUCUUGCGACUAACUGCUUUAAUACUGCCUUGGUCCAAAAGAGGCCAUUAUACUCUUUAGUACUUAAGGAGUAUCCUGCAGCUGAAGUACAAGAGGUUUCAUAUGGGGGAAGGUUGCCUAUCUGAAGGUGUCUGUCUGCCUACUCAUGAAAAUAAUGAUUUUGAUGUGGAGUGUUUUUAAACAAGCUACCUCCCAAGUGAAGUUGACAUGGUACAAGAGGUGAGAGGACUUCACCAUGUAGCCUCAGUGGAUAGAAGUGCCUUUUACUGACUGACUGGUUCAACAGCUGUGGUCAUUCCUGGACUUUUUCAGUACUUGCCACAGUAGCUGCUUUUAGUACUGUACAGUACAUUGCAACAUGAAUGCUCCAGGAGUGAGACUUUUGUUAGAAUAUAACACCUGUGCUCAGAGAUCUGCACCGGCUGCCAAUUUGCUCCUAGGCCAAGUUCAAGGUGUUACUAUUAGUAUAUAAAGCCCUUAACAACUUGGGACAUGUUUAUUUAUGGGAUCGCCUUACCUUACAUGUGUCCACUCAACCACUUUCAUCAGUGGAAUUGGUACUACCUACAGGUGCCACAGGGGACGCGCGUGGCACUGUGGGUUAAACCACAUAGCCUAGGACUUGCCAAUCAGAAGGUCGGCGGUUCGAAUCCCAGCAACGGGGUGAGCUCCCAUUGUUCGGUCCCUGCUCCUGCCAACCUAGCAGUUUGAAAGCACAUCAAAGUGCAAGUAGAUAAAUAGGUACCGCUCCGGCGGGAAGGUAAACGGCGUUUCCGUGUGCUGCUCUGGUUCGCCAGAAGCGGCUUAGUCAUGCUGGCCACAUGACCCGGAAGCUGUCUGCGGACAAACGCCGGCUCCCUCGGCCUAUAGAGAGAGAUGAGCGCGCAACCCCAGAGUCAUUCAUGACUGGACCUAAUGGUCAGGAUUCCCUUUACCUUUACCUUUACCGGUGCCACAUAAUACCUGUUUUGCAUUUGUAAGAACUUGAUAAUUUAGUGUAGCAGUUCCUGAACUUUGGAACUCCCUGUCUAUUGAGAUCAAGCAGGCAGCCUUCACUGUACUGUACUAUUUUUGACACCUGCUAAAAACAUUUAUGUUUAGACAGACCUACCCAGAUGCUUAGAAAGUUGGGAUAGUUUUAAUCUGUUUUAGUAUUUUAACUUUUGAAUGUUUUAAAGUAUGGUUGUGAAUCUUUCUUGAUUUUACUGUUUUAUCUUUUGUAAACUGCUUUCAGGGUCUUUUUUUACAAUCAAGCAGUGUAUAAAUUUUAUCAAGUAAAUAUAGUCAAUUCAUGCACGUUACAACUUGCCAUUAGUACACUGGAUCACAAGCCAGGAUAGAACCAGAGCAGUCCUUUACUGAUGGCAUCAGCUUUGUUAGGACACUUGAGAGUUAACAAGUUUAAUCAGAAAGGCUUUCACACCAUGUCAAGAUCCUGUUGCAAGCAAUGUGAGUUUACUUGCUGUUUUUCAAGUUGUCUGUAGGAAGAUGAGGAAUGUGCAGUCUUUGCUAGAACAAAUAUCCCAAGCCACAAAAAUGAAAAAAAAUAUUUUGUUCAAAUAGGCAAAAAACAAUGCACAGAUAUGACCUCCAGCUUUUCUGCAUGCUAGAAAACUGGUUCAUCUUACUCAAGUGUUUCAGGCAGCUGGUUUGCUGAGCUGUAGAUCAAAAUAUCAGUCUUUUAAGGCAGGGUUAAUAGUUUGACUGGGAACAAUUCCAGAAAUGCAAAACCUCUAACCCAGCCAUUUAUCUAUUUGAAACAUGAGAUUCUAUGGGUGGAGUCUAGCUUUCUUUUAAAUAGUCUGCUGUAUAAUUCAAGGCAACCAUAUAGCUGUCUGUAAGCAAUUGCAUCAGACACGGCAACCCAAUGUUAUUAAAAUGGAGAUGAAGGAGUUUGUGCUAAUGGAAGACAAGAAGUAUUCAGAACCCACACAAAAACAUGGGAAACAUUUUGUUUAAAAACAAGUAUAUACUUGCAAAUCCUAUUUCACUAGAGCUAACAGAGCAAUGGGUUGAAUGUUUACACGCGAAAGGAUAAGGCACAGUAGAACAUGGCUGCUUAAGGCAGAAGUUCUCUCAAACUUUCUACUCACAGGGCCCACUUGAGAUGGCUAAAAUUUAUUAAGGCCCAUUAGUCUCAAAAUGGUGGUACAGAGGUAGAGCACAAAAUGGAGAUAAAAUUUGACAUAAUCAGGUAGCAAUUGCUGACAUUACUUUCUAAUGAUAUCUGUUCCAUCUUUGGAAAUUGCUAAGUUCUUCAUCACAAAAUUUUGCUUGUGUCAAGGAGUUCCAUAGUUCAGCUUUCCUCAAGCUAAGUACAGAGGUUUGCUGUAGAGGUAUAUAUCCAGAUAUUUUUACUCAUGUCCUGUAAUUUCUUCCAUACGCUUUUUAAACUAAAUUUUUACCUAAUUCCCAGCCCAAAUUUAUUUCAUUAAUCAUCAUUGGUCCUUUUGCAUUCACUUGUUCCUCCUAUAAAAGCUUUUACACUAUCUGGCUAGGUCACUUUCCAGUUCAUAUGAGGAAGCUGUUUUUCCAUGUCUCCAGGGUCAGAAAAGAGACAUCUGCCCAUAGAUAUCAAUGGAAAUUAAAUAUUUUUAUGUAGAUGGAAUUAAAUAAUUUAAUGUAGUGUGCCCACAUCCACAGUCUCCCCCCAUGCUGACGGACUGUUGGGGAGUGGGAAGAAUUAGGGCUGUGGAAUGGGGAGUUUGGGACCUUCAAUAGAAGCAUUGCAACAUUUUGUUGCAAGAGCUCACUUGCCUAUAUAGUAGUAGCUGUAUGUUGUCCAUGGCUUGAGCAGAUUUGGCUACAAAAGUAAGGGAAAGCUUGAAUUAGUAUUGGCAGACUCAAGGUUACUUUGUUAUUUUUAAGUGUCCUAAGGGACAGCUUCCCAAAUACAUCCAUACAUUAAAUUGUUUAAUUUCUGCAUCUGGGAAUGACAUAGAAACCCCUCAAAAUGUUGACUGACUGUUAGAGGAGGAUGAGAAAAAUGGUGGGCAGGGUGUGGAACGGUGUUAUUCAUUUUAAAAUAUUUUUCUGUUGCCUUUCAUUUAAAAACCACAAAGUGAUGUACAGCACAAGGUAAAAACUGGAAUAUUAGCAUCCAUACAAUAAUCUCUUUAAAAAAGGGAAAACAGGGAAAACAGUAAUCGAAAGCAAACAAAUUAAGAAGAGAUUGGUAUUAACUGCCGGCAAAGGCUUGGAAGAAUAAAUGAGAUUUCAGCAGGUGCAUAAAUAUAAUCAGUGUGAGUGCCUGUCAUAACUCAGAGGAGAGAUGAUUCCAUUAAGAGGCCACCAUAGUAGAAAAGCCCCACCUCGUUACUACAAGAUGGAUCCCUGCUGAUGACUGUGCAACCAUACUGUCCAUACUGCUUCACUACUUUUAUUAGCUGUGUGAGAUUACUACACCAAUAGAUAGAUUCCCAAAAAGAACAGUAGCAAGAAUUUCUAUAUAUACAGGUGUAGAAUAGAUGCUUGGUUGGGAAGCCCCAGUUUUUUUAGAAAGGGAGGUCGGAGGUUCUCCAACUUCUUAACACAAGGGCCUGCUUGAGACUGCUGAAAAUUAUAUUCUACUAAUAUAUAAUUCAUAACUGGGAAUUGCUAAAUUCAUUGUCAAAAUGUUUUGCUUGUGGCAAGGAGUUCCAUAGCUUAGCUUUCCUCAACCUAAGCACAAAAUUUGGUCUGGAGGUAUUGUGAGUGAGCACCUACAUUUUAGGCAAAAUAUUCUAAUCCAGAGGUUCCAAGUGCAGAAGCCUUUUAAAAAUAUUUUUUCUCUUUCCGGCACCACAUAGCUCUGAAUGCCCCCCCCAAUAUUCUGUAAUUCCCCCCCCCCACAUUCUUCUUUCUCAGUCAACUUGUGCCUUAUUCCUACUCCCCUGCCCCCCACCCAACCCCUGCUGCUCCCCACCCAACCCCUGUUUGUUUCUUUUAUCCUUUCUCACUGGGCCUUUUUAUAUUCACUUAUAACAGGUUCCCUCUCUUUUCCCAUUCAUUUCUUUUCCCUGUUUAUUAUUAUUAGUAAUAUAUUAUUUCAUUUUUUAAUUUGCUUCAACACCACCUCUUGCCCUUUUCUCUCAGAGGAGGGAGACCUUACUUCCCUUCCCCUCUUUUCCAGGCCACCUUUACUCAGCAUGCAAGAAGAUGCUGUUGCUGGCAUUGCUCCUACUAGAAGGCUAUAGCAUGGCUGGAAGGCAUGGCAGACAAAUAAGGAGGCACUGCCUUGGCACAGAAGCCCAUCUGAAAGUCUUGGCCCAGGGCCCACUCUUUGAAAAACACUGGUCUAAAUUGCUUGAGAAACACUGAAGGAGAGAUAACAGGAUGCAUCCUGAUCGCUGUCAUAUCACCUAACAGUACCCUUGCAGCUAUAGGCUAGAAAGGCUAUUAUUACCCCUCAAGGUGAUUUGCAUAGCUGAAGGCCAGUUGGCAUUGUUAUUCCAUUUACCCAUUAUUUCCCCCCCAGUUCACUAGCCUGGAUGGUUUGCCAACAUCCUCCAUAUACCCUUUGCUUGCUUGUUAAUUCAUAUGUUUAGAAAACUUUAACCAGAAGGUAAGCUUUCAAUACUAGGUAAGACUGUUUUGUAUCUCAUGUUUUAUUUCUAAUUUCUGUUAUGCAAAAUACUUGUUUCAUAUAGUACCUGAGCACCUUCUCUUUGGGGAAUUUUUUUUUUUUUAUUACUUGCAUGAUGCUAAAAAAAAUAUUCUGAACUACUUUACUAAUGUAGACCCUUGAAAUGUGCAUAGGCCAGUAAUACUACCAGUGAAGGCAUAUAUCUUUUUCCAGUUACUUUUGAAAUACAGUCUUCUGUCUGUCAACCUUGUGGACAUAUUCUUCUCUCCCCCAUUUCAGAAACAUGUAUGCUGCUCCAGUCUCCUAUCUGGUACAGUGAACCAUCUGCAGCAGCUCUCUGACUCCUUUGUAGUAUGCAUAGUUGAGCAGCCUACUUCUGUAUGCAUCUAUUUUUCCUUUUCAUAUAGCUCAUGUUGCCUGUUUUCUUCUACACAGCUUUUUCCUUUCUGCCUGAACAUGUCUCAGCAAUUACUGUUUUCAUGUCUUGUGGACAGAAAAGCAUCUUCUUUUGUCUGUGUCAGGCACUGGCUGCUCUUCAGGGAGAGCUCUUAUUUGUAGUGUUGUGGGCCAUAAGUACCAUGUGUGGCAUUUUCUGGGAGCAACCCUCCCUCCCUUCUGCCUUAUGGGUAAUAAUGCACUCUCUCUGAGGCAAUCUGUAAAGAGAAGAAUUGAGGGAAAGUGCCAUGUUUCUAGAGUUUUCUACUGGCUUGUGGUUGAUUGAAAAAACAACAACUCUUCUCCCACAUCCUUCUGUUUCUUUCUAGGCUUUGUUUUCAUGGUUUUCAACCCCCACUUCAUCUUUUACCACUUGGGUUCUUCAGACUGCUACUGAUUAACAUCUCUGACUUUAGCCCUCUAUUUCCGCCUUCCUGCCUGCCCUUCCCAUUUCAUUGUUGUUUUUCUACAGCCUACACUCUCAAAUAGCCACACCCCAGGAAAAGCAAUUGGCUAAUCCUGCAGUAGGCCAUGCAUUUUAAUGGCCUUUUAUUACAGGAUAAGACACUUCAUUCACUGAUUGCAGCAGGGGUUUUUUCAGUUGCCUUAGCUUGAAGCAUGAAAGCUUCCUUGCUUUCAACAGCAUAUAUUGUUCCAAUAAAAUGUACUUUUGCCUCUCAUUCUUUUUGGGACUUGGCAUGCAAGAUCAUUCCAAAUGGGGGAAGAUCAAGCUCCAAUAUUUCUUCCACUUUCCUAAUUUAAAAUACUUAAAGGAUAUGUUUACCAUAGUGAGAUAAAUCUGCUGUUUGCCUCUGAGUUCAAAACAACAUGAACUACCUGAGAGGGCUCCCCAAUUAGUCUUUGUUUUUACUGGCACUUAAAAGCCCUUUGCUUUAGCUCAGUAAAGCAUUUUGUUGUUUUAGAAGAGCAGAACUUGAGGCCUCAUCUAGCUAUUGCUGCUAUUAAAUUACUAGCUGAUAUGUGACCAAAUCCUCCCUCCAGGGACUGAAUGUGUCACUUUGGCUAUGUGCCCAGCCACCAUCAGCGCCAUUGCACUCCCAGAGCCAGGACGUCUUUCCCACAGAGAAUCAAACUGUAUACCAGUUGUAUUUGUUUGGGAAUGUUGUUCUUGAUAUGAAUAACACUGAAGCAGAGCUGCCAGUGAAAUAAAGCCACAUGGGCAGCCUCCAUAGUGGACUCUCUCUCUCUCUCUUUCUUGGCUUCCGAAUCAUUAAAACUUUAAAGCACCAAGAGUGAAUAAGAGCUACAUGUGCAGUUUGCAAAAUGCUCCUCUGUAUUAGACAGGGCAAGGCAAAGGAAGCUUUGUCUACAGCACUGACACUGCUGCUAGCAGCCAUUUUGGUGUUAAUAUGGGUGUGCAGUCCGCUGGGGGCAAUUGUGCUUGGAACAUGUGUACAGUCAAGUACAAAUUAAAUAUCUGUUUAAAGUUCAUAAAAUGAAUUCAUGGUGCAAAAAAUAGCCACAUUCCUAUAAUAAUCUUUCCCCCUCAGGAUGUAAUAAUUCAAGUAAAUAUUAGUUGCUCAUUUCUCAUUGUUAGAAAAGCACCCUUGCAGUUUUACAAGUGGUGAUUACAUAUAAAUGCUAAGCCAAAGCUAUGUUUUAGUAAGCCACACUGUGCAUGUAGCUUGGGCACUUUCUCUUUCACCCCUUCCUUUGUGCAAGUGGGUAAACAAACCACCAAGGGCUUAGUGUGACGUCUGAACCCAAAUGUACUUUGUUUCACCAGAACAAACCCUGAUCUCCAGCUAGCCUUAAACCAUGAUUUUCUGUUAGCGAUUGUGUGUGUGUUUUUAGGGCAAAAGCUACCCUAGGUACAGGUUUAUACAUGAUGCUAAACAAACCCCCGUCAUGGUUUGUUGACUUCCUAGUGGUGCAUCAAUAAAACUGCUAGCACAUUUGCAAAACUAAACAGGGUCUGGUAUGGUUUUAAAUUGGAUGGGGGAUUGUGUGUGGAGAUUCCUGCAACCUUAAGUAUUCCUUCCAACUUUACAAUUCUAUGAUUCAUACAAAGGGGAGGAGCAAAGCACUCAGAACGCACAGCUCAUGUGCCAAGUGGCUUACAAAACUAUUGUUUAUGGCAGAGAUGGAAAACCUGUUGCCUUCAGGCAUUGUUGGACUACAACUCACACAAUCAUCCUUGACCACUGGCUUUGCUGGCUGAAGCUGAUGUGACUUGUAAUCCAAUAGCAACUGGAAGGCCAUAGGUUCCCCACAUGCCUAGUAUAUGGCUUAGCAUUCCAUGUUAGCAUUAGACUUCAAAGACAUUAGCCUGUUGAUUCGUGCCCCCCCCCCCCAUUCUUGAAAUGUCAUAUAUUAUUGACACAACUGCACACUAAAGCUGUAGCUAAGUAUUUCCAAGAAAUGUGUUAUACUACAUGAGCAGCAUUGUCUUGUACUGCAGAACUAAAGGAAUAUUCUUUCCUUUCUCUACCUGCAAUGAUUUGAUCCCUUUGGUUUGCAUGUUUUACUGUUUGGACUCCCUCCCGCCCCCCAUCUACCACCAGGAAGCACCCUUUAUAAUUGUCCAUUACAGUGUUGGUUGUCUCAGGUCUAUGUUCAGUCUCUCCCAUUACAUGGAUAGAACGUUGCUGUGCUUUCAGUCUCUCCCUAUCUAAGAGCGAGUGUAUUUAUUUAUUAUUUACAUUUAUAUCCCUCCUUUCUUCUAACAUGGAACACAAGGAAGCAUACACAUAGUUCCCUGGAGGCUUCACAGGCAGGCAUUGAUCAGACCCAGUCCUGCUUACCUUUAGCAAGGUGGUGCCCUCCUAUGUCUUCAGACCAUAACCAUACCUUCAAACUUCAGUCCUGUACUCUCCAGUAUAACAGCCAUUUGAAAACACGACAGCUGUAUGCGUUAUAUGUUGAUUGUGGGAAGAGGCUGGUUGUGCUUUUUUGUCCCUUUUAGUCAUCUUCACUGUCACAACACUUGUACCAGUUGACCAUGUUGGGAAGAGGAGGUGCAGUAGAGCUAGAGGGGUUUUGGCCUGAUCCAGCAGGCUCUUCUUACGUUCUUGAUUCUUGUCCUAAAGUGUUUUUCUUAAGGUAGUGUUCUAAAACACGACCACAUUUCUAACUGUUGUCAGAGCCAGCCGUUACAAAUGGCGCAGUUUAGCAUAAAAUAAAGACACAGAGAGCCAGCAAUAUUUUCAGGAUGGUAUGUGCAGCUCCUUUCGAACUUCUCUCUCCUCCCGUAGCUUUUUUAUUAUCCUUUGUCUCUCUCCAGCCGCAUGGCUGUUUGCCAAUGUCUCACAUUACCUACAUCCGGUCAUGGCUUUAACCCACCCACAAACCAUAUAAGGUCAUCACUGCCCAGAGGAAACACAACUCCAUUUAAGGUCAAUACAUUCCAAUACAUUGUAAAGCUCAGAGUGCUGGUCAGCCGAGGUCAGGGGGCACCCUGCAAUAUUACAAGCCUUUGCCGUGGCUUUAUGACUCCCACAUGCCCUCUUUCUUUAUUUUAUUAAUCAGAGUCAUAUAUGUCAGUACCAAUACCAAUACCAAUAUCGAGCGCGAUAAGCGACUCUUGUGACACCGGAAGCGGGCCGCGGACUGAAGAACCAUGCAGUACAUAUAGAAAUUAAAGACGGAAUACAUUGGAUACAGCAACACAGAAUAAUGCAAAUAACUACUAUAAUGAUCACUAAAAUCAAUAAAUGUCGAAGCCAACUCCCAUCUGGGAGCCAAGAAUAUAAGAAUUCUGAUUCCAAGCUGCAUGGUAGGCUUCCUUUCUAGUUUAUUAGCCAUGCACUGGUGUCACUCCUAUAGCACUGAGAUUGGUCACUGUAUGUUCCUGUAAGAGAACAAGAGCUAUUAAAAGUGAAAUUCAAUGUAUAUUGACAGUUUGGAUAUAUGCCCCAUGAUUCUUUCCCCUCUUUAAUUUGAAAACAAAUGGGGGCAGGCUCAUGGAGGGUCAAUUGUACUGGAGGCCAAAAAGUUUGCUUAGGGGAUAUAAUAUUAAUAAAUUGAAAAGAUCCAUUGACAGGCACACCAUGAAGCAUUAUGCCGGAAUGACUGGCAUACACACCCAACAUUUAGAAGCAUGCAAUAAACUGGCAAACAUAAUCAUAUCUUGUACAAAAAUAUUAUCCCUCCAUAUCUUAUGAUAAUUUUCUCCCCUAAAAGUCUUAUUCAACAACGCUGUUCUUCUAGUUCGAAAGUGGCUGAGCCGUGGAUACUGCCAGCCAGAGUAGGAAGCUGACAACAGCUGCUUGCCAGCCGAUGAGGUGAAAUAUGGUGGUUUCAACUGGACUGGGUCGUCUGCUGGAUCCUUGUAUAACGGUGCAGCAAAGGAUGGCAAGGCAAAUGUUUAGGAAGGCAAACACUGCCAGAUGCAGCUUGUGUGCAGCACCCCUAGGUGGCGCAUGCGGAAAGGUUUCAAUGCUUCACCCACAAAAUGUUGACAAAGUGUAGGGGAGUUCCGCAUGCCUUGAGGCAGGACAACCCACUGAUAUCGCUGGGUGGGCUGCGAAUUGUUAUAUACUGGCAAUGUAAAAGCAAACCGUUCCCUGUCUGCUGGAGCCAGUGGGAUGAAGAUGGUUCAAUGUGGCCGAAAGUCAAUUGUUCAGAAAUAAGCUGGUCAGAGAUAGCUGGUGCCGCUGCUGCGGAUUUUCUUUUGGUAGAGGCCACUGUUCUACCCCCACUGGGGUAUCGGUGAUCCUGGUUUGCCACACUGGAAACAAGUUGUAUCGGUGGCUACAGGCUGGUUUUCAUUUAGCGCUGUUGCCAGCAGAUGAGCCUUAUGGGUGGCUGUACCUACAGACUGACAAAUGCGAAGCAUGGCUGCUGUGUCUGUGGCAGGAUUGUGUAUUAUCGGUCGUAACGCAACCUUACAAUCCUCAUUGGCAUUUUCAAAGGCCAAUUGUUUGAUAAUUAUUUGUUUGGCUUCAGGAUUUUCAAUUUGGCGACUCACUGCUGUAAGCAGCCUGUCCAUAAAGGAAGAAUAUGAUUCUCUUGCCUCUUGCCUGAUUGAACCCCACCUUGAUUGAAUACUGGGUUCUGGGAUUUUUCUCAUUGCUUGUUUAGCAGCAAGAGCAGUGUCCCUCAAUAAGAUUUGCAGCAGUGUGGCUUGCACUGAAGCUUGAGCGAAGGGACCACGCCCCAUCAUGGCAUCUGUGACGUCUGCGAGGGUAACAUUUGGAUUAUUUCCUCUGACUUGUUGUAACAAGGCUGGAGCAUAAGCACGGCAGGCAGUUUCCCAUUCGUGGGCAAACAAAACACCAGCUGAUGGGGGUAACACUGUAUGGGCCAAAAGCUUGAUGUCCUCUGGAACCAAGAGCUGGGCUAAUGUGGCUUCUAAAAGCGCCUGCGUAUAUGGGGCUUGGAGUCCAUUGGCCUUUACUGACUGUUGCAGCUCUUUCAAAAUCUUAAAGUCAAAAGGUUGGUGUUGGGCUUGGGUGCCUGCUGGGGCACCAGCAGGGGGCACAAUAACAGGGAAUGCCAUAGUAUCCUGAAUUAAGGAACAGGCAAGGACUGCAUGUUGAAAAGGGGUAGCUGGUUCUGCCGCUGAAAGAUUAGGAUCAUUGCCAGCCAGACCACGGUAUUUUUGCAGGAUUGGGUCCUCAGGUGAGGAACUGUAGUCCGGAGGUUUGGGGUCUGGAGCUGCUGGCAAGGCAAGUAUUGGAACAGACUGUAACACAGCAGGCUGGACUAAGGAAGCUGGAGGUUGUGUUGGCAAUGCAGCCAUGGAGAUAUUUUUUGGUGAUAAAGAGCCCAUGGCGUAACGAACCUUGCACCAUGCAUUUAGAAUCCGAACACCUAUGCUGGGGUGCCCAUGAAAAUGUGCCCCAAUCUUGUCCCAAAGUUUUAAUUCCCAAGUCCCAUCUGCAGGAAACCAGGGGGAAUGCUCUUCGAUGGCCAGAAUGAGCUGUAUCAAAUCACCCUCCGGAACUUCCAAUUUGUUGGAGAGGAGAAAUUUUAAGUCUUUUAAAAAUUUCUGUUGGGGAGUAGACAAAGAGCUGCCCAUUUUUCUAAAAUCAAGAUAGAAAAAAGAGAUCGAACUCACCGGGAUCUUUUUAAGAUGAUUAGCGCUUGCAACCCUUGCCGGGCGUGGUGAGCCGAUGAUAUGUUUUGCUUGGAUCGAAAAACCUCACACGGUUUUCUUUUAAAAGCCUCAGACAUAUUCUUUUAUUCAGCCUCACAUGGUUUUCUUUUAAAAUCCUCUUAGUCUGCCUCAGACUGUUUUCUUUAAGUUGCCUCACACGGGGCACCACUUGUCGGAGCCAGCCGUUACAAAUGGCGCAGUUUAGCAUAAAAUAAAGACACAGAGAGCCAGCAAUAUUUUCAGGAUGGUAUGAGCAGCUCCUUUCGAACUUCUCUCUCCUCCCGUAGCUUUUUUAUUAUCCUUUGUCUCUCUCCAGCCGCAUGGCCGUUUGCCAAUGUCUCACAUUACCUUUAACCCACCCACAAACCAUAUAAGGUCAUCACUGCCCAGAGGAAACACAACUCCAUUUAAGGUCAAUACAUUCCAAUACAUUGUAAAGCUCAGAGUGCUGGUCAGCUGAGGUCAGGGGGCACCCUGCAAUAUUACAAGCCUUUGCCGUGGCUUUAUGACUCCCACAAACUAUCUGAAAUAAACUCCUAUUGGAUUAUCGUUUGAUCUAUAAAACCACUGGAUACAAAGAAUUACCAGAAUAAUAAUAAAGAAUUCAGAUUAAGUGUGUGGUCUUUUAUUAUUCAGUAGUUUCAAAUACUGAAUAAUAUCCCAUAGAUUAGCAGUACUAUCUGGUGAUUCCUUCUUUCUCCUGUAGGGAAUGAAUUUGAUCCUGUGUGGGUUGUCACCGCCCAUUCCUUUGCAUUUAGAUUAGAAACACAGGUUUCUGUACUUUUAUCAGGAGUUGCCAACAAGGUGCCCUCCAGAUGUUGCUAGACUAAUCAUGGUUCCUACUAGCUAGGAUUAAUGAAAGUUGGGGUCCAGGAACCUCUGAAGGGCACCACAUUGGGUAUCCUAAAAUUAUAAAACCUGUCUCUGAGACUCCUGGAUAUAAACAUGCAUAGAAUCAUAAAAUUGCAGUGUUGGAAGGGAUCCAAGGGUCAUCCAGUCCAACCCCAUGCAAUGUAGGGAUAUCAACCAAAGCAUCCAAGACAGAUGGCCAUCCAGUCUCUGCUUUAAAACAUUGAAAGUGGGAGAGUCUACAAUCUCCCAAGGGAGUCCGUUCCACUGUCAAACAGAUCUUACUGUCAGAAAGUUCUUCCUGAAAUCUUCGUCCUUGUAACUUGAAGCCAUUGAUUUGAGUCCUACUCUCGAGAGCAGGAGAAAACAAGCUUGCUCCAUCUUCCAUGUGACAGCCCCUAAGAUACAUGGCUUUCAUAUCUCCUGUCUCCUCUUUUCCAGGCUAAAAAUACCCAGCUCCGUCAACUGUUCCUCAUAAGACCUGGUUUCCAGACCCUUUAUUAGGUUGGUUGCCCCCCCCCCACAUUUCAGCUUAUCGACACCCUCCUUAAAUUGUGGAGCCCAGAACAGGACACAGCAUUCCAGGAGUAUUCUGCUCUCAGAUAGUAGAAAACCUAGUAGAUUUGCUAUUUCCAGCUCCCUCUUGCUUCUAAAAUGGGGUUAAAAAUUCCACCCCCACUGGUGUACAGCAAGCCCACAAUUUACGUACAUUUAACUUGUGCACAUUUAACUUGGCAAAAAAGGGGGUUAAAAAGGAGGCGGGGUUCCAGGAAAAAUGACUUUAGCAAUCCCACCCACCAUUGAACCUAGUGUGUUUUGACUAUAUGGAAUUUUGACUUUAGACACAAUCCCUGGAACAUAACCCCCACAUAAGCUGUAGGCUUACUUUACUUCUCAUUGUUGAAUUUGCACAUAUGUAGACCUAUUUCUAAUACAUUGUCACCUACAGAGUAGUAAACAAUGUCCCCAAGUUUUAGCCACAAACACUAUUUUUUUUUUUUUUAAAUGUUCACAAAAGAUUUCACAAACAAAAAGAUUCAAUGAAAUCUGUAGAUUUUUGGCAUUUGGGGGCCUUUUGGUUCCAGGCAAUUGUGGUUUAAAAAUGUCAUAUAUGAAUGACACAGGGAAGCAGAUAAUGUGCCCUUCUGACACAAUACACAUGGCUUCACUGGGGGACAUUUUACUGCCCUUAAACACUUUGGGAUUUUGCUUGGGUUAGCAAAAUUGCUCAGAAAUUGCCUAUCUUAGUUUCCACUGAAGAUGGUUAAGUGGCAUAUAUAUUUCCCCUUUAUUAUAUUGUUCAGUUCCUGCUGCAUUUUGAAAAUGGACAAAAACUGUGAAGGUACAUUCUGAGUUUUGCUGCUCACCAUCCUGAAAAACAGUGAUUAGGUUUUGAAAGGCAAAAAGCUUCUGCCUCGCAGAAACUAGAAUUUUGUAUAUCAAAUCAGUAUUAAACAUAAUUUGCUGGUAUAGCCUGAAAAACAGCCUUGGUGAAGGACAUACAUCUUCUUAGUGGCAUAAGCACUGAGUUUUCCUGUGAAGUGUAAAAAUGAUGGUUAUCUUAGAAAAGCAUGGCCACAGCAUGAGGCAAGAGAGCCUAGGAUUAUUUCUUUGCCUUGGAUUAUGCACAUGUGAAAAUCCACAAUCAAAAGGGGUGUGUGUGUGUGUGUGUGUGUGUCCGUGUCCGUUCAUCCCUUGGUCUUAACUUUGAUUACAUUACUUGAGUGUUGAGAUUGGGGCAGUUAAGAAAUAGAUUUAAUUUGGUUGCUAGCCUUUCUAUUUUGCGGCCACAGAAUGCUGUUGCUUCCUUGUGUACCUACCCACCUUUGCUCAUCGGUUCCCUGCUCCCAUGGCUUUUCGAUAUAUUAUUUGAGGUUUAUACUCAGAACUCUUUAUUCUCUUUACUAAUUGCUUUCAGCAAACUCACACUUCCUUAUUUUGGUCUGUUCAUAUACAAGGUUGCUAAUAUUCCUUUCUCUUUUUGUAUACACAUUUCUUUGCAUGGUAAUUUGUAGGUGCAACUGGGGCUUUUUGUUUUCUUAACUGUUUUAACUGUGAUACAGAAAAAGGUCAGCAUAAACGUAAGCAUUUACUGGAGAACCUGUGUGAAAACCUGUUCUUUGAAAUGUUUCAUCUAGAACUAUUACCUUUCCCUCAGCACAACAGCAUAUUUUAAGGCCUAUGGUAGCAAAACUGAAAUACUGGCUGUUUUGGAAAAGAAUGAAGCCUAGGUGUGUGUCUUUUUCACACACAUAGAAGUGAAGUGCUUAAGAACUGGCCCCAAAUCAGGCUGUCCAGUUUUGGCUACAGUGUCCUGUGUAUACUUACCUGUACCAUUGAUAAACAACAACUACUUAUGAGUAGUUACAUUCAGGAUUGCACUGUAAAUAAAUUAUCUUUUAAAACAACCUUUUAAAAUUGCUUCCCAUUUUUAGAGACCUAGUUUAAAUUAGGGCUGUACAAGAAAUGUUUCUAAAUUCAGACUGCACUCCCAUUGUUCCUCCCUGCUCUGAAAGCAGCUCUGGUAUUUUUCCACAACUGAAACUCAACUCUUCACAAGGCCUGCAUCUUAAAAAGAGCCGAAUGUGAUAGGGUUAAUGGACAGGAAGCUGCAGCUGCAGCAGACUAAUAGGCAAGCGAGAUUUUUGUUUAACUGACAACUUUAGAAGGCCUUAGGGAUGAGGGAAGGGCAGUUUGUGAAAACAGCAUGCAGCAUACUACUGAAAAACGUAGCUAUUUUCUGCAUCCUUUAUAUUUAAUUAGGAAAGGGACUUUGUAAGUGAUUAGGAAAUCAGAAUCCUGGUUAAUAAUCCAACUUUUGUUAGGCACUGCAACGUAUGUUGGGUAAAAAUCCAGAAUGUGGGUUCUUACAGCUCACAGCAAUCCUGUGUGUAUGUGUGUGUGUGUGUGUGGGAGAGAGAAUCAUAUUUGCUUUUUGAGCUGUGUAGAUGUUAUAUAAUAGCUGAACUACAGCACUAACCUUGAUCCUUUAUUAUAUGUUUAUGUAUCUGACUGUAUCUGUGUCUGUGUGUUAUGCUUCAAAACAUUUUCCUUCCUUUAUGUACUGUGCUUUUCACAGUGUUAUUCAGAAUCGCUGUUUCUCUGUAGCAAAAACAGCUUUUGUGACCUGGGGAAACCUCCAUGUUUAGAAAACCUCAAGCAGAAGCAACAGAUGUGGUUUGAGAAAUUCUUUAUUUAGACUAGCACUUAGUGUUCACUUUAUUCUUCUUGAAAAUCUGCUUUCUGCAAGGAGUUUGUAUGUGUGUGGCUCUUUUUUUAAGUUUCUUUUGCUGAAACAGGCCUAGUUUAGCCUGUCUUCUCUGUGCACAGGAUGGCUCCUGCUUGCCAGAGCUGCACAAAGAUAAUAGCUCAGGAAGUGUUUCAGCCAAUCCCCUGAAGCUUUACAUUCAGAUUUUCCAAAGUAGCCAAUCCAGGAUUAGCUUUUAUUAGGAAGACAGAUCAUCAAGCUGAAGUGCCAAGCCCUUUCUGUCUGAGUACUGAGAGCCUGUCCUCCAUGUUUUAUAAGUAUUGACAUAACACUGUGUUAACAAUGCAUCCACAGAGGUAAGCUUUACUUUUUUACAUUUUUUUCCUCUAAAACCUAUGAGUUGUGGUUUAACAGUGUGAUUCUCUGUGAUUUGUCGCGCAAAACUCACCCCACAGCACUUUAUUAAGUUGAAAAUGUUUAAAUUUGCUUUCUUGGGUCACAUGAUUUAGUAGCCAUUAGCCAUAGCUUUAUUUUACAGACUGGCAAAACGUUUGCAUACAUACUUCUUCACAAGGGGAUGGUGGUUUUUAGAGUUUGUCAAGAUACUGUUCUUCCAAAGCAGCUUUCUGUGUCUGAGCAGUUUGCCUGCACUAUUGUCUGUUGUGUCACAUGCCUGCUGAAGAGAAAAUGGAAGCUAGGGAGCAGAUGCAUUUAACUGCCCUACAGGGAGACAAGCAGGGAUAAUGGCAGACAGCAGAACAGGCAAGUUUACCUUUUCAAACAGUGAAAAGAAGAGCUAUGCUAAGUUAUCCCUGAUAAAAUAUGGGAUUUUUAGCAGCCUAGACUGCAGUAAAUAGUGCUAAUGGUAGAUUGAAGAUACUGGGCCUAACUGGUGGAUUGCUAUUGCAUCAUGUUUUUUGUGCAGUUUUGCCUUAACUUAAAAUGGAUAUUUAACUCUCUCUUUUUUAACAGGAUCCUUAGAAGCAGUGUGUGCAUUUUUCUGGAUGAGAAUAUAUAGCUUACAAGCUGUCUCUUUAAAAAUGACUUUCUUAUUGUAGGUUUUAGAAAUAGUUAAGGUCUAGGUCUGAAUCCACCAGGCAUAGCUAUGCAUCUCUUCCAGUGUCUUACCUAUUUAAAGACAAUUCAAUUUUUAACUAUUAUCUACCUUUUAUUUAGUACAGAUAAAACGAUUUGACUUUUUAACUGUGCUUUUCUCAUCUGUAAAAAAUCAGGCACAGUUCUCAGAGGUGGAGUGAUAUAAAAUCAUGUGUGGUUCAUGAGAGCAUUACAUGUUCAUUUUUUCCCUCCUUUUCGGGCUUUUCUGGUUUUUGGCAUGAUGCUACGUAAUUAUUUCAAAAAUUUCCUUUUGGUCAAAUCCCAAAUCUGCCAGCUUCUUGUAUCCUAUUUACUGGGGGAAAUGAGAUGGUUGCUUGAACACUUGGUAAGUAAACUUGUAUACUAUUCUUUGAUAAUUUUAAACAGUUCUCAAUCUUUUGCUUUUAACAGGGCAAAAUUAAUCCAGCCAGUGAAUUUUUGUGGCUAGCUAGUUCAGUAAAAAUAAAUAUUGUUGUAUUCUCAAAAUUCUGUUCAUUCAAACAGAGUGCUUUUCACAAUGUUCUGCCACACAUGAAAUGUAUACUUCCUGUUUUCCUCUGAAAACAAAAUUCUGCUUAUUCUUUGUUCCUAGACCCCCUUAAUUAAUGCAUUUGCAGGUUAAAGCUCAAUUCAGACUUUCCUCAGGCUUUUGAAGUGUGAUGAAUGUGCUAGUUCUCAGCAAAGUAAUUUACUACAUUGUUAUAAGGCUAUCCUUCAGUAACUCUAUGCUUUUGUUAUCCUAUGAUAUAUCAUCCAGCAUGAAAUUUGGUUUUAGAACCACUUUUGAGUAUCUUGUGCUUUUAAAAUAAUCUGGAACUGAGACAUUUUGUAUGCAUGUCUCAACAAGCAGCUUUUCAUUUAACAUUUUCUCACAGCAUUACACUCUGCUGUGUGUUCAGUUUGUGCAUAGUUUUGUAACAGUGCAAUUCACAAUAUUAUACAAAUGUAUCUUCUGAAAGAAUGCCUUGUCACCAUUUGUGCAGGGGCCUCAUGAUGAUUAUAAACUGCUAUCUAGUAUCCCUUUUACUGUGAUUUUUGUCCUUAAGCUCUAUCGCUUGUUGAAAAGCUCCAAAGUAUGUACCAUUAAGAAUACCUAAUUCAGAUUAUUCUCUUCCCCUCCCCUCAUUUCUAAAGAAGCUGACAUUUAUUAUCGGGCUUUUAUGCUAUUUUAGAAUUUAUUACCAAUAUACCUUAAAUGUUUAGUUCCAAUGGUUGUCAAAACUGUGCUCAGAUGUAUUUUUCUUGCAGCACUUUAUUACACGUUAGCAGCUGGGUGUGGAAUCUUAACAUUACACAAUAUGAUCUUAUGAAGAAGCUGGAGAAAAUGAGCUUGAAUUAAAAUGGCUCCCCUAGGUUUUGUUGAAGAAGGAUGUGUCUCAAAUCUGCACCUUCAGAGGUAUUGUUGACAGGGGGAGGCAUAUUUGCAUGGACUACCCUUGUGCACAUAAUGAAACACAGCAUCACAAGUCCCCUGAAGUUCACCCUUUUAAAUGUUCAAAUGCUAAUUCUUUCAUAGUUCACAAAAUAUAAAUGUCUGCAUUGCAGCAAGAUGUCUGAGGCAAGGAGAGACAGCAGUGUUGUUUCCAGAUCAGACCAAUCAUGCUGUUCUUUCGAGAGCCUGAGCCAAUAGAAACAGAGGAUAGGUUAAAGAUUGGCAAAUACUGUAGCAAGGCUAAGAGAGGCCUUCUGGAAAUUUCUCCCAUCUUUGUUCCAUCAAAGUAAAGCAAAUUCAGCCAAACUGAGGAAUUCCAAUUAAAAAGAAAUGUUUUUGCAAAGUAUAACAGUCACUUUUAUGGAUGCCAUAUCCUUAGAAGCACGGUGUGCCAACCCAUCCCACCCUUUUUGAGCCAGGUGAUGUUUUUGUCUUUAAACAACAGAGGGUGGGUAGAUGAAUACUUAAAUCAUUUUGCCCAGGCAGUACUGAAUCUUGAAAGUUUUGUUGUUGACUGUAGUUUGUAUGAAGCAACAUAACUGUGAUUUGGUCUUCUGAUAGAAAACAAUAGUUUUGGCAAUAAGGAAGUAUUAUAAUUCCAAUUUAUUUAUUUUUAGCAGCUACAUAUUUUUUUAGCUUGGCCAGUAUGAAUAUAAUUCACCACUAUUAUUUAGACAUCAUUCGGUUACUUUUGUAAUUGACUCUGCAGAGAUCAGAACUGAAAAACAAAGCGUUCUGGUUUAGAAAAUAAAAUAAAAACAUUAGCUUUAAAAAGACCACAUGCCUUUCAUUCUGAGUAGCAGUACUAUUUUAGUUUUGAGCUAAAUGGAAGUGGGUAAGCUUAUUGAUAGCAUUUGACAUUGCAGGGAAAGGAAAGGGUUCCUUAUGUAAAGUGUCCAAAAAGGAAUGCUUCUCUCCGCCCCCCCCUUCCUUCAGCAGCUGCUUUGCUGACAUUGGAAGAACCAUAUGCAAAACAGCCCCUAGGUUUUCCAACACAUUUGUAAAUAUGACAUCCAUGUACAUGAGCUUCUCUGUAUAAUGGCCACUCUCCCCCCUCCCUCGUUCAGAAAAGCAGCCAUGUUUGUUUUAUACCUGGCAAGAAAUAAAAGAAAUUCAAUCCCCUCUAAGACAGGUGCUACUUUGUAGUCAUCCGCUCUAGAGUGAUAAGUCUCAGUGCCAGCUAUGCCCUAGAUUCUGCUGAGCCAAGAGUAUCAACUUAAAGAGCCCCAGAUGGCAUCUUGGCAUUCUGGGAGCUGUGCUUGUACCAAAUUCUCUACAUAGCACCACAAAAUAGGUGCACUAGGCCUUAAGAUUGGACUUUCAAAACCUGUUGUUAGAAACCAGGGCCCAAUGUAUUUCCCCCCACAGAAUCUGUUACUGAGUUUAACAUAUUUUGCUACAAUCAGACAUGUUUUUCCCCUUCAGUGAUAACAAUUUAUUGUCAGAGCCCAUGACGUUGAGUGAUUCAAAAUAUGAUAAAAAGAAACCUUUAUCCUGAGGUAAUAUUCACAGCACUAAUCGAGUGUUGGUUGUGCACAAAGGAAUAUACUCAGUUAUGUUUCCAUAUUUUGGAGGUGUUCAGCCGGAGUUGGCUUAGGCAUGUCAACUUCUCCAUGGGAUUGAGCUGUUAGUAUUAUAAGAAACCUAUUAUGCCAUAUAAGUCUUAAUUAAACAGUUGCUUGCAAGAUCCUGUAAUAUGUGAACAUUAUUACCACUUUCUCAUGCUUUUAAGGAAAAAGCACAUUUAAAAUGUAUGUAUGCAUCUGGAUUUAAACUGCUUAAUUUGUCUUGUACGUGUUGUCAGUAUUAUUUAAAUUUAAUACACAUUAGGCUUUUUGCAGGGUAGCUGGAGAAACAUUUUCAGUGCUUGCACAUGCAGACUGAAGCCAGCAUCUAAAAUGGAAGGAUUUCCUUAGUAACCUGUGACUUCAUAGAGCUCCCUGUCUUCUGAAUUUUAGUUACACAUUAGGUUGUCAGAUAUCACUGUGUCAUCUUUUACCAUUUUUUCUGCUACCGAGAUGAUUGCUUUGAAUACAGUACUGCUGUUUAAACAAGGGACAUAGUUAUUGAAUAAAUUGCUACCAUUUUAGCUUUCAGUAUAGGAAUGAGGCAAUGCAGUGCUGCCAGACGCCAUUUUAAGAAUCCCUGCAUAAAUAGCAUAGCUACCGAUGAGUAAGAGACUGUUAUAGGUGAGUGCUUAUACACAGAUGCUAUUUAUUCAGUAAUGGCAUGCAAAAUACUUUGUCCAAUUUCUUAUUAAAUGCAAUUUCUGGACAUUUUAUUUUAUGAUUGCUGCUCACAAUCUGAGAGCAGCAAUUAUUACUUUGAAGCUAAAAAUGAAUUUAAAUGUUUAUGAUGUUAAAACAUUGUUUUUCAUUUAAAUGAAAUAGCUUCCAGAAAUGUAUAGUGCUUGAGAUUAACUUAAAUACAGUAAUUUCCAUAACUGAUACUAUUAUAUAUGUGGGCAAUAUCUUCUAGGUAGAUUUCCAUAUCAGAUUUCCUGGUUUAAAUGUCAAGGUGCAGCAGUUCAUCUACAACUUUUGAUUGCUGUCUAUAGUUAACCUAGGAUAAGGGAAUAUGCAGAUGUUUCUACAUUCAUAUUUUUAUUAUUCAGGGUGUAAUGAAAUGAUACUCUCUGAAGGAUAUAUCUUAUUUGUAUAAAUAAAAAAAACCUAUAAUACCUUAUGGAGGCAAAUUGGAAAUAUGAUUCUUUUUUUAGUUGUGAUAAAGAUAGAUAUGCUGCAAACCCAUAGGGUAUGUUUGUGUUCAUUUAUAACCCUCCUUUUUACUUCCCAUCUCCCAGCUUCCCUGUAAAAAUAAAGGAGGGGGAGAGCUUCCAUUUGCAAAUCAUCUCUGUCAUGCAAGUUAAAAAGUAUAUGAAGAACAACUUAGUUUUGUUUUAACAUUUGAGACUUAAUUGAGUGUGUGUUACUGAACCUGAUAAAUGCUGUAGUUAAUAUAAAUUUUAGUCAGUUAUGUUGUUGGCAAAGAUUUCCUCACAGAAGUGCUCUCUUCAGUGUCUUUUUCUAAGAAAAGAAUUCCCUCACAGAAUAUAUAUAUUUGUGGUGGUAGAAACUUCAAUACUAUUUGUGGUACACAGCUCUAGACUAGUAUAUUCUUAAAUGCACAGUAAAAGGCAAGAAAUAUCAGAUUACUAAAAUGAGCUGAAUGAAUUGUUGGUGAAUGUGGUAGGAAAGAUGUUGUAUAUUUACCCCUCAGUUUUUUACUGGUUUUCUUUAACAUUAUCUUUAAUAUUUUCUUUCUGGUUACAUUUCAUUUGAUGUCAAAGUGCACUUCCAUUUUUAAAAAAGCAAAAGAAUAGAAAGGAGUAUUAGGGAAAAGAAAAGCAUUGCAAAAGUACUGAAUCACAGCUGUUUGGGAAAUGUUUUCUUUUGAGAUUGUCUCUUUAAAUCUUUUAUUUAAACUGCUGGUGAGAUGAAUGAGAUAUUGUAUUUAAACAGCCUGCAAACAAUUCUUAUGGAGAAUUAAAGGCUAGAACCUUUAUUUUUUUAAAUAGAAACAUAAGAAGCUGCAGUGUACAGAAGCAGAUCAUUGGUCUGUCCAGUUCAUUGGUCCAUUUAGCUCAGUAUUGUCUGCACUGACUGGCAGUGAUUCUCCAGGGUGUCAAAGUCUUUGCCAGCUCUACCUGGAGAGGCAAGUGAUUGAAUUUGGGACCUUUUCCAUGCACAGUGUGUUCUCCACUAUGAAGUUAUGCCCCCGCCCCCCCGGUAUUUAGGACUUGGAAAGCUGCUAUAAUUCAGAAGAGUAUCACAAAAAUCCUGACUUCAAGAACCCAGCAUAAUUUACACUGUCUUAAGUUAAAACUGUGUAAAUUACCCCAUUCCUAACUCUGUUCAAGAGCAGGGCUACUGCCAGCUGAGCUGGCCUGAGACUGGCAGUGGGAAAACAAAAAUAGAAUUUGACUUACACCAGUAUGCCACCCCUUUUGAUGUUAUAGGUUUGGCGCGGUCACCAGCUCUUGUGACCAAGUGCAACGGUGUUCAGAUUCUGCCCACCCCACCCCAAAACACCCAUUUUAAAGGGCUUAUUCUCAUGGAAGAUAUACCAGUCUCAGUUCAGCCAGCAUAGUCAGUUUGAGGGAGUUAUGCCAGUGUAUCUCUGGCUAAACCAGAAUGUGGGGCAUAUGCCGACAUGGCCUGGUUGAGCUGUAGAUCCUCUGGAUCCUCACUUAGCCAUCCCAGCGAACCUUGGGUUUGGAACGUUCCUUAAAUUACAUAUAGUGUGAUUAAAAUUAAAAUGGAAGGUUAUUCUCUAUGUACAAAAUUUCACCACUAUAACCCCAGUUGAUAAGUGGAACGAGUGUGUGUUUAUAGCUGCCAGAAAAUGCAGGGUUAUUCUAGCCCCAUAAUGCAAAACCAUUGUGACAAUUGGUAAACAUAUAUCUGUAUAAUGUUUCGCUGAUCUUGGGAUUCUGAUAGAGUAGUGUAUAUAACAGAGAUGUGAAGUCAAAUCUAUGGUCCUAUCCUUAAUCUAUUUACAAAAAAGUAUUCUGUUUUCGAUGUAAUUAAUUACCACUAAAAUGUGUUAACUGUUGUCUUGCACAAUUUUAGAAAAUUGAGAAAUUUCAGAACUGUGGGGCAUUUGGAAGAGCAGCAGAGAAGAGGCAGAAGUAAUUUAUUGUAUCUAUUUCUGUCAUGCCUGCAAAGAGAACAUUAUCUUAUCUGCAAAUAUGUAGAUAGAAAUUAGCUCAGAGUAUUCUAAAUACUUCGAAAAAGAUUUUUGACAGUUGACUCCUAAAGAAUGAAUUAGGGCAUUGUAUGCGGGUGGCGCUGUGGGUUAAACCACAGAGCCUAGGACUUGCCGAUCAGAAGGUCGGCGGUUCGAAUCCCCGCGACGGAGUGAGCUCCCAUUGCUCGGUCCCUGCUCCUGCCAACCUAGCAGUUCGAAAGCACGUCAAAGUACAAGCAGAUAAAUAGUUACCACUCCGGCGGUAAGAUAAACGGCGUUUCCGUGCGCUGCUCUGGUUCACCAGAAGUGGCUUAGUCAUGCUGGCCACAUGACCUGGAAGCUGUAUGCCGGCUCCCUCAGCCAAUAAAGUGAGAUGAGCGCCGCAACCCCAGAGUCGGCCACGACUGGACCUAAUGGUCAGGGGUCCCUUUACCUUUACCUUACAGAUCAUUAGUUGCUUAAAAACGAGCAGAAGGGCAUAGUGGGCUUCCCCAAGAAUUGUUAUGGAAUUUGUAUAAUUUAAGCUAUGCAUAAAUGAUCUAGUCAUGGAUAAAGAACCAAGUUCUCAAGUUUAACAAUGACUACCAAGUUAUUCUGGAUACCAAGCAACCGGCAAAGAUUCCCAAAGCAAGCUCUGUAUGCUGUUACUGUGUUCUCCUUGUCAUGUUGGCUCUUCUAGAGCUGGAGCUGGUGUAGACCAGGCAUAGGCAAACUCAGCCCUCCAGAUGUUUUGAGACUACAACUCCCAUCAUCCCUAGCUAACAGGACCAGUGGUCAGGGAUGAUGAGAUUUAUAGUCCCAAAACAUCUGGAGAGACGAGUUUGCCUAUGCCUGGUGUAGACAAUAGCAAAUGGAAUAAUAAAGACACAGUCUUAGUUGUAAGGAAGGCUAAAGAGGAUGAACUGCCCUGAGACCUCCAGGCAUAGGGCGGUAUAUAAAUUCAAUAAAUAAAUAAAUAAAUAAAAUAUAGCUUUUGCGUAGUUCCUUAUACCAGAUGGAUGUGAAAUUGCCAGCUCUGGAUGGGGUUACACUCUCUCUAAAGGAGCAGUCACAUAGCUUGGGGAUACUUCUGGUUCCAUCACUGUUACUUGAGGCUUAAGUGACUUUGGUGGCGUGGAGUGGCCCACCAAUGUGGAGCUCCAAUAUGCUCCAAUGUGGAGACGAAGAGCCUAGUUUCUGUUUUCUACACUCUGGUAAUCUCUAGGUUAAUUACUUCAAUCUAUUGCACUUGGGGCUGCCUUUGAAGAUCGUUUGGAAACUGCAGGUAGUAUAGAAUUCAGCUUCCUGGAUGCUCACCAGGACAAUAUGUAUGGUCUGAGCAUAUAACACUAAUCUUGGUCUGUCUGCUCUGGCUUCCAAUUAGUUUCUGGGCCAAUUUCAAAUUGCUGGUUUUGACCUAUAGAAUGUUGUGUAGCUCAGGACCUCAAGGACCAGCUGUCUCCAUAUAAACCAACCCAGACCCUGCAAUUGUCAUCUGAGACCCUUCUUCAUGUGCCACCUCCACAGGAGGCCCAUAGAGUGGCAACACAAGAAUUAACCUUUUUAGUAGCUGCUCCCUUAUGGAAUGUUCUCCCUAGGGCACCAUCAUUAAAAUAUUAGACAAUUUCUACAGGACAGAUUUGAUAGCCAUUAGACAUGAUAGUUAAAAAUGGGAACUUCCAGUUCAUAUGUGGUAUAUAUUGAUUACUAAGUGCAAGAGGUGAUCAAAGACAGAAUGACUAUUGCCAUCAUGCCUUCAGUGGCCACCUUUAGGCAUUUGUCUUUAGGCAUGGUUUACAUGGUUUACAAAGCCAUGGGUGCAAAGGCUUCUCUCACCCCUCUUCUUCCCACUGUGCACUAGGUUCAAUGUGGAAAUCCAUUAAGUCAGAGUUACCCAUUUUGCUUGAAACUGGGAGCUCUGGCUUAAUGUCAUUUAACACACUGGGCUAAUAAGGCAUGAAUUAUGAAGCCAUGGAUGAUUGCCUUUUGUGAGCUUCCCAGAGACAUAUGGCCAACUGUUUUUAGAAACAGAAUGCAGGGCCUUGAAUUCUUGUUAUUUCAUGACCUUAAGUAUUCCUGCUGUGUCCUAUUUGAACCUCUGCCAUCUAAUCAUUUAUAUUCCGUAUUAUUCUGGUUGGUGGCACCUGGGCAGGUUUCACAGGUGUUGGCAGCUCCAAUGAGUCUCAGACAUUUGGAGAGCCAUAAGACAAUUUCCUGCUUUUUGACUGAAGCAUAUUGCAAUAAGAAUAAACUCCCAUGUUUCCCCUCAGCUAUGGAGACAAACUGGACUUGUAUAACCAAAGCCUGGAAAGCAGGGAAGGGGUGGUUUUUCCAAGUUGUGUCUGCCAGGGUUUUUAGUUCAUCACCAGAGCAGAUCUAAGGCUUGAGGAAGUUGUCUGUAUAAAUUGAUACUUCUCUUUCUAGUUUCUAUUUCUGAGUUCCUGGUGUUGUGCCUGGCAUUGGAUGAACAGGACAGAUUAGGGAUUGUGUUUGUAUAACACCCACCUUGCUCCCGACAGUCUCCCCGCCUGAGCAUCUGGGAUGUAGUGUGGAGAUUCUCCAGGCUUUCAGUCCUGGGGUAUUUUAACAUCCAUGCUGAGGCUGCUGUUUCUGGGGCAGCUCAAGACUUCACAGGGUUGUCCCAACCUGUCUUCAACCCAACACACUUAGCUGAUCACACACCAGACCUGAUUUUCUUGGUGGGGUAGGAAGAGAGUGAUCUGAAGGUGAUCACUUUUGAUACCAUUUCCUUGGCAUGAUCAGCUCACCUGUUGAGGUUCAGAUUAACAGCAACUUUUCCCCCUCUGCUAGAAUGGUCUGCCCUAAUGUAUCCUAUUAGUUUCCUGUUGGCUCUGGGGUCUUCUCCAGAUGACAAGGUCUUGCAACCAUAUCAAAGAUCUGGUCACUCUGACGGAUAUAGAAAUGAUCCAGGCAGAUGACAUGAUUGCUCCUGAGUAUUCUCUUCCACUUAGCCAAGCCUGGGGUGGCACUGUGGUAUACCACAAAGCAGAAGGCAGUGAUACCAGUUGGAAAACAGCUAGAAUGCAAAUGGAGAAAGUCUCCAAACAAUAUAAUUGAACUCAAGUGCAUGCUCGUAUAGUGUUAGAAACUGAGAUAUGAAAGCUAGGAGCUAAAUGGCACCCUAAACCUAGGUUAUGGGCACAAAAACAAAAUGUCUAGACACACUUGUUUAUAAGAACAUCACAAAGCUGAAAAUGAAAGAACUACAGCUAAAAUAUUCAUUUUUCACAUGGUCUAAUCUUUUCCCUGAUUACCCUCCUAAUAUUCUUAAGAGGGGUCUCUUCUCCAGUCUUCAGAGAGUAGCCAGGAGUGGGGAGACAGAAAAAGGUCCUCCUUUCCUUCCACUCUGCAGUUUUUAUCUGAAAUCUUUGGUGCAGUAUUGUGCCCAGAGCUCAGAAACUGCUCGCACUUAGGAAAUUCCCUGUUGAGCCUGCUUUGUGGUGGAAAGCAUCAAGGAAGAGUUGCUUCUCUGCCUCCAUUGCACCCUUGGUGUCAUAUUCAGUGGAGCUUUAUAGAGUAGUACAGUAUGGAGCUUUUACAUAGUGGCUGAAAGGAAGUGGUAGGACACAUAGUCGUCUGCACUGACUUUUUGCAAGGCUUUUGAGAAUAAAAUUGCUUGUAUUCAUGGGGACCUAGACUCCACUAUUGUAGUGGAUCAGUAGUAAGGGGUACCUUGUGCUUUCAGGUCAGUUGUUGGAAAAUUUGUUUCAAUUGAUAAGGUUCAAGGAUGUGGAUGGGAGUGGUUGACCAUUUGUGUUCUUGGCCCUUGACCCUUGUGGUUGAUAACAUAUGACAGGGAGAGGACUGCUAGCUGACCAAGGAGUGGUGCCCCGCAAGAUGAAUGCCUCGCAAGACGAAGCCUCGCAAGACGAAAAACUCGCUAGACGAAAGACUUUUCCGUUUUUUGAGUCGUUCCGCAAGACGAAUUUCCCUAUGGGCUUACUUCGCAAGACGAAACGUCUUGCGAGUUUGUUUCCUUUUUCUUAAAGCCGCUAAGCCGUUAAUAGCCGUUAAGCCGCUAAUAGCCGCUAAGCCGCUAAUAGCCGUGCUUCGCAAGACGAAGAGACUCGCGGAACGGAUUAAUUUCGCCUUGCGAGGCACCACUGUAUAUUAGUCCCUCUCUAAAAGAAGGAGUGGUCCCAGGCUGCCUGAAAGAAGUGAGAGUUAGACCACACCUUAAGAAAGCUUUCUUGUUACUACAUGAUCUUAAUAACUAAUGGCCAGUAAGCGCUAAUGGUUUUAAUUAUGCUAUAAAUUACUUUUUUAAAAAAAUCACAAAUAGUUUCCAUGAAAAAUGUGUCCAUUUUCACUAAACCUCAUUCUGUGUCUCAGGGUUAGGGUUCACCAUGGCAAUUUGUUUUCUGUGGGCAACUCAUUUAUUCUCAUUUUGUUUCAGAUUUAAAAAAUAUAUUUAAUGUGCUGCAAUGGUAUUUUAGAAAACAAAUUUCCAGACUAGGCUCUAAGAAAUGCAGUCACCAUAGUGCCUUGAAUAUUAUCUCUGUAUAUUUGUCAUUUACAGAAUUGCAAUAGAAACCCAUACAACUCUUACCUUCUCUGCUUUCUACCAACUUUCUUAGCCUGAACAUUGUAUUUAUUUAUUUAUUGGAUUUAUAUACCAUAUUUCUUCCAAAGUGCCCAAAUCAAACACCAAUGUAAUUUAUUGUAUCAAUACUUCUGAAAUGUACCUAAUACAUCUUUGUAUUCAACAUUUCUUAUAGGAGUUGACAUUACUACUACUCAGAACUGUCAAUUCUUGAUAGGUAACAUAAAUUAUUUCUUGCAAAGGUGGAUUCAGGAUCUUAGCCAAGCGCAGAACUAUUUUGACCCCUCCUCUUUCCUGUCCCCAUUGCUCAGUACCCUUGGUAUGUGUAGGUGAUAGCAUACCAGAGAUCCUUAUGAGGUUGGUGUGUACUCUAGUGUUGAAAUUUGGAUGAGAGUAUUAACUCCACUGUUGCCACCCUACCCAUCCACUGCAGUAGCACAUGGAAGUGAGAAUCAGGCUGCUAGUCAGCUUCCCUUCCUCUUUAAGGCCGCAAUAUGUAAACUACAGUGUGAAAAUAAUAAUCUUAAGUAUCUCUUUCCUUUCUUAGCUUGGCUGAAGAAGAAAUAAAGGCAGAGCAGGAGGUGGUGGAAGGGAUGGAUAUCUCCACUCGAUCUAAAGGUGAGUUAAAACAGUGUUUCUGUUCCUCAGAGCAUAAGGUGAAUACUGGCGAACGUUGCUUCAUCUGGUGACUUGGAACCUUUGACAUUGAUUUGACCUAUGCUCCUGCUCCUAUGAGUACUGUGGCAUAACUCUUUUACAAAUGCCAUUCUUUUGGUUCCUGCCCAAACACUUAAUAUUUAUUAUUAGAUCAUUAAUCUUAUUUUGUCCUGUAUCUCAGUGAAUGAACAUCAUUAAAAGGUCACCAUCCACUCUUUAAAUACUGUAGUUUUAUCGUUGUUUCCCAUAUUCAUUAUAUUGCCACCAUGUUCUUUCUCCCAAACCUUCUGCUCAGCUAAAGCUCUGUGUUAUGCUCUGGUCAUAUUCUGCUAUGACUCACAUUGAGCUGUUUUUCAUCUUAUCUAACACAAAUCUGGCAAAAUCAUUCAUCUUUCUCAGUGUUCAGGCCAUGUGACAACUUUUCUCAAAUUCUUAUGCUGGCAUUCCCUUUCCCUUCUACAUCCAGUACAAAGUACUUGCUUUUUUAAAGCUCCCGUCACAAAGCUUUGUUUUCAUAACCCAGUAUUUCUGUCAAUGAUCAUCACUUCUCCAGCUCUACCAUACUGAGUUGCCUUAAAGUCUCUCUUUCUUGUAAAAGCUCUACCCAGUCUCCCUUGCUGCCUCUUAGGUAUAACUACCUCCAAGAAUACCUAUAGGUUUCUACCUGCAUUUGCCCCCAUUCAUCCCUUGUUGUUCCCACCCCUGCCCCCCACGAUCUAAAUUUAGAUUGUGUAUGAGUUCCUUAGGGCACACAUUAUUCCCUUAAGCACUAUAUACUCUGGUGGUGGUAUAUGCUAAUACACCUAAUAUAACAGUUCUUCUGUGCCUCUCUGUGGGAUAUUGGGGAGAAGACUUCCAUUUGGGAGCCCUCUUAGUUAUACCAAGUCAUAGCCAGCCAGACUCACACUCUCAGUUUCUCCUUUCUAGCAUUGGAGAGUAUGGCUCCAUGACUUGGAAUGGAGGAAGUAGACUGCAGUAUUAAUCCCUUUUUAGUCUUGCUCUUUCUGUGACUUGUUCACCCUUUGUGCAAAGAAAUGCAAUUUUAGUUUUGCUAGUUGCACUGUGGAGCACUUACUGUUGUUACACUGUAUUGCAAAUAAUUGGGGAAAGGGGCACCUAAAGCCUUUUCUUUUGGCAAAUUUGGACAUUAUACUUGCAUCAAUAAGCAUCUAUUUAGCACUUUUCCUUGUUGUUCAAAGUGCUUUACAUAUUGAGAGGAUAUGAUUUUCACAACAACUCCGAAAGGCAAGCCAGAAUUAUUAUUUUUGUUAUCAGUUGUGAGUGCUGUAACUAAGAUACACAGUGGCUCGUCUACUACCUUAUGAAUUUAUUGAUGAGGUAAGAUUUGAACUGGAGACUUUGCUGCUCAUUCUUGGUUAGUACAUCAUGUCAUGUCAACACAGCUCAGUUAUGCCUUUGAUAAUGUGAAAAUUAAAUGAGUUCCCAUCUCCUCUCAAUUUAAAUAGUUCCAAAGUAGCAAAUCUCUAAUUAUAGGCCACAACAAGUGCAAAGUAUACAUUGAAUUCUCUCAUAUUUUUUUCUCCUAAGUUAUUCAUUUUUCAUGUAACAAAAUAUAAUAUUGGAAACCUAUGGGACUGUUUACAUUUUCCUUCAUGGAGAAUAUUUUGCUGGAAUCCAAGAUCAUGAAUGAUGGCUGUUUAUAAAUAAGUUGUGACACUACAUAAAGUUGCAUUUUAUUUUUGUCAUUUCGGUAAUUAUUUUGGGUAAAAAAGCACGGACCCUCUUCUGAAAGGUGGGCUGCCAUAUGUCCAUUUUUCCCCAGACACACCAGCUUUUUUAGACUUAACAUUUCUGUCCAGGUGGAUUUUUAAAAUUUGGCAAAAUGUCCAGGUGUUGUUGUUUGCUGUCAUCAUGGGUAGGGAGAGGGUUUGUGGCUGAAGCACAAAUAAAAGGAAAGGGAAGUCCCAUUUCAUGAGCAGAAGACAAAUCUGCAAGUGGGCUGACACUGUUGGAUGAAAAUCAAUUGCAUCUGGACUUCUGGCAAGGCAAGAUGGCAACCGCCACAGGAUCGGCAAGCUGCUAGGAAAAAUACAAUACCAGCGGGAGCGUCUGGCUGGUCCUUGCACCUCCAAAGCUGUUGUUGCAGCUGUUGCUGCAGGCAGAGAGGAGCCCAAUGGGAGUGAGGGAACUGGAGAGUUCGUGGAGAAAUGUGUCUCCCUGGGCGCCUCUCAUCCUGGGAUGGAGACAGACCCAGCUGGUGGCCUGAUAGAACCUGGAGGCCCAGGAGAACUGUGUGGUAGGACAGGAACAACAGGAGCCUCUCCCUUGUACUGAGUGGCCGCUGAGCUGCUGCUACUGCCGCCUUUACAGAGGAGAGGCCGAGAGGGAUCAGAGACGGGUGGAGCAGGCCAUGUGGAGGCGUGCCACCAGGACUGACCUGCUGAGGAGGAGCGCAGUAGCCUCUGGGGGACUGUGUGGGAAGUGGAGGAAGAGACUGUUCAGGCAAGGGACACGCUGAUCAGAUUCCCGCCAUCCACUACCCCACUGUUUCCUGGGACCUGGAGCAGAUGGAAGAGGCAAAUGCAGCAGCAACUUCCUUGUGUAGGAGAAGUGACUGUUACUUGUCCACACUCCAUAAUAUGAGGAUACUUAAGCACACGGUGGGGGCGUGGUCCCACUUUAAAUGUGUGGUUUUGUCAUUACAGAAUUUAACUACCAGCCAUUUGUUCUCUUUGCUUGGGUGUGUUCAGGACAAACUGGUAUUCAGAAGCAUUAUUGUCACACAUAACAGUAAAUCAUGGUGUAACAGUUUAGUGCUACAUGAACGAGUCUGCAUGUGCAAAGCAUUGGGCUUGCAUGCUCCCCCUUUCCCUAUCCUCUUUCCAGUGUUACAGAAUCCUUAUGAGAAAAGGUUGCAGCAUUUGAGACUGUUUAGUUUAGAGAAAAGGUAAGAGAGAGAAAUUUAUAAAAUUAUGUAUGGAGAAAGUGGAUAGAGAACUCCCCCCCCCAAUAACACUAGAACUCAUGGACACCCAAUGAAACUCAAUGUUGGAAGAUUCAGAACAGAUAAAAUGAAAUAUUUAUUCACACAGUUAGACUAUGGAACCCACUCCCACAGGAGGCAGUGAUGGCCACCAACCUAGAUGGCUUUAAAAGAGUUUUGGACAAAUUCAUGGAGCAGAGGACUAUCAAUGGCUUCUAGCCAUGAUGCCUAUGCUCUACCUCCACAGUUGAAGGAACCAAUGCUCUUGAAAACAAGUUGCUGGAGGGGAGAGUGCUCUUGUGCUGGAAUCCAGCUUGCAGGUUUCCCACAAACAUCUGGUUGACCACUGGGAAAACAGGAUGCUAGACUGGAUGUGCCAUUGACCUGAUCCAUCAGGCUCUUAUAUGCUUAUGUUUUGUUUUAGACCAUGAUCCUUGGUUCAAAUAUAACAGUAAACUGGGGUUCUGUAAAACUAAACUUAGCUGAUGUCAUAUUCCCAGCCAUGCUGGAGGAAAAGGAGACAGGAGCUUGCAUGCUCAGCAUUUUGCUGGAGUUUAACACUCAUCCACAGAUCAUGAACUAUGGUUUAGCAAUGCAUUACAUGCAAACAUGACCAUUGAGUUUGUAUUGUCACUUGGAAGUAUUCAUAGUCCUUUUCUCCUUUAGACAGCUUUUGUAGUGAUGAAUUUGGUGUUUGUUGUGAUGGGAUGAUGAGCUGCUUGUGCGUAAAAUGAUAUCCCCUCAGAGUUUGUUCAAGUCCACAAACCUCUGUCUGUGACGGAGCCCCUCAGACAUGGCUGCUCUAGUCACUAGCAGAUUCCGACAGUGGUUGCUUUCGUAAUCGCUUCCAACAUAAAAGCUCCUUAACGGAAACACGUCUUCUGGAAUCUCUGCGUGACAGUUUCCGGCGAGGAGUGGGUGUUCUUACAGGAGGUCCUGAAACCUCCCCACUGUUUUCGCUGGAAGUGUCUCUGAGCCAUCCCUCCAGCUCAGCUCCUCUCCCCUGCUGGUUCCUUCUUCAGCUGCUGCGUCUCUCCCAACCUGUGUGAGCCCUUUCACCUCCCUGUUGGUUCCCUCUUCAGCUGCUGCGUCUCUCCCAACCUGUGUGAGCCCUUUCACCUCCCUUCCGUCCGAUGGCAGUUCCCUGACAUCCACCUCCCCUCCAGGGCCCCCUUCCCCUCCUCUACGGGCGGUGAGGAGGCAAAACCCCGGAAUGAACUUCCUUCAUCUUCCGAUGUCUCGAACACUUCUCUCAACCUGUUGCGGUUCCUGGUCUCGAAGUACACCUCCUCCUCAGAGUCCAUCUCCCCUUCCCCUUCCGAGUCCGGGAAUCCUUCCAACUCCUCCCCUUCAUCAGUGGUCCCAAAGUAUUCCCUCCGGAACCUCUCCACAGGCUGAGGUUUCCUUGGGAACCUUUGAUGGAACGUUUCUAUCAAUACCUCGUCAUUGAUAUCUUCAGCCAUUACCCAAGUGUUUUCUGACUCCGGUUCUCCUUCCCACGCUACCAAAUACUCCACCUGAUCCCCCUUCCACCUGGCGUCGAGGAUUUCAGCCACAUGGCUGCUGCAUUCUCUUUCUUCUACGACCGGUCCCCGAGUGGCCAGCCCUUCUCGUCCCCUUCGUACGGUGACAGUAACGACCUGUGAAAUACUGGGUGCAGUUUCAUGUGGUUGGGUAACCGGAGCCUGAAAGCCACUGGGUUGACCUGUUGAAUGACCUCAAAGGGACCCAACCUCCUGGGUCUUAAUUUCUUACAACCUCCUUUGAACGGCAACCCUUGGGUUGACAGCCACACCCUAUCUCCCACCCUUAUGGUUUCACCUUCCCUUCGGUUCUUGUCUGCCUGCCUCUUGUAUUCUUCCUUCGCCCUUUCUAAGUUGAGUUGGAGCUGACGAUGGAUUGCUUCCAUUUCUUCCACAAAAUGUUCGGCUGCCGGGACGCUCCAUCUCUCCCCUCCCCCCUGGGAAAGCCCUGGGAUGACACCCAUAAUUAGCCAAGAAGGGGCUCAUCCCUGUGGACACAUUCUCGGCAUUGUUGUAGGCAAAUUCCGCCAGCGCCAACUUUUCUACCCAGUCAUUCUCUCUGUCAUUGACAUAACACCUCAGGUAUUGCUGGAGGACACCGCGUGCUCUUUCCGCCUGCCCGUUGGUUUCAGGGUGCCGGGCAGUCGAAAAAUUGACCUCCACCUGCAGUAAGCUCAUGAGCUUCCUCCAGAACCUGGAAGUAAAUUGUUUUCCUCGGUCUGAGACCACCCUCAAUGGCACCCCGUGCAACCUAAAAAUGUUUUCUACAAAUAACUUCGCUGUCUCUUCCGCCGUGACUGCAUGCGAGCAAGCUACAAAGUGGCACAUCUUUGUUAGUAGGUCUACCACCACCAUGAUGGCUGUUUUCCCUUUGGACUUCGGCAGAUCAGUCAUAAAAUCUAUCGACACUGCCUCCCAAGGUCGCUCUGGGGUUGGUAAGGGUUCUAACAGCCCCGCCGGCGCCCGCCUUUCCCUUUGGCUCGCUGGCAUUGCUCGCACCCUCUUACAUACUCACGUACAUCUUCCCUCACCUUAGGCCACCAAAAUUCCCUGGUGACCAACCACAUGGUUUUGUGUUGUCCAAAAUGCCCCGCCGUAGGGCUGUCGUGCAACUGCUUGAGUACCCUCCCCUUUAACUCUCCUUCAGGGAUAUACAGUGCCCCUUUGUAAUACAAAGCUCCAUUUCUUUCCUCGAAACCCCUGGUUCCUCUCCAUCACCCCUAAGACCUCUGAGCUUAUUCUGGGCGUAUUCAUCAUUCUCUGUUUCCUCUACCAGUUCUCUUUGUCCCACCAAUGCCGCCCCACACACCCAGCGGUCUUCUGGAAUGACAUGUCUCUCUUCGGGUGCCCCCUCCUCCAAAUAUUCAGGUUUGCGUGAGAGAGCGUCCGCCCUAAUGUUCUCUGGGCCUGGCACGUAACUAAUCUCAAAGUUAAAUUUGGAGAACUCCUGGGCCCAUCUCACUUGCCGUUGGUUGAGCACUCGUGCCGUCCUCCAAUACUCUAGGUUCUUGUGGUCGGUGCACACUUGCACCUUAUGUUGUGCGCCAAUUAGCAGGUGCCUCCAUCUCCGGAACGCCUCAUAAAUGGCUAGUAGUUCUCGGUCAUACACCGUGUAGUUCCUCUCGGAUUUGUUCAGCUUUCGCGAAAAAAGGCACACGGUCUCCACUCUGACCCCUUCUUGCCUGGCUGCAGAAGCACCGCCCCAAUCGCUCUGUCUGAUGCGUCAGUUUCCACUCUCAUCGGUUUUUGUAAAUCCACAUGCAGGAGUUGUUGUUCCGAGGCGAAGGCCCUUUUAGUUCCUCAAAUGCUCGCUCCGCCUCCUCAGUCCACACGAACUUCUUCUUACUGCUGAGACAGUCCGUAAUGGGCGCCGUCAGGUGGGCAAAGUUUCGGAUGAACUUACGAUAGAAGUUCCCAAAUCCUAGGAACCUCUGCACAUCCUUCUUUGUUUUGGGUGUUUUCCAUUCCAGUACCGCCUGGACCUUGCCGGGAUCCAUGGCCAAUCCCUUGUCUGACAGGCGAUACCCCAGGAAUUCCACCUCCUUGGUAUGAAACUGACACUUCUCCAGUUUCACCCACAGCAGGCUGGCUUGCAGCCUGCUCAACACUUCUCUGACGUCUCUCACAUGCUGCUCCUCAUUCUCAGAAUACACCAACACGUCGUCUAAAAAGGCCACACAAUUCUUGUAAAGCAAAGGCCCCAGGACGUGGUUCAUAAACGAUUGAAAUGUUGCGGAGCCUGCUUGUAGGCCGAAGGGCAUAACCAAAUAUUCAAAUGCCCCUAAAGGGGUGAACAUAGUGGUUUUCCAUUCAUCCCCCUUCCUUAUUCGUACCAGGUUGUACGCCCCCCUUAGGUCCAGCUUUGUGAAAAUCUUUCCCUUCCGCACCCUUGUCAAAAUGUCGUCAAUCCUGGGCAUAGGGAAGGCUACUGGUUCUGACACUGCAUUUAAGGCCCUGAAGUCACACACCAGCCUCGGCUUGUUCGUGUUUUUCUUAUCCACAAAAACACUGGGCUGCCCCCACCGCCCUGGACUCUCUGAUGAACCCUCUCUUCAGGUUCUUGUCAAUGAACUCUCUUAACUCCUGCAUCUCUCUGUCUGACAUGGCGUACAGCUUGCCUACAGGGAGCUGUGCUCCAGGGAGUAAGUUGAUUUGACAGUCAAAGGGUCUAUGCGGGGUAGUUGGUCAGCUUCCCUUUCGCUGAAGACGUCACGGAGAUCUGCAUAUUGUCGUGGUACCUUCACGUUCUCUGUUACUUCAGUCCCUGCUAGGGCGGCUUGGACCCCUGCCAAACCCUUUCCCUCUUUGCAGUGUUCUAAGCAAUGUGCUGAACCAAAAGAAACCACUCUCUGAUGCCAGCCCACCAGCGGAUCAUGUAACGCUAGCCAGCUCAUCCCCAAUAUAAUGGGAGCUCCUCCCAAGGUGGCCACAUUAAAAGCUAUCAGUUCGGUGUGCCUUGCUACCUUCAUUAUCAUUGGGACGGUCUGCAAGCUGACUUCUCCACCCAACAGCUCCCUGCCAUCGAUCGUGGUAACCUGCAGGGGGCUGCUUAAAGGGAUUGUCUGUAUCUGGUGUUCAGCUGCAAACUCUUUGCUCAUGAAAUUGCAGGAGCUGCCUGAGUCCAACAGCGCCUUUAUCUUUAGAGGGUGUCCGUUUGGCAGCUCUAGCGUCACUUCUAUCACUAGGGCGGGUUUAGGAGGUUCUGGCGUGGGCACUCUCACUGCUCUUUGGCCUGGCUGCUGUGCCCUGACAGUGGCAGCCAGGCGUUGGCUUUACUUGCUCCGGUAUUUUUCCUCUCUUCCAUCCACAGCUCCUACCAUCCCUUGCCAUUCUUUCCUCUGGGGGCAGACUCUGGCAAAGUGACCUGGCUGUUGGCAGAGAUAGCAUUUCCGGGCGCCUUUUCCCUCCUUCUUUGCCCCUCACUGGGCUUUGAAACUGCGCGCGCGCGCUGUUCCGAUUUCCAUCGGCUCUGCCGGUGGGAAAGUUGGCUCUGGAAUGUCUGGAAUGCGGAACUCCUUCCAACGUUCCCCUUCCCUUCCCGCCUCUCCAAUGCUCUCGCCUCCUGGCGCGCCUCCUAUGGCCAGCGCUGAUUUGGUCAGCUGGUCCAUAGACUCCGCCCUGGGCGCCCGGGAAAGUUCGUCUUUCACAGCCGAAGAAAGCCCUUCUUCAAAGAGCAUUUGAAUGGGUUCCGCCGAUAAGUCCCACCCCAAUCUGUGAACAAGCAUGGUGAACUCAGUCCAGUACUCACGGACAGAUCGGCUCCCUGUUUGCAACCCAUUAACUGUCUGCGCACCACUCCCUUUUCAAUAUCGCUGGAAAACAUCAGAUCCAUGGCGCGAAAGAACUUCAUCGUGUCCUUUAAGACGUCACUAUUCGCUGCCAUCAGGGGUCUAACCCAGUCUCUCGCCCCUUUUCAAGAUGCUCAAUCACGAAAGCCACUCGUGAUUCCUCGUCAGGGAAUUCAUCAAACUGCAGAUUGAGGGCAUAUUGCAUUUCUGUCCGAAAACCAUGAUAGUUUUUGGGCUCCCCAAACUUCUGCACCAAUCCUGGUACCUUUCUGGCGAACUGGGUGGCUUUCCCCUUUUGUCUGCAUCCUGAGCCCUCCUCUCCUCAAGCCUCGCCGUCUGCAUCGCUAGCUGGACCUCCAACAUCUGGUACCUUUCUUCCAGGCUUGGACCCGCUCCAGCUCCUGCUUCUCCGGUUCCUGCUGGGUUGCUCAUGAUGCCUUCUCCUGCACAAGCUGCUUUCAAAGACUGUCGGAAUGCUGUGAUGGGAUGAUGAGCUGCUUGUGCGUAAAAUCGAUAUCCCCUCAGAUUUUGUUCAAGUCCAAAAUACUCUGUCUGUGACGUUGAGACUCAGACAUGGCUGCUCUAGUCACUAGCAGAUUCCGACAGUGGUUGCUUUCGUAAUCGCUUCCAACAUAAAAGCUCCUUAACGGAAACACGUCUUCUGGAAUCUCUGCGUGACAGUUUCCGGCGAGGAGUGGGUGUUCUUACAGGAGGUUCUGAAACCUCCCCACUGUUUUCGCUGGAAGUGUCUCUGAGCCAUCCCUCCAGCUCAGCUCCUCUCCCCUGCUGGUUCCUUCUUCAGCUGCUGCGUCUCUCCCAACCUGUGUGAGCCCUUUCACCUCCCUGUUGGUUCCCUCUUCAGCUGCUGCGUCUCUCCCAACCUGUGUGAGCCCUUUCACCUCCCUUCCGUCCGAUGGCAGUUCCCUGACAUUUGUGUUCUAUGAUAUUUGACUGUGAACACAAUAUGGGUUGGUUUAAUGGCUUUUUAAUAUUUUUAUUGACACUGUAAGCUACCUAAAGUCUGUUGAUUGAGUAGAGUAUAAUGUAAAUAAGAAAUAUUUAAGAGGGCAUAAUUAUGAGGGUGUGGAAAAUGUUCUCCCUUACUAAACAAUUGAAUUAGGAUACAUAAUUUGGUAGGAUUUUAAUGGGAAAGUGACUGUUACUAAUAUAAUGUAAUUAGCUCCAAGCUGUGUUGGCAAGCUGAACUUUAUUUUAGCAGUUCUGCCAAGGGAUCUUCAACAAGACUAUUUUUUUCUUGUGUUCUUGACUUUGCUGUACCUCAGUUUUUCAGGCUCCUAAACUGGAAAGGCAAAAAUGUCAAUAUAUUUACAAGUGGCUUGAGUGGAGAACUGAGAAUGUUCCUUUUUGCACAUCAGGAAGGAUGUGGAAGUGAGAUAUUUCUCUAAAAAUAACGUAGCUAGUCCUGCCAUCAUCACAAAGGCUGACUGUGAACAUUGCCACAGUGCACAGUCACAGUAUACUAGUUUUUGGAAUCUGGUUGUUAUAACCUCAUUUCCAUAGUGGAUUCAGAUAUUUUGCUGUUUCCUUGCAGUUAUAUAGUUAGUCAACAUAGAGCUAUAUUAUACUGUCAAGGAGAUUUGCCUUGGCAGGUUCUGAGCUAGAUAAUCUGGGUGCAAGGAGCAAUGACUCUAUUCUCAUGCGUGCACUAGAGUGUGGUGUUGCCACCUUGUAUGUUUUUUCUUGGUACUGGGGAGUGCUCUCUGUUUUAGACUGCAAUAACAUCAGUGUGUGGAAAGCGAAUCAAUAGUGUGUGAACUCCACAAUUGGGACCAACAGGACAUAGGUGACUUCCUAAGGCAAGCAUGAGCUUGUCCAGGGGACAAUGGGGAGUACAACAACAGCUGUACUUUAAUUUUGUGUUAUGCCAUGCCCCCAUGGCCACCAUUUUAUGAUAGUGCCCAUAGCAGUUUCUCAAAAUUCAAAAUGUGUCCAUUGGUUGAAAUUGAUUAGUAAAUCCUGGUAUUCAAAAUACCAAGCGAGGUGGGCCUAUGAUAUGAUUUGGUAUAAGGCAACUUUCAUGCUCAUCAUGUUUUGCUUUUGAUCCAAUAUAUUUGUGCUGUGGUUGCUCUUAGUGGGUGAUUAUAGGAACUUUGAUUACAUUUGAUAACACACAACUUUCUAGGACAUAUUUGAAUACAAAUGUGAAGUGACAUAAAAAAUAAUAAUUCUACCAUAGAAAGUACAUUUUGUAACCCUGUCACCCAACAGUACAUUUUGUAUGCUGUCAAUACCUCAAACCCAAAGAAUGUUAAUUUUCAUGCUAAUUUUUAAAAAAGUACAGCACAUACAUAAAUACAUUUUUUUUCUUGCUGAUUCAGAAAGGUCUUGUUGCAUACAGUGGUCAAAACAGCAUCAUUGACCAUAUUACAUGUAUGGGAAACAAAAUAGCUUUGACCAUAUCAUUGCAGAAGUGUUUUGUUUUUAUUCAAUAAUCAAUAAAACUUAAUUUUAAAAAUAUAUCAGAUGACAUUGUAACAUAAGAGGGUACAAUUUUAACUAUUCUUAUGAAUGUGUGAUACCAAAAUAAGCCCAAUUGGUUGAAAAAUAAGCAAAACAGGAGAAAUUUCAUUGGCCUAAAUCACGUGAAAAUAGAAAUCUUCAAAAAAUUAUCCUGCGCCCAAUUUUGGACCAAAAAAUCUUAAAAAAAUAAUUUGAGGCUAUCUCAUAGGUAUCUACAUAUAAAAAUUUUUUUGAAGAAAAUCUGAGUUGUGAGAGCACAUGGCAUCAGGUGAUUUGGCGUGGAAUGACCCACAAAUAAGUAAUACAGUGGUAGGGAAAUUGUCAUGUGAAGAUUAAAAAUUUGGGUAGCUACAUUCCAAACUGAAUUUCUACUUGGUGUGUUUUUCUCUGGGUAUUUAUAUAGUAUGCAAUAUUAAAAUAAAUUUAUUUUCCAAAGGCAUGCUUUGGAACCCUUCUGGAACACUUUCUAAUUAUGCUUAAUCAGUAGAAUUAAAUCACAUCAUCCUCUCAGCAUUUACUGUUCUUAAGCUGUUGACUUUUCACAGUUGUGCCCAGCAGUAUUGUUUAGGUUCUGUAUAACCAUUUCACAAGACCAAUGACCAAGCGUGAUGUUAGGUAAUAAUCAUUCUGGAACUUUCCAAGGUGUGUAAUAUUUGCCUGCUUGGCCUCAGUUUCAUACUUUCUUGUAUAGGCUGAUUCCUCUUGGCUUGGUGGUGAUAGCCAUGUAGCUGAGUAAGUGGAGAGCUAGAUUAUACAUUUAGAAAUUACUUGCAUGUAGUAUUUGAUACUUGCUGGCUAUAUCUUAAAUAAAUUUCUUUUAAAUUGGUGGCAAGGGGAAAUUGGUGGAAUUGUUCACAAUACUGUACAAGAAAAAGUAGUUCUGAGAGUCCACAGAGAGCCUUCCUGGCAUUCUGUCUCUUUACUGCAUAAUUACCUGUAUUAUUAUGUCCUGUUCAUUGAAAUACUAAAAAGUGCUAGUACAUUAGUGGUAUGUUAGGGGUGCUUAAUGUUGGUAUAAUUUUUGUUAUAGAUCCUGGCUCUGCUGAACGUACAGCACAAAAAAGGAAGUUUCCAAGUCCUCCACACUCUUCCAAUGGCCACUCCCCAGAGGAUGCAUCAUCAAGCCCUAUUAAAAAGAAAAAGAAACCUGGCUUAUUGAACAGUAAUAAUAAAGAGCAGGUAAUAGAAGUCGUGGAUUUGAUGCAGUGUUUUAUAUGAAACCAUUGGAGAUUACUAGGUGCUCUACUUUUUCCUUGGUCCAGUAUCUGUACUUAUGGUAAUAGUUCUGCAUUGGCUGUAGGGUCUACUGAAGAUGGAGAUUACUGUUUUAUUUCUAGUUUCUACAGCAGCCAAGAUUUAUCUGAAACUAAGAAGUGAAGUCUAAAUGAGUGCUAUUUUUGUAAGUAAACAGAAUUCUGGUUAAACAGACUCUAAUGUCAGUCAAAUUUUCUUGACCCUUAUAUUGAAUAGACACCCCGCCCCCCGUACUUCCAGGGUUUGACCAACCUAAACAAAGGAAUAGUUUAUUCUUUCUUUAUUUAAAAUAAUGAAUUCACAUAACUUAUGAAGAGGUCUACUGAAUCAAGGCGAAAGCUUAUCUAGUUCAGCAUCUUACUUCCAGACAUGGCCAACCGGUGUUUCUCCAUCGCUUUGGCUCUGGUAGCCGGUCCUGCUCCUCUCUUCUCAGUUCCCACACUCAACAAAAGUAUAGGUGCAGUUCAAGGGAAAUAAUAGUACCACUCUAUUCUGCCUUGGUCAGACCUCACCUGGAAUACUGUGUCCACUUCUGGGCUCCGUGUGUGCAGAGAAGGGGCAACCAAAAUGAUCAGGGAUCUGGAAACUAAACCUUAUGAUGAGUGCUUGAAGGAGCUGGGUAUGUUUAGUGUGGAAAAGAGGAGACUGAGAGAAGAUGUGAUAGCCAACUUCAAAUACCUUAAGGGAUGUCACAUGGAAGAGGGAACAAGCUUGUUUUCUCCUGCUCUGGAGGGUAGGACUCAAAACAAUGGCUUCAAGUUGCAAGAAAGGAGGUUCCGACUAAACAUUCGAAAAACCUUUCUGACAGUAAGAGAUGUUUGGCAGUGGAACAGGCUCCCACUAGAGGUGGUGGACUCUCCUUCCUUGGAGGUUUUUAAGCAGAGAUUGGAUGGCCAUCUGUCAUGGGUGCUUUAGCUGAGAUUCCUGCAAUGCAGGGGGUUGGACUAGAUGACCCUUGGGUUCCUUCCAACUCUAAGAUUCUAUGGUUCUAGGACUCCUAUGCUAAGCACCACUUACUUGCUGCUUGCUGGGUGUUCUGCUGGCUUUAACUUGGAGAAACCCAAGUAACUGAAGGGGAUGAAAACAGCCUCAUGUGGCUGUUGUUCAAGAACUCUGGAGAUGGACUUAGGGCAGAGCAGCAAUUAGCAAUUUCAGUGGAACAGGCUAUCAUGAGGAGGGGGUGUUAUAUUGCUCUGUCUACCAUUUGCCCCACUCUGCUUGUUGCGCUCGUUAUAACACAUUAAAUGACAGUGUCUCCCAAAGUGUGCUUCUGCCAGCCCUAAUGGCAACGGCCUUCAUGGGUGCCUUGCCAGCAGGCUACUUAGCUCUUUUUCAAGUAAACUGGACAGGGCUGGGAACUUCUGGAGCUGUAUGUUUUGAGAGAAAUACAAUGCUGGAGUGCUAAAGUGCUGCUGAUCGUUCAUUUGCUGAAAUAUCCUACUCAGAAAGUGUUUUGUCUGUGAUGGCAAAAUACCUUCUACAUUGCUACUCCAGUUGCUACUUUUGUAUCUGUAUUGCUAAAAUGAAACAACAAAUGCACCACUAACAACUAAUGCUACUUAGUAAAUAAAUAUAGCAAGAGAAUAUCCAAGAGAUAAUUUUAGAAUGCUUAUAUUUAGAUUGCUAAAUAGUUCCAGGAAAACUAGGAAUUUUUUCUACAUUAUCAUGCUCUAAAUUAUUGAUAACUAUGUAAGCACACUAAAAGCAACUUUUUCCUAGUAAUAAUGAUUUCAAGUAAAUGAGUCAAAGCCCAGGUAUACUUAAGCAAAUGUAAUAUUUAUGCAUUUAUUUGUUUAUUUCAACCAAAGUUCUCAGAAUACAUAGAGAAUAUCUAUUACAGCUUAAUCCUAACCGGCUAAUCAUUGGAUGCUUACUGUGUUAAACAGUUUCUCCAUGCCUUGGAGAAACUCCAUGUUCAGCUGUGGUAUUAGUUUCCCUGAUGCUGUAGCAUUUGUUGAAAAAUGGUAUCUCCUGAUGGAGAUUUCCUAUUUUCUGCAUACUCAUCUCCUAGUCUGUCUUCUAUUAAUAGAAAAUAAUUAGGGCAUCAUGUGGCACUGCCCAAAUUUUUGAGGUGGCAAUUGAAGACAAUGAGUAUGUGGUUGCUAUAUUUGUAUGAUUGCAAUAACCAUCUUCUUGUGAUUGUAGUAUUCAUAAUGUAACUACAACCACUAAAGCACUUUUAGAUGAAGUAUAAGUAAGCAGUGAUUAUUUCUGGUAGGCUAAGCAACCACAACAAAAAGUGAACAAAGCAUUCUUGGAAAAUACUGUAAAAUUCUUCAUACAUUUUACAGUAAAAAAGAAAGAUCUACGUUUGAAUUUUUGCAGUAUUCUACAAAGCACUAAUCUUGCUUAAAUAACAGCAGUGCUAUUGUUGUUUUGAAGCAACUGCAAAGUCAUUCUAAACCAUCGGUACCACAUUUGUCAUUUUUAGUAUUCUAGUUUUUUAUACAGUAAGAACUGAAACUAAGUCUUCCUAUCAUGAAGCUGCUGAGAGAGAACAUAACCAAAUGUCUCUUUUGGUAUUUCUGAUACAUGUGUUCCUUCUCUAUUUCUAUGGGAGUAAAUCAGGAGAGUGUAACAUUUUUUGUAUUGGCAUAUAGUUGGUGAUAAUACUAAUGCUAUUUGUUGGCACACUUAUCAAUGUAAGAAUUAAUACUGUAAGUGGGAACAGCAGCAGUAGCAAUUUGGGUAUGGUAAUCUUAACGUGUUACCCAUAGUGUUGAAGUAGGAUUUGUAAUGGGAAGUCUCUCUCAAACAGCAAUGUAGUUAGGACUAUUUAUGUAUUAAAUAUUUCUAUCUUACUUUUCUAUGGAUCAUGCCUAAGGCAGCUGCCAACAACUGGUACAAAAACAUGAGUAAAACUAUCAUAUAUUUUAGAACUAAAUACAUUAAAGAAGUGGAAUAAAAUAUAAUGAAAGAGCAGAACAAAUAAUGACAAUAACAUGCCAGAGAGAAUGGAAAGGAGAGAAAAAGCUGUCUUGUUAUUAGCAUGCUGAUGGUACAACAUUUAAAUCUCCAAACAGCCUCGCCCAGUGAUUUUGUGCAGAUGUUGAAAAGCUUAGAUGACAAGAUGGAACACUCUGAGUUACUAUAGCCUAAUUGCAAGCAGUGAUUUUCAGCAUUGUGUUCUGGAACAGACCCUCCAGGAAAGACUGGAGCCACUAUUAAAACAAUGUCCCCAAGUCCCAUCCUGGCCAGGCUAUGCAAAUGGAUACCGUGUCUGAUUCUAUCAGAAGCCACUGAAUGGAUGUAGAAAAUCUACCUCAUCCAGGAAAACCUGGAGUUGAUAAGUCAUCACAUGCUCAGUCAGCUUAACCAGGAAUGGAAUGUUGGCGACUGGCUAGAAAUGAUCAAUGAGAGUUUUUUCCAAGAAACGUUUUACUACCACUUCCUUAAUACCAUAUUGGACCAUGCAAGAAGGACGUUUACCACUCUUCUGACCUACUUGGCUAGUUUUUAUCUGGCAAUCUUAAUAAAUUGUAUGUGGUAGGCCCUAGCCUUCAAAGAAUCUUGUCCAUGUCCUCAGGUUCUACAAAAUGAAAAAUAUCCAUAACAGUUAGGCAAGCAGUUAUUUAGAGGUGCAUCCUGCAGUACAUACUAAGCCUGCAGCAUCUAAGUUGGAGCAGGUCCAAGCAACUUUUAACUGAAGUGCCUCAGGUGUCACCUAGUGGUCAUAACUAUUACUAACCUAUUGCAGCAAAAAGAAAAAAGACACAUUUAGCUAUGUAACUGUUUCUAGAAUUGAAUUAAUAUUUAUAGAGUAUCUCUAGUGUUACAGCUAUUUUCAAGUUGCUGUGAAAAUAAGGAAAGGAACCUUUUUUGAGCUGAAAAGUUUUUGCAGCAGGUUGUCCAACAGGCAAGACACAAAAGGACCUUGAGAACAGAGUAUGAUAUGAUUAAGUUAGGGUUGUUUAUCUUGUAAAACAUGUCAGAGGUGGUGAAUUCAAGGUGGUUGUUCUCAGUAAAUAUACUUUAUUUACAUGGAUGUGAAAUCCAGGAUGAUUACUGUCCUAGAUUGCAAGCAACAUAUUUCAUGCCUUCAUAGAAGUCUAUAAACUUCAUCUCUAGCAGCAGCCAAAUAAUUGUUUGAACUUCAGAGUCACUGAUUUCUAUAUGAAGCAAUAGUUACUUCCAAGAACUACUGAUUUCCCAGUGGCAAACUGAACUUCAGUUUUUGAUUGAAUACUGUAAAUGAGUUUGAGGUUGCAGUAAUGUUCAGUUGUGUAACAUUUUAAAAUAUAUAAAGAAGGCUAAAAUUGUAUAGAGUAGCCUUUCUCAACCAUUGGUCCUGAGAUGUUGUUGGACUACAACUCUCAUCAUCCCUAGCUAGCAGGAUCAGUGGUCAGGGAUGAUGAGACUUGUAGUCCAACAGCAUCUGAGAACUGAAGGUUGAGAGAGGCUGGUAUAGAGAGUUCAAAGACUGAAACUAUAUAAGAGUUUUAAGUUUCUCCUUGGGUCUGUUUAUUUGGUUUUCUAACUUUGGAAAUAUUGGGAAUGUCAGGUCUCAAGUGUGGUCUUUUUGUUUUGCUGAAGGUGUUCCUUGGAGGCUCAAGGAAUGUGAAUGAGGAGCACUCUCAGGACAAAUCUCGUCUGCACUAAAGAAUUGCUCCUAAUUGGAGCAGUGGGGCCACUUUAGUUUUAGUAAUAAUGUUUGGCAUUUGCCCUCUGUCUUUGCUUAUUUUGCCAAUCAGUGUUGUGUAUUCAUUAUCCUUUUGACACACUACUGCAGUUUAUGUUGCAGCAUAUUUUAUGAUACCUACUGGACCACAUUUAGAAUUGUACACUAGGAAAUGAUGUUAGGUUGGGUCAUAUUAGUGACCUCUUUUCACAUUGACAUGCCUUAUUGUAGUAACUAGAUUAUAAUGUAUGUUUGGUGCAUUUUGGUGUGAGCAAAACAACUAGCCGAAACCCAGCCAGAUGGGCGGGGUAUAAAUAAAUUUAUUUAUUGUUAUUAUUAUUAUUAUUAUUAUUAUUAUUAUUAUUAUUAUAACAUAUUUUGAACACACGCUGCUGGAACUGCAGCGGUGUUGGAAUCAUGUGUUUCUUUGGAGUUGACGUGGGUUUACAUGCCCUGUUUCUUUUGGGCUUUUAUUGAAUGUGCUCAUAUACAAAAUGGCUAAAGACCAAAAUAUGUUUUGCUUUGAAGCCAACUUCCACUGUUAAUUAAUUUAGAAUCAAUGUUUUCUGAAGUGAUAGCUGAGCAACUAUUGAGUUGGCCCAGUUGUCUUUUAAAAAUAUGUUAAUGGUUUUGAGCAAGAAGGACUAGCAUUGGAAGGGUAAAGGGUCAACAUCUAUUUAAAGCAUUUUAUCUGAGCUGAAAGGACUCCCUAAACUUCUGGAAGCUAAAUGACAAAGAAGUCUGCCCUCAGACUUGUAAUCAAAAAGAAAAGUCAUGUAAAGGGAAAUAAGCUAACACAAGCAUAUAUUUUUAAAGGUACAAAGUUCUUGUAACAACAAAUUUGAAUAGAAGCAGAGCAGGAAGAUAUUCUUUUCCCCAUCUCUCGCUUGGCUAUAGCCUGAUGGAAUGGCACAUUUAUUUCCAGACAGAUACUUGUAAAGAGAGGUAUACAGUGGUACCUUGGUUUGCAUACAUUUUGGAUUACAAACAUGUCAAACCCGGAAGUGCGUGUCCCGGUUUGCAACCUUUUUUGGGAAUACAACCCAUCUUUUUUGGAUUACGAACAAUAUAUUUUUUUGAGGCCCCAUUGGCGAAAGCGCACCUUGGGUUACAUCCUGUUUUGGUUUACAAACAGACCUCCGGAAUGGAUUAUGGUUGUAAACCAAGGUAUCACUGUAUGUCCUCUCCCUUCCCCUUUCUAAAUUUUUCACAAAUGUGCUCAAGGUUUACUACUGUCCUGCACCUUCCUGUUCAAACAUUCACACAUUUAAAGCACAUGAAAUGUCGGGAAGCUUAUGUUUAUAUAACUAUUGAUUGUAUAAAUACAAAUAAGUUAAAUUCGGAUUUUUCUGGUGAAGGUUGUCCGAUAGAAAGAGUCAUCUGCUCCAUAAAUAUAGUUAAUUAUGCUUAUCUAUGUACCAUUGCAGCUAAUGCAAGUUUCUUUCCCAAUGCAAGUAUUGGAUGUGGUGUAGGGUGUCUGAUAUAUUUCUGGACAAUGGGUUGAUUCUCCCCUCAACCCACCCAUGGUAUUUGCUUAAAAAACAAACAAACAACUAUACAAUUACUAACUGCAUCUAGUUUGGUUCUAAUUAAAGUACAUUAGAGUACAUCAGACUACAUUAAAGUACAUUUAAGUUGAGACAACUGUACUUGCCUGAGGGAGAUAUAUGUAGCUCUGGUUUCAAAUGCUUAUUAUGUACUGAAUGAGAGAAGUAAUCUGAAUUAAUAUUAGGUGGGCUGUAUCAAAUGCUGGUGGGGGCUGGUUGGUCAUGUGUGAUCAUCAUAUUUAUUUUAAAAUACAAAUUUGUUUUGAAACCAAACCUGUCUUUCUUGCCUACAUUUCAGUCAGAACUAAGACAUGGUCCGUUUUACUAUAUGAAGCAGCCACUCACCACAGACCCUGUUGAUGUUGUACCGCAGGAUGGACGGAAUGAUUUCUAUUGCUGGGUUUGUCAUCGGGAAGGCCAAGUCCUCUGCUGUGAACUCUGCCCUCGGGUUUAUCAUGCUAAGUGUCUGAAACUGACAGCGGAGCCAGAGGGGGAUUGGUUUUGCCCAGAAUGUGAGGUUAGUCUGUCUGAGGUGAAUAUGUGUCUCAUUGCUACUGGUUUUCACCUCUCAGAACCAUGUUUUUUCUUUCCAGUGUGACUUCCUGGUCACUUUUUGGAAAGGCAGAGAAGCAAUGCAAAGUUGCAUCCAAAAUAAGGCUAUUGCCAAUAUUUACCAUUCUGUUUGUUUUUCUUUGAUUAAUGUUUCUCCCCAUCCUUAUCACCUACAUCCUCUGUGCUCAUCGUGUCUUGUACCACUGUAUGGGGAUAGCAGGGGCACUUGUCUCCAUUUGUGCCUCCCAAGCAACACUUAGCAUGUUGUGGUGAAAGCAGUUUAUGUAUGAUAUCUUCCUCGCAUCACUUUGGUGUGUGCAAGGCCAGUUGUAUGAUUCCUUUCUGCCUUAUUCUUUCCCUGCUGGGAAGGAUUAGCCUUCCCUACCUGUUUUCUGCAUUCAAAUACUUACUGAGGCAGUGUAAAAAAACUUCACAGGGAAGCAGGUUCCAGACCACUAGCAUGAAGUAUGAAGGGGGAUUUAGUCAUUGCCUCUGAGAUUAUUAGUAUAAAGAGCAAAGGGGGAAAAACUUGGCAAAGUAAUACUGUACAGGAUAGAUACCAGCAAUCAUUCUAGGUAUGGCAAGACUGAUAGCCUUGCACACCAACAGGUAGAUGCCUUAGUAUAAUGAAAAAUGGUACACUUCAUUUAGAAAGAGUGUAAUUACAGUGCUCUACAUUUGGAAGCAUUUUCAGCUGUAUUUGUUAGGGGGGAAAUAGGACCUAAAUAGGUUAUUCGGAGUGAUUAUUGCCACUCACACAGAUUCCAUUAUCCCCUAUGGCACCAUGAUUCUUUCCUGUUAACCAUGAUUCUCUGGUUCACAAUCUUCCUUCCUGUCCAAGACAAGUGGUGCAAAAUCCUAAGCUCCUUGGGCAUAAUGGUGGAAAUAAGGAAGAUUUGGGCAAGUGCCCAGCCACAUUUAACUUCAGGAUUCAUAAUUCAGUAGCAUUUGGGGGGUCAAUCAGAAACUGCCAGCAAAGCCAGCCUGUCUUCAUCCUCCCCCAUCCCCACGUGAAUCUUUUUAGGGUACCAUUUCUGAACCAAUAGGACAUUUUCAUGAACACAGGACUGUUGCAAUAUUCAUUGCACCACUUAAGGGAAAAUUAAUUAUCAACAUCCAUGUCUGCAUGUGGCAUUAAUCUUCAUGUUCCACAAUAAUGAAGGGGUGAUGGGGUGCUCAUCUGCACACAUUUUGCAAUUUUUUCAGUAUUUUCAAUCUUUACUUUUAGAAAAUUACUGUAGCGGAAUGCAUAGAAACACAGAGUAAAGCUAUGACAAUGCUCACUAUUGAACAGCUAUCCUACUUGCUCAAGUUUGCACUACAGAAAAUGAAACAGCCAGGGGUAAGAAUAAUAUGUGUUACUGUUUCACUCCACUGGAUAUUGUCUGUUCAGCCUUUAGAUUUCUGACUACAUGUAAAGCUCCCUAGAAUUUUCUUACCCUAUCUAAUGUAUAGUGGGGGGAAAAUGGUUUCCUGCCACCAUGGGAGGGGGGCGGGGAAGGGAGAAGGAAUUUACUAUUAAGACCAGCAGACUGCCAUCUAUAAUUUCAUGGCAGAUGUUUGUUCACAAGAUGUUGGUUUAUGUCUAAUUUGCACAAUCACUUUUGAAUAAUUUUUAGCCAAUUAUGUAAAAGAGUUUAGAUGAUUUGAUAUCUAUAAAUUUAAAAGAGUAAAAACAAUAGUUCUGAAGUGAAAGGCAAGCUUUCUUUGUUUUAGAUUAUUUAUCUCUCUGUCAUAGCAUGUAAAAUUUUAAAGGUGGUGUUCCCCUAUUUCUCUCACUGGAGGCACUUGGUUGUAUCCAACUGAGUUAUGCUCAGAGUACACCCAUUGAAAUCAAUGGGCUUAAGUUAGUCUAUUGAUUUCAGUGGUCUGUUCAGAGCAUGAUUGAAUUGGAUGCAACCCGAUGGUUCGAAAAUAUCCUUGCCACUUGCUGUUUUUACGAGUACUUGUACUACUGUUGCUUUUGCUUCUGCUAAAUAAUAUUAGAUAAUGUGUCAUCAGCCUGUUUGGGCAACUUUUUACUUUGACAAAAGUUUUAAUUGAUUAGUUGAAACCAGUUUUAAUACAAUAAAUGUUGCAGUCCUGACUCUAUUUUUGCUUUUAUUUAAACAGACAGAGCCAUUUCAAAAGCCAGUUUCACUUGAUCAGCAUCCAGAUUAUGCAGAAUACAUAUUUCAUCCAAUGGACCUUUGUACAUUAGAAAAGGUUGGUUGAUAGCAAGGAGAAAAAUCCUAUUCAAUUCUACUAAAUUGUUACUGUGCUCAUAACUAUAUGUAUUGUCUCAUUCUAAAAUCCAUGCAGUUUUCCCUUUAGAUGAUGAGCAAGCUUGCCCAAUAGCUAUACUGAAAAUAUUGGCCUUUAUUAUCCUUUGUGCUAUUAUUAUUAUUAUUAUUAUUAUUAUUAUUAUUAUUAUACCCACCCUUAACCACAAGGUCCCAAGACAGGUUAUAGCAAUUUAAAACAUUAAUAUUAAAACACAAUAUUAAAAACAGCUUAAAACAACUUAAAAUUACAAAAAUAAGGUAGGUCUUGGUCUUGCUGCUGUGGUAACUUUUCUCUAUUAUUUUAUCUCUUUGUCGUCAAUAACUAUUUUCUUUUAGAACACAACAAACCUGUUUCCCCCUCUUUUUAUAUGGGUGAAAAUUGGCAUCACAAUAAUUUUUAAAAGAGUUUAUUUUGCCCCCAUCUUUCUGGGGUUUCCUUCUUUGUGUUACAACUUUUAUCCUGUAUUAUAUGUAUACCAUUUAGAGGUUUAGUGAAUAAACGGUAUAUAAAUCCUUUUAAAUAAAUAAAUAUAUCCAGAUAUAACUAUUAUUUCCCACAGUCUAUAAGAGCCACGCUCUUUCUAGAUGUAUUCUCGCAUGACAGCAAGCCAUGAUUAAUGGUUUGCUAUGAAUGCACAGAUAGCUCUUCCUUCACCCUGCCUUGCUAGUAUUUAAGUGAAACAACCACAAUUUUUGUCUUAGUAUUUAUGUCUGAACCAGGGGCUGUGGUUUGUUUCACUCCCAACAGCUAUGAUUGAUAAGCCAAGAAAAAAAAACUUUGCUUCAGAUUGUGGUUUUGUUUGGGGGUUGCAAUUGUUCCACUCCAAUUUGUAGGUAAUGCCAAUCCAGGCACUGUGGUUCUUGCUCCCAUUCUCUAGUAAUGAGGAGUGAAGCAGGAGUGAACAGCUUGUCCAUGGUGAACUGUUUUCAUUGUUUGUUUGUUUGUUUGUUUGUUUAUCCAUGUUAACCAUGCCUUACUGUGACACAUGGACACAACUUCUGUUUCUCCCAUAUCUGUCAUGUGCCUCAACAGUUACAAACUAUUAAGGUUAAUUUGAUGGAAUUUAGGAGAAUAUGGCAGAUUCUGGAAACAGGCAUAAAAGGGCCCGUUGUAGAUGAAUUUUCUCUAUUUUUAAAAUGGCUGUAAACUACACUAGAAUGUCCAGUUUACAAAAUGUUGACAAUUUUGAGGAUGGCAUACGUAACUAUGAAUACCAAUUUUAUUGCCAACAUUUAAAAAAUUGUGAUCCUACUCCACCAAUAUUUUGUCAAGCUGUCUUUUACCUGAUUUCGUAUAUGAAACCGAAAUUACCUCUGCAGCAAUUGUUUUGAGUAUCUUUUGACUUCCAAAACUCUUAGUCAUAUUAUGCUAUUAUGAUAUGUAAAUAAAUUACAUUUGUGUCAAAUUAGUGCCAAGUUGAUUAUGUCAACUAAGUUCUUGACUAUGAACAAACUAAAACACUUUUGACAGUAAUCUCACUUUUGGUAAACUCUAAUUAGACACAGCUUUUCAUUAAUAUGUAUGGAAUAAAAUGUGAACUUAGUUUCUGGAUUUUCGAUUUUCAAUACAUUUUCAAUAUUUUCUUUUGCAGAAUGUUAAAAAGAAGAUGUAUGGAUGCACAGAAGCUUUUUUGGCUGAUGCCAAAUGGAUUUUGCACAAUUGCAUUAUUUACAAUGGAGGUAAGUAUGUGUAAGAUAAACUGUAUCAUUUGAUCAUGAGGCCACAUUAUGGUAAUGCCGCACCAAAUGGCAGGCGAAGCAUCCAUAAAUAAGAACUUGAAAUCUAAAUAAGUUGAGGGCUUUAAACACCAAGAAAGAAGAUAUUUCUAGUUGAUUUUUUCAUACUGGCCUGACUUACAAUAUAUGUUAAGUUGGCUUGCUUUGUAUGAGGCCAAGUUAAAAAAUGUGGUUCUGAAAUGCAGAAUGCUAACACUAAAAGGGACUGCUACCCAUUAAUUACUAUUUAAAGAGAGGAUUCUUUCCAAAAUGUUGUGGCCAUGCCUGGGUUCAGGAAAGGAUGAAAGCCUUAUUUUUGCAAACCGUUCUUUGUCCUGUUAGUUUUCAAUAUACCAAUAAUUUUCCUUUAAUAAAUAUUUUGAAUACCAACCAAUAGAAAUAUUUAGAUUGUAGUACAAAAUAACAUGUUUUUACAAUGGAGAUUUUAUUAGACAUCUCUGCUUAUCUGUUUCCUCAGGAAAUCACAAAUUAACACAAACAGCAAAAGUCAUAAUCAAAAUCUGUGAGCAUGAGGUAUGUAUUACCUAGUUAGUUUUCAUACUGUAUACAUAUUUUCACAGUAGUAAGUUCCACUGAGACUUGCUCUCACUUUAAUCAGUGUAGGAUUGCAGCCUUAGUAUGCUUAGUAUGCUUAAAUUUCAGAAUUCACAGACUGGCAAAAUAUAUUAUUCUCUGCAGUAGAAAAUUAUGAAUGACUGCUCUUCUUACUCUGGAUUCCUUCUAAUAGAACAGUUCGAAUAAUUAAAAUUGAAUAACACACUCCCAACUCCUACAGUAGCUGAUGUUUCUCUUUACAGAUGAAUGAAAUCGAAGUAUGUCCAGAAUGUUAUUUAGCUGCUUGCCAAAAACGAGAGAAUUGGUUUUGUGAGCCUUGUGUAAGUAAAAUCUUUUUUUUAAGUCCACACUUAAUCCAGUUUAAGUUUGGAGUUAUUCUUUUGCUUCUUACUUUAAAUCUGUAAGUGACCUAGAGAAAUCUACUUCAGUUUAUAAGUAUGCAUUUUAAAGCUACAUUUGAUGUGUAAAUCCAGUAGUUGAAUUUGUUCAUGGUCCUCCUGCUUCUUGGCAGACCCAAGCACUCCAGCCUUUUGUGAAAAACAGGAAUUUUGCUAAAACAUCCAUUCUUUAAAAUCAGUCUUCAGUUUUGCACUUGUUCCUGUUUUAAUUUAUGUGAAUUAAAUGUCAAAUAUAUGGUUUGAUUGUCAAUGUGCAAACUACUUCAACAGGAAACAGAAACUUAAUGUAGUGGCCAAGAGUACAAGCACAGUUCAAAUUCUCAGCCACUGUCUCUUGUAGGGACUUCGGUAAGCAAGCAACUGAGGAUCAAAAACAGCCGUAAAGAAAAUGUUUUUGGGUUCCUAACACAUUUUGAGAUAGGGCAUUUCUUUCAGUAUAUAUCUGCUUAGGUGAACUGAAAGAAAUUUCCCCAAGCAGUCCUAUUAAGAAGCAUUAAAAGAAAUUCAUUUGUUAAAGAUGUUUUCUUGAAAUGUAUUGGGAAACCCAAUCACCUGUAUAGCUAUCUUUCCCAUUUUAACACCUUGACAAGCCCCUGUUCUCCGUCUCUUUAAUUCUCCUGCCCUCUAAUAUGCAACACAUGGAUAAUGGAAAAGCCUCCCUUAAAUGACUGUUGUAAUAGAGACUGAAGUAAAGGCCUCAGUUCUGCGUCACAUAGUAUGAAAUAAAGAAUGGUUCACUGUACCCUCAUUCUCAUAUAACUCAAGCCAAACCUUGACUUAGCACAAACAAGCAGGCUCCUGAAACAGAGAUCAUACCUGCUUUGCUCCUCUACAGUCAUUUUGCUGUUGUCCGGAGCUAAGCCAUGGCUUUGCUCAGCAUCUUGUCUGAAUUCAGGCUUGUGGUUUAAUGCUCUCCAUACAAACCAUGAGCAUUGUUCGUCUUGUUUUCAUGGAGAUUCAGCAAACCCCAUUCUAAGCAACUUCCAGAAGUGAUGCAAAACUUUCAAUUUUGGGUGAGUUUUGCUAGCCAUAGAAAUAACAUAAUUUCUAGGGCAAGCCUUCUGAAUUCCCUUCACUACCAUCACAAACAGGACUGAGAUUUCAAGGGAAGGCAAGGCAAGCAUUUCUCUUCAUAACAUACAAAGAAUGGGAAAACUUAAAGCUAUGCAAUUAUCUGAACAAACACUACCCUUUCUGCAUAAGGAAGGUACAUUGCAAUAUCUGAAAUAUGCAAUCCAUAUCGUAUUUUAAAGUAUUGUCUUGCAUGCCAGUAAUUAGAAAGUACUAUAUGUCUUUAAAUAGUUUCUCACUGUGUGGUCUCUGUGCACUUUCCUCUAGAGCAAUCCACACCCGUUGGUCUGGGCUAAGCUCAAAGGUUUCCCAUUCUGGCCUGCUAAAGCACUGAGGGAUAAAGACGGUCAAGUUGAUGCUCGUUUCUUUGGUCAGCAUGACAGGUGGGAGUUCAGUCAAAAGGUGGUUGAAUGGUUCAAUGACUCUUCUUUUUAAAAUAUAUAUCUAUUACCACACAGUGGUUGCUAUUGCAUAGUUCACAUGUUAUUAUUCUGCUUUGUAGUGCUUCAUAUUAGUAGCAUGUAUAGUACAUUCCAUUUCCCCAUUAAUUAUCAUAUUUUUAUGUUUCAUACCAAAUGGUUGCCACAAUGGCAAUGCAAGCUUACUAAACAUAUUUUGAAUAUGUAAAGUUAAUCAAUAUGUUGUUUUUGUAUACACAACAUUGAGGCAAUGUUUUACUCCAGUCGCAUUUACUCUCUGGGACAUUAUAAAGCCUAUGUUAAAUUUUGUGGCAGGAGUAACUCAUUAUCAUUAGAUCAAACUUACGUUUUUAUGCCUUAUACACGUUAUGUAGUUACUCUAACAUUUUAGCUUCACUGUAAUAUUGUUAAUUGAGGGGGUCACAAAAACACAACUUUGGAACAUAUAAACUUGAAAGACAAAUAUGUUGAUGCUCCAUGAGAAUUUGUGUGAUGUGGGGGCUCAGCCUUCCUUUCCCCUUGAAACAACUUAGGAGCAUAAAAAUGAUGGUGUGUGAAUGGUGGAAGCAGCUCCUAAACUGUGUGCUGCAGUACUACAGAGCAAAAUUUCAAGGAUGGUUGUAUUAGAACCCCUAAAUUUGAAAAGACAGGUAGGGAUACUUGUUACAUUGACGAGACUUUUCCCCGUUGCUAUCAUUGAACUUGGGUGGGGACCCUGGCUUCACCCACCAACUAUUUAUCAUGCUCUAUACCUGCAGAAAUGCUUUGUGUAUGUGCUACUCUCUCAGAAGGAGAUAUGGCAACAUUCUUUCAAAAAAGAAAGUAAUACUAUUAGUAUUUUACUAUAUACCUGGGGAAUCACCCUACCCCCACCCCACAAAGCAUGCAGGAAUUCCUAAACUUCCUGUAGUUGGCCUGCUCUCACUGCCCUUUUGGUUACCAUGGGGCCACCAAGUUUGCCAGUCAAAUAACUGAUUGUGUAAUAGUGUGGUAUUCAUGGUCUGUCAUAUGAACAGGUCUUAACAAUCUAGUCCUACGACGUCAUGUAAGUGCUUGUGGUGAGGUGUUUAAUAAGUACAGUAUAUUAGUGCAGCGUUGCAAAAGACAUGCCAACACUACAGGAAAAUUACAGCCUGCUGGAUAAUAAUUUCCUGGUUAAUUGUGACUGAAAGUUCAGUCAGAAGGUGUUUUGAAUGGCUCAGUGUCCCCUUUUUGAUACUGUCAAUGUUGAAUUUACUUAAUCAAAUUGUUUUGAAAGCAAAACAUACACCUGGAAUGGUUUUGUCUAAACUGCAGUAUGUAUUGCAUAGAUUGGAAGUAUCCUUAAGUUUGUCUUAAAUGAAGGUUUCAAUCUCAAACAGGCAUAAUUUUAUGUAAUUCAUUCAUAGGAUUGUUAUUCAGAUUCUAAACAUACUUGAAAGACUUAGACACAAUCUACAUGAAAUGUCAUGUCAUGUCCCCUCAUUAUUUUACUGCCUUAAAUGCAGGGCCUGGGUUCCAGUAAAUAAUUGCUACCUCAUGUCUAAAGAAAUUCCUUUUUCCGUGAAAAAGACUAAAAGCAUAUUCAACAGUGCAAUGCAAGAGAUGGAGGUUUAUGUGGAGAAUAUCCGCAGAAAGUUUGGAGUAUUUAAUUAUGCACCUUUCCGGACACCGUAUACUCCCAACAACCAAUACCAAAUGUUGUUAGACCCUUCAAAUCCUGGUGCUGGAACUGCUAAGACUGACAAACAAGAGAAAAUUAAACUUAACUUUGAUAUGACAGCAUCACCCAAGAUUUUAAUGAGCAAGCCAAUGCUGAGUACCAGUACUGGGCGAAGGAUUUCCUUAACAGACAUGCCACGUUCCCCAAUGAGUACAAAUUCAUCUGUUCAUACGGGAUCUGAUGUUGAACAGGAUGCAGAGAAAAAGGCAACCUCCAGUCACUUUAGUGCAAGUGAAGAGUCCAUGGACUUCAUUGAUAAGAAUACAGGUAAGGAGGGCAGGGGGAAAAAGAUGCUUCUUCAAUGGCUAUAUUCAAACUUUAUCAUCAUGCAGAACAAGGAAGGUCAGAAAACUGGAAGGAAAUAAUCUGGUGUUCAUUAUCAAAAUACUUGUAGGAGGUAUUGUUGGACUCAGGUGCAGCUCUGCUCCUAAGCAUCUGCACAGCUACCUUGGGAACAAUUAAAAGAUUGGGUCAGAGCCAGGAAGGUUGUUGCCCAUGCUAAUAGCAGAGGAUUUGUGUUAACUUCAAGGUGGGUCAAAUGCACCUGGGAAGAGUAUCAUUUAGGAAAGAAUCCAGAGCAAUUGUUCAACAAAGGAUGUCAGGUCAGACUGGCAUUGCACUGGAGAACUAAGAACCAGGGAGGUGGGGCAUGAUCUGAGCAUCUGGAUCAGUAGGAACAGGUAGAAAUGUGUUUCUGAUACUUCAGUGUGUUGAUGGGAUGAGAAGAAGGAUGCAUUGUUUGGUCCAGAGAGUCAGGUUUUCAUACUAACCUUCUCUAGGUGCAAUGGGGAAUACGAUGUCUUGGUGUCUCCUUGGAUAGGAGCUAUUGUUUAAAGUUACUGGAAGUGUCAUUGCAAGGAACACGUCAGUGGGACUGGGUAACUUUGGGAGGGGGUGUCUGCCCCAGUAUCAGCAGUGGUUUGCAAGGAAGGCUCCUACAACUCACAGAAUACUGAAUUUUGAAAGGUAGUGCAGAGUGACAAGUUAGGGACUAGAAUACAAAGACCAUUUUGCCAUGGUGUUCUUUUAUUUUUAGCCAGCUUUUAAAAAUCUCGUCUAGAAUUUAGCUUCACAUGCUUACCAUUAAGAGGCAAGGAAGCAACAAUAUCUAGCACUAUAAGCUAAAAAAAUUGCAAAAAUAGAUUGUGUAUAACGCAAAUUGUUUACAGACUCUUCAUUCCCCCCUCAGGGCUAUUUAUGUGUAGUGUCAGCACAUUACUUUACAAAAAAGCUGUAUUAGAUCCAAUAUUGGUAUCCUAAUUUGUUCAUUCAUGAAUGUCUUCUCUCUUCAUUAGGCAUGGCUGAAUUUUCUAUUUGUUAUGUUAAUAACAUCAGGAAGUUUUCAUAACAUUUACUAUUGUGCUAGGCUCUUGCAUAUUUGCUUAAUUCUUUGCAAGAGUGACUGCUUUCCAUUUUUUAAAUAUUACACAACUUCUUCUCAUUUGAACAUAUAAUAUGAAGAAUCUUGCUCUGCAUUUAAAAUUUGAAUUGGAGGAGAAUCAGAUAAUUUUUGAAGUUUAUGAUCACCUUCCUUUUUGGAAUGUAGACCAAGUACCCAGUAAUCUCUAAUCUGCUGCCACCUACCAAGUUACAGAGAGCAAUAGGAAUCUUCCUUUAUUUGCUUAAUUGUGCACAUCAAAGUAAGCCUAUGGGGGAAAUGUAUUAUUUCUAGAAUCGACCUAGACCAGAACACAUAGAUAAAUUUAAGAACCUUUAAAGUUUAUAAAAUAAACAAGAAAAAAUAGUUACUUAGUUAUGAAUAACAAGUAAUACUUCUAAGUCCCUUUUUCAACAUCUACCCUAACUGCCAGCCUUUCACCUAUGCCUUUCCUCUCUGAUCUUACCUGCUCACCAUAUUCUCUUAACUUUUUAACUGUCCUUUCUCAGAACUCCUUCACUUGUAACUCACUCUGAUUCCUGCCAUCACACAUCUUUCCCCUCAUUACUCUAUUACAGAAACACUCUGAACUUGAGAUCUUUACCUGGGGAGCAAAUUAUCUUGGACCUGGUAUUAUGCAGUGUAUCAGUAGCAUGCAUUUUCAAACAUAAGGGCACGCUGGCUUUUAAUUUGAUGCAUAUAUUAGGUGUACGAUGAUGCACUAGAAAAAUGGAAUUUUGAGCCUGAAUGUGCCAUUAUUUGUUCCGGUAAUGAUAUCCGGGUUCUGGAAAGGCAUAUUUUAGGCAGCAGUCCAAACUUCUGUAACGCUAGGAUGAGGAGACAUCCCUCUACUUGCUUCUGCUGGCUCAACCAGUCUCCUGAUAGAGGAACGCUUGUGCUAUUCUACUAGUGCAAAUCUCCCCCUUCUUGCCACCAAAUGGGAGGGCACAGGGGUUGGACCUGAUCUGUUGCCCUCCCCACCUUCUGCCACCAUUGUAAGUGGGUGGGUUGCAGAUAUGGUGGUAGCUCUAGAGAGCUGCAGCAGAAGGUUUAGAUUGCAGUCUUAAGGCUGUAAAACAGUCUCUUGCUCUGUGGAGGUUAUGAAAUAUAGACCUGAAGGAAAUUUGGGCUUGCCCCCAAUUUUCAAGUUCCAUGGACAUGCAGUUCCCACUAACUCAUCCUCACUAUUUCAUAUAAAGGCAAGAAAACUGGUACAGAUAUUUCUAUUGAUGUGUAUUCAGGACUAUGACCUGAAAGAAUACAAACUUCGACCUGCAAAACACUGCAACAUUUUGUCCUUCCACAUAAAAGAAGCUCCUGCUCAGGUCCCAGCCAGCCAUUCCCUCCAAACAAGGCAUUUCUCCCUUCUCUCCCCGCCCAUUGUUCCAUUUUUCUUUUUCAGAUGUCAUUCUUUAUUCUAUAAGUACUAAGCAUGCUCAGUCCUCAUUGGACUAUUCAUUUUGUUGCCACUUUAGUUUGCUUUUUUUAAAAAAAAAAUACUUCUUCAGACCAUGGCAUUCUUCCAAGCAUGCUGAUAUCUCCUUGUUUCUCGGUGACCCUGUUUGGCUACAGUCUUGUUGCUAUUCUCCACCUGAGUUUGCUAUUAGAAGAAGUGAUGACAUGAAGCAUCUUAAAUUUGAAGGCUAAAUAGUAUAAUGAAAGAUUUCUCUGCUUUGCAAAUAUUAAUCUAGGGUUCUUUGGCUUAACUUGCUGGCAAAAGAGCAUGUUAGAAUUUGAUAAAUACUUUUUUUGCAAGACAUUAAAUUUAAACUAUCUUAAUAAGUAAGCAAACAAGCUGUAAAACCUGUAGAGAAGCUCAGUCAUGUUUCAAAAUAGUUCGUUUUAAUUUAGCAAGUUGGAACAAUGUCUUGAGAAUAAUAUGGUAUAGGAAAUCCACAUACAGGUGAAAUUUACCAGAAUCUAAGGUGGGUAGAGAUAAAUGGGGAAGUAGUCCUAAAACUUUCCAAAGUGAGAGCUGGCAAGUUGAUAGUAUCUGAAAGCAUUCCUAACUAAUUAGUGAUCUGUGUUAAUCAACACAUCAUUGGUAUAAUUAAUCUUCUUACUUGACAUAAUAAAAGAGAAUUUUACUCUCAGUUGAAAUUGUUUAAAUAAAUUCACAAUUUUUGCACUCUUUUUAUUCCAGUGCAGCUACUGGAUAAGGGCCCUCGUAUUUUCUAACACUUACGCUGUGGAAGGAUUAGGGAUGAAUCAAGCAGCCUACCUCUUUCCUGUUUCAUUUCAUUUUCAUUGGCACUCCUGUCCUGUCCUUCUGACUUUUCUGAAAGGACAUGCAAAGUCUGCAUUUAAUUGGUACACAUUUUGUAUAAAGUAAACAUUUUUCAGUGUAUUUUCUCAUAAAAUGUAUUUUUAAUGUAAAAUACUGAUUUAUUUAUUUUUGCUCUUUGCACACCUAAUCUGCAAUGCAAAAUCCAGUAAGUGCAAACCACAACUGGGGUGGGGGGGGUUCCUGUUCAAAGCAAAAAUGCUACAAAUUACACAGAGUGGACCCAAGACCUUGGUCAUACCUGAAUAAGGGGUUUCAGUCAUAUUUUGAAAUGGCAGUUAUGUCAAUUGUCUACUUUGUCAGCUUCUCCAGCACCAACAAGGACAGGCCAAGCAGGGAGCUUAUCUGGCAGCCCCAAACCUUUCUCUCCUCAAGUCUCAACGCCUGCUAAACAAGAAAGAACAUCCACCCCAGGAAGCAUUCUGAAUCUGAAUCUUGGUGAGUUAAAAUUGUCAGUACCAACUUUCAUUUUAUCAAUGCUAUUUGCUAUACAUAUGAGAAGUUUCAAGGUGAUUCUAUGAGUGCAGAAUCAUAAAUGUGGACAGGUACACUUUCUGUUUCCCAACUGAAGCAAUUUCAUUCAAUUUAAGGAUAUUUUAAAUGCUUUUAAAAUAUCUGGGAAAGUACAUAGUUAAGCAGAUACAGGAUUUUGAGAACUAAAUGAUAUUUGCUUACUUGCUCUACUACCAAAAACCAUAGUUCCUUAUUCUUGUAUAAAACUAAAUAUUUCUGACAAAAUCCUCUGGUCCUUGGAUAGCAUGAACAUAUAGGUGAUACCAGUGAUUUUCCCAAUCAGCCUGACUUCAAAAAAGCCCCCUGGCAUAUUUGGGCAAUUUGUAUAACUUUGAUGGAUAGGUUUUGUGAGAGCACUGACUAGGGCUUGACAAAGCAUUAUGCUAAGUAUGCGACAGUAUAAGGUUUUCACAUCAGCAUAAUCAAGGAUCAGAGCUGGACUCUUCUUUAAUUCUCACUCAAUACAGCUUUGAUUAUAGAAGGAGUUUAUACUCAAUUAUACUCCUUGACUGCAAACCUUCACAGCAACUUCAGUGAAAAUUAAAUCUGAAAUUGAAAUCUGAUCAACUUCUGUGAAAUUUAAGCAGCCUAAUUGUUUCUGGGAAUGCAGACAUGCUUCCAAAUAGUCGUUCAGCAUUUAUUUUGAUAUGUUGUAAUAUAUGUGGUAAAUAUUACCAAGUAUUAAUACUGAAUGUGGACUGAUUGAAUUAGGUUUUUUUCUUGACAUAAACAAUUUCUGUUUAAGCUGUGUUAUGUACUGAAAACACUUUUAUUUAAUAUUCUAGAUCGUAGUAAAGCUGAGAUGGAUCUGAAAGAGUUGAGUGAAUCAGUCCAGCAGCAAUCCACACCUGCGCCACUGAUUUCCCCAAAGCGGCAAAUUCGCAGCAGGUUCCAGCUUAAUCUUGACAAGACAAUAGAGAGCUGUAAAGCACAGUUAGGUAUGCACAUGGUAAUAUCAAAUUUGCGUUGAAGGCAUUAGAGUUGAAACAUAGUUCAUUUUAACAUAAAUGGGGGGAAAUCUUAAAUAUGGUGCGUUGUCCAUUGUGCAGAGAGUUUGGCUUACAUCUUAACAGACCAGGGUUCAAAGCUUCUUUAUUUGGAGAGGCAAAUGAGCCUUGCUUGCAAAACUAAUACUUGAACAACCCCCUUCACAGAAUUAUUAUAAGUAUGGUAUAUAAUUAGUCUGUUACAACGUAUGUGUGCUCAUUAUUUUAUAUCUAUGUCUUAAUUCUUUAUAUAAGCCUCAAUAAUUGUAAAGAGAUGUGUGGUAGAAAUAUAUGAAUAAAUAAAUAGUCUUCUUUUGUACUUAGGGAUCAAUGAAAUAUCUGAAGAUGUUGCAGUAGAACAUAGCGACUCAGAGGACUCUGAAAAGUCAGAUUCUAGUGAUAGUGAAUAUAUCAGUGAUGAUGAACAGAAAUCCAAGAACGAUCAGGAAGAAGAAGAAAAAGAAGGUGUAAGAAGUGACAAAGAAUCCUUGGCCAUGAAAAAAAAACCAAAACCACCAACGCCAACUGAAGAAAAAGAAGAAAUUAAAAGUACAGUCUCAGAAGUGGAGAAAACAGAUACCCCUGUCAAAGAAAAGGCAAAUGUAGACUCUGAUAAAGAAGUUUCUGAAAAGGGGAAAAGUUUGUCACAUCCUACAAAAGAGAAGUUGAAAGGUAAAGAUGAGACUGACUCGCCAACAGUACAUCUUGGUCUGGACUCUGACUCAGAAAGUGAACUUGUUAUUGACCUAGGUGAAGAUCAGUGUGGGCGUGAGGGACGCAAAAAUAAAAAAGAACCCAAGGAAUCUCCUCCUAAGCAAGAAGGUAAAAAAAUAUACUUUUUCCUGUUAUGCGUAUUGGCAAUCUAAGAUUAAGCACUUUGCUGUCUGUGGUGUUCAGUCCCAGAAAUCCUGAUACCUUAUGUGGUGUGUGUGUGAACGUGUGCUUCUAGAAUGGGGUGGAAAUAAUUGUAUUUUCCUUAAAAAUCUAACAGUGCAGCUAUUUUGAGGAUUACUUCUCAAAUAAUAUUUGCUCAAUGUUGUCAAACAUGCACAUACAGAUAUCGAUUUUGGAACCUUUAUUGCACAAGGUUCAAAUGCUGUCUUUGUAUUUUCUCACUGUUUGAGCAUUGAGGAAAUACUUGUGCUUAUUGUAAAAACAGAAAGGGAUCAAAGUACCACAAAUCCCCACUGUAGGACCAUUAACAAAUCAGCUCCUAACCCAUGAAUAUAGCUCAUGCAUUCCACAAGGUGCCAGAAAUAGAGGCCUGCAAAGCAAAUUGUUCUGCAUUUUAAAAUGAGCCAUACUCCACAGGAGAACAGCAUGUUUAGGUAUAGCAGACUGUGAUCAGUCUGAUUUCAACGUAAGAUACUGAUGUGCUUUUCUCUAAAAGUCUUAAAAAGAAGUGUAGAGUUGAAAGGGAUCCCAAGGAUCAUCUAGUCCAAUCCCCUGUAAUGCAGGCAUCUCAGCUAAAGCAUCCAUGACAGAUGGCCAUCCAACCUCUGCUUAAAAACCUCCAGUGAAUGAGAGUCCACCACCUUCCAAGGGAGUCCAUUCCACUGUCCAACAGAGCUGUCCAACAGCUCUUACUAUGAGAAAGUUCCUUCUCAACAAAUAUUUUGAAGAAUAAGGUUAGAAUAAAAAUUAUCAGAGUUUUGAAUAUUUUAAAAUAAUCAAAGUAGACUGUUUCAGUUGCAUGCACAGACAUGUGAUGAGUGCUGCUGGAAUGAAUAGGGUUAGGGAUGCACAACUGAGUGCUAAACUGCAGCCCAGGAAGCAGGGCUGCUAGGGGCAGUUCACGCAGCCGCAAAUGGGAAAUGGGUGUGCAUAGUAGGGAAGCAGCCUCCCCCAUGUGCCACUGUAUGCACUGUGUGUACUUUGAAUAUACCUGAAGUCAUCCCACUGUGCUGUACAGAGCCAGGUGGCCUGUGCCCCUGCUUCUGCAGCUUCUACAACUGCGGGGGGUGAGGGUGAGGAAGGAGAGAUGCAGGAAUCAGCCUGCUGAACAAAGCAAGGCAUUAGUAAUACAGUGGUACCUCCACUUGUGGACGGGAUCCGUUCCAGAGGUCCGGUCGGAUCCCAAGGUUUCCACAACCUGAGGACCACUUCUGUGCAUGCGUGCGCAGCGAAACCCAGUAAAAUACUUCUGGGUUUGCCGCACGCAUCCCGAAAUUUACGAAACCAGAGGAUUAUGUAAAUGGAGGUUCAACUGUAUCUUCCAAAAAUGUAUCUUUGCUACAGUGGCUUGAAGACAUGCAGCUGUACUCUAGAUUGCACUAGCUUUUGUCAGUAUGUACAGAGUAUUAGUAUCUUAUCACCCUUCAGAUGUUGGACUCCCAUAAGCCCCUAAUAGUCUGGCCAAUGGUCUUGGAUGAUGGGAGUUUGAGUUCAACAACAUCUGGAGGGACCAUUGGUUUCCAAUCCCUGAUCUGUAUUCUGCAAUGCUCAGACAAGGCAGAUGGUAGAUAGAAAGGUUAGAAACCCUUCAAGAAGUUUUUUUGGAGCUUAUUUCAAACCUUUCGGUAUUUAAUGUGAGAGAGGGAGAGUUGAAUUUGUGUCACUGUUGCUGGUGUUAUUUGUAAGUGAAUUCUGUGUUUUGUUCUAUAGUUUCUGAGUUUUAUUUAAUUUUUGGUUUGGACUGCAUAUAUUACAAUUAGUUUAAAUAAACAAAUGAAUACAUUCUUACUUAAAUUUCAUCUUCCCUGGCUUUCGGCAGCAUGUAUAUGACUUGUGUUGUUUAUACAGUGGUACCUUGUCUAGCGUCCACCUUGUCGCAUGCCAGUUCCAUCAAACAUCCGCAGCAAACCUGGAAGUACUGGAACGGGUUACUUCUGGGUUCGCCGCUUGUGCAUGUGCAGAAGCACAAACUGCUCCACUUGCAUGUGCAGACGCGGCUCUUUGUCCAGCGUCCUUUUUGGCCCGUGACUAGGGCUCUGGAACGGAUCCUGGUCGCAAAACGAGGUACUACUGUAGUAGUAUUCAAUCACCAAGGAACAUGUGAUCACGAGAGUCUUGAAAUCUUGGUGUGUGCUACCUAUAGUAGCAAAUUCCUGAAACUUAUGCUGAGAAUGCAAUAAUUAAGGGUGCUUUCAUAAUCUGAAUGAAGACGUUUCAAAACCUAAUAUAUGUCAGUGUAAAACAAGGAUAAAGAGCAGCUCUUAGGCAUCAUCUACAUGAUGUGAGGGACUAAAAAUACCGUAUUUUUCGCUCUAUAGGACGCACUUUUUCCCCUCCAAAAAUGAAGGGGAAAUGUGUGUGCGUCCUAUGGGGCAAAUGCAGGCUUUCACUGAAGGCUGGAGAGCGAGAGGCGUCGGUGCGCACCGACCCCUCUCGCUCUCCAGGCUUCAGGAAGCUAUCUGCAAGCCUUGGGAGCCCGGCGGGAGUGCCCGCCGGGCUCCCAAGGCUUGCUGGCAGCAGCCCGAAGCACGGGGUGCGCUGCGGAGCACGCCCCGUGCUUCGGGCAGAUGUCCGCAAGGCUUGCGCGUCCAGCGGGAGGUCCCGCCUGGCGCGCAAGGCUUGGGGCGGCAGCCUGCAGCCCGAAGCACAGGGCGCGCUGCGGACAUCUGCGGGCAGAUGUCCGCAAGGCUUGCGGGUGGCAGCCUGUUCUGGGGGCUGGGGUGGGGGAAGCUCCCCCGACCCCAGCCCCGCAAGCUCCCAGAGCGAUGCCGAAGCUGCACACAGCUUCGGCAUCACUCUGGCUCCCGUUCUGGGGGCUGGGGUUGGGGGAAGCUUGGGCUUCUCCUGUGCGCAGCUUCGGCAUCGCUCUGGCUCCCAUUCUGUGGGCUGGGAGUGGGGGAGACCCGAGCUUCCCCCGCCCCAGCCCCGCGCCUGGGGGCGGGGGAAUAAUUUUUUCCCCCUUUAUUCCCCCCCCCCAAAUCUAGGUGUGUUCUAUGGGCCGGUGCAUCCUAUAGGGCGAAAAAUACGGUAGUUCAAGAGUAGAUGUUUUAAGGGUCAAAAUGAAAGUUUAGAGGCUCCUAGAGUGACAAACAUAUACCCCACAGGACUCGGUUUACUUUCUUUUACUUCAUCACGUCUUCUCUGCAGGCAGAAAGAUGGCAUUUGUUCGGUCUGUGAUGUGUAAAUUGCUUUUGAAAGUCAGCUGGCAACGAACAAUGCAACUUUCACCCACUGAAAAAUAAUUAUGUCCACAGAUAUCUGUUGUACUAUGUUCCUCACAGUAACUGGGUUUUGUAUUACCUGAAUUGUCAGUAAAAAAAUUUUUUUUCCCUACCCACUUAGCUGCAGCUAAAACCCCACCUUCUUCAACAGUAAGUAGUCAGCCUCCAACUGAAACUCAGGUGCUUACUCGAUCCGCAUCCCAGACUCCUCCAGCUGGUGUCACAGCUACAACAAGCACUACUUCUGCUGCCAGCACUCCAGCUGCAGCCACCGGCAGCCCAGUGAAGAAGCAGAGGCCGCUUCUACCAAAGGAAACUGCCCCAGCUGUCCAACGGGUAGUAUGGAAUUCUUCAAACAAAUUUCAGACUUCUUCUCAGAAAUGGCAUAUGCAGAAGGUGCAAAGGCAACAGCAGCAGCAACAGAGUCAGCAGCAGCAACCUCAGUCCUCCCAAGGAACAAGAUAUCAGACAAGACAAGCCGUGAAAGGUAUUAUCACCUUUCCCAUUUUGUUCUCACUGCUGUAUUUUUGCUGUGGUCAUUGUGCUCAAGUACUUCAAACUAUUCUUCCAAAAAUACGGGUCCUGUAAAGAUAUGAAAAUGCAAAAUCGCUCCACCAGUGUGGUCCUUAAGUGUACAGUGGUACUUCAGAAGUCCAUUCGACUUCCAAAACGUUUGGAAACCAAGGCGCAGCUUCCGAUUGGCUGCAGGAAGCUCCUGCAGCCAAUCAGAAGCUAUGGAAGCUGCACCGGACUUUCGGGUUCCAAAGAACGUUUGCAAACCAGAACACUCACUUCCAGGUUUGUGGCGUUUGGGAGCCAAGGUACAACAGUACUUAGAAUAAUUUCUUUAUCUGCAGCAUUUUAGUUGGAAUGUGAACUGCAAUAUCUUUCCACUGUAGUUUUAAUUAUAUCGUAAGUAUUAUAAAAUGAAAUGUAUCUAUAACUGAAAAAUGAGCUGUCUUAAGUGGAAAUAACCAUAUGAAGGGAAAUGAUUGCAAUCACCAAUAUUUAUUAGUGGAAGAAAGUGAACUACUUCAGGGAUAAGGCAUAGCUUAUCUUGUAUCAAUAUGGAGAUGCACAAUAUAGGUUGUAUCUAAUGCUGUCUGUGCUUGAGUCCCUUUCUCUAUAACCCCCCACAGACUUAAAAUCUGCUAUGGAGAGUUAGAAAACCCUCCCGUGCAAAUUGUUUGUGUGACAGGGGACUAGGGCAUGGCUGCAGUGAAGAGGUGAGGAAAAUAACGUCCCAUUGUGCAAUGUUAGAUUCCACCAUAUAAUUUUAAUUGGUUAUAAAGCUGUCCUUAAAGAACAUGUUGAUCCCUUGUUAUGUGAUGACAGAAGGUUUUUUAUUUUCUGUGAAACAUGGUUAUGAAAAUAAAGAGUGCCAACCUUUUAAGAGGAUAGAUCCAAGUAACUUCUAGAUUUCUUAUUUUCCAAAAAUGGGGAAACAGCCAUCAUUAUUAUUGUCCAAGCAGUUCUUAAUCUAAUUAAUUAUGAAAUUUAAUUUGCACCUAAUUAAAUCUUCCUAAUAUCUUUAGACAGAUGCAAUCUGUAGAUUUUGGGGCGUCAACCUAAUUUGCAGCCCUCCUCCUUCCUCCCUGCCCCAUUUUGCUUAAUAUCAUACUGGAACAGUUCCUAAUAACUCAACAGCUUGUUCACUACUUUGUGACAUUUUACUUGGCCAUAAUCAAGGUAUUAUCCCACUAUGGUACAUUUUAAGGAGUAUUUUCCAGUGGCUGGUGAAACCAGCAUAGACACUCACUAAAAGUUGCCCUAAGAAUCCUUAACUGCCUUCUUUUUUGCACUGGUUUACACAGUUAUGCCAGCAUAAUGUCACAGAAUAAGGUAUGUCACCACUGCAAGAAGUAUUAUGGGAGCAUCACACACCAAUCCACCAACACAAAUGUUCAAGACUGAGCUGUGAAAGGCUAUUGAACAGCAUUUAUUUAGCAUUGGUUUGCCUGUUUUUUGACAUUUCAAACACGUUGAAAUCUGCAGUGAUUCACUUGUGGGUUUGUUUUGUGUCCUUAGCUGUACAGCAAAAAGAAAUUACUCAGAGUACUUCAACGUCAACCAUUACCUUGGUUACAAGCACUCAACCUGUUUCCAUAGUAACCAGUUCUGGAUCAGCAAGUACACUUUCAUCUUCAGUUAAUACAGACUUACCAAUAGCAACAGCUUCAGCAGAUGUGGCUGCAGAUAUUGCUAAGUAUACUAGUAAAGUAAGUUUUAUGUUUUCGUUUUUUAAAAGCAUUACAUUCUUACAAGUUUUACUUUGAAGUUAAUGCAGUUGCUGAUGUGCAACAAAGCAAAGCACUUGCCUGAACAUUUUUCCUCAUCCUGUGAUGUGGAUAAGUUUAACCUUUGAACACGUGGAAGAACCUUAACAGCAAUAUUUUAAACUGGCUGCUGGUGUGUAGCUAGAAGCACUGCAACUUUUCCUGCCGUAGUUCUCCAAAAACAGAAGCUUGGGUUUUGGGGUCAGGGAUGGAGGGAAGAGACAAAAACAGCCCGAAUGUAUGCAUGGUUAACAUACAUUUAUGGAUAAAUUUUAUUAACCCAACAUGUGUGGAUAUAUGUAUGCACAUCAUAAUUUUAUUAGUACUUAUCAGAUUUAUUUGUAAUGUUUGACAAAGCUUUUUUUUCUACUUCGUGCGUGUUUCUUUUAGCAUAGUCAACAAUCUGUAUGGUCUAUUAAAAUAGUAAGGGCAAAACAAAUGCAAGUGCUUGCCUCAAGGAGCCUAAAAUCUGUAUUUAAGCAGUAGGAGAAAAGUAGAGGAAAAUUAAUACAAGGAAAUAUAGUUUCAUGUCCUUAAACUUUGCUCCAGUUGGAGAUGAGGAUCUAAAGAUUAAGCCUGAGGCUUAAUAGAAAGGGGGGCCUUUGUGGAAUUUGAAGGAAGACUCUGAGAUGGCACCAUGUAGAUGUUCUAGCGUAAAGGCUGAUAUUCUGUUGGGAAAAAAAUGGUAUUCUGAGCUGAGUAUUUUCCACUUCAGUGUACAGAGGAAUGAUGUCACAGCAAUAGCCUUAAACCUUGCACUUCUUGGGACAGAGUAGUCUUACAGAUAUGUAAAGCUAUCUCUAUAGAAGCUAUUGGUACAGGAGCCCAUUGGAUACAGCUGUAUGGGAGUAGCUGAGCUAUAUGAGUUUCUGGCAGCCGAGGAAGCUGAUGCUUUUGCUUGGCCUAUCUGGGCAAGUGGUGUGCCACAGUGACCAAUUGGGUCUUGCUCGGGAAAGCCAGCAUCUUUAGACAAGCGCUUUCAGCUACAGUUGCCAAACAUGGCUGCCAAACAGAUAUGGGGGCUUUGGUGGUGGAGUGGGGAUAGAGGAUGAACUGUCCUGUAAUUAGUGUGUGCAAGGUGUGACACAACAGUUCCAAAGGCUUUAGGCUGGUACACAUGUGGUAGAUAAAGGACUGUAUAUGAAGGGUUGACAUUUUUAUUUUUAGGCAGGGCUGUAAAGCCUAGUCUUGCAUACCUACUCCCUGAAAAACUUGCUACACAUUCUGUGUAUGCAAGAGAGAAAUAGUAGAUUUCAAAUCACUUGUAAGUCAUAAAGUUCAUUGGUUGGGCUUGGGCAAGUCAGCAUCUUUCAGCCAUACUUUCUUGCCUGGGUAAACUAGCCUUGUGUACUACCUGAACUCCUUCAAGGAAGACAAAGGAGAAGUGGCCAGAAUGAGAACUGAGCAGGCAAGGCUGUAAACAGGUGCUUCAUUGAACAUCAAGCUUAAGUGCAUAGCUGGCCAGUUUAAAAUACUGCUGUGAAAGUUUCCCCGUGUGUUACAGCUGGCGUACCUUAACACCACUAGUGAGACUACACAGGGGCAGCACAACUGGAAGAACAAUUAAUGGCAAGUAAGUAAUUCCAUUUUUGUUCAGGUACCAAAAUCAUGAAGUAAAAACAACUCCUACUUCUUGUGUGAAGUGGUUCUUCUAAAAUGUGUUAAUUUAAACAUAAUGAGAGGUUUUAGAAUGAUGAAAAAUGAGCCACCCAAGGGUGGUGCUUUAAAUGCUUACAAAGUGUAUUUGCCCCCUCCAGGGUCUUUAUUUUAAGAAGCCAUUCCAAUUUCUAUUGAUGUAACUUUAUUUAAUUAAGAUAUUUAGGCAGAGAGCUAAAUUGAACCUUACUUUUUUAAAAAAAAGACAUGAAAAGCAAAAAUGAGGAAUUCCUCACAUCAUUUUCCAAAGUAGCCAUUUGCAUGAAGUGGAGAGAAACACAGGUAACUGGCCUGUUUAUCUAAACCGCUCAGUGAGUUGAAGCCAUUUAUAAGGUCACAAAUGAUGUUUAGAAAGUUCAUGCAGUUUCUUUCUCCCAUCUCAGUCCUGUAGGUAUCUUGAUCCAUUUUACUACCUCAUGAAUGCUGACAUCUGAUCCUGCGUCAGCAACUUGCAUGGUAGAUUGUGAACAGAUUCCCAGAGUACUCCAUUUCAGACUCUCAAUGCAUAAAUUAGGACUAAAAUUAAAAGUAAACGGCUCCAAAAUGCUUCGUUGGUGUCUGGUGUAUGCAAGCGAAUAGAGUUGGAUUCUGAUUGUCAUUUUGAGAUCUAACUGCUAAAAUAAUUCCAACAUGGAAUUCUGUGUUUCGACAUGGUGAUUGGUGAUUUGAAUCCUCUGAUGGCAUUACAGAUACAUGGCAAUAUUGUAAUUUAACACCAUCUAGAGAGAACCUAUGGCAUUCAGGUUGAACAAGUAAAUAGUGAACUAUGAACUCGCCACAUAUCUGAGAGUCCAGUUGUCUGGCUACCAAACUAAACAUACUGUAAAGUGAUUUAACCAUAGCACGUGGCACCCCACAUUGUUGUCUGAGGUACACACAGAUACACCCCCCCCGGCAGGUAUGCAAUCAUGUUGCAUGCAAUCAUUUAUAAUGGCUCUGUAUAAUCACUUUUAUUUGAUUCCUGAGAUUUUACUCAUAGUGAGAUUAGAAACUGAUACCAAAAGAACUAAAUGGAGAGGUGAUAUCGUUAUUCACACACAGAAUCCUACCCAAGUUCAUAGAAUCAUAGAAAUAUAGUGUGAAGCAACCCAAAGGGCCAUCUAGCCCAAUCACUUGCAAUGCAGAAAUCAUUGCUAAAGAAUCCCUGACAGAUGGCCAUCUAACUUCUGUGUAAAAACCUCCAGUCAGGGAGAGUCCGCAACCCUUCAAGGUAGUUCGUUCCACUACUGAGCAGCAUUUAUUGCAGAAAGUUCUUCCUAAAGCUCAGUUGUUCACUUCUAUUCAUUGUGUGUGGAGUGGAUGAAUCUCAGAGGUCAAGAGGUAUCAAUACGACCUAAGAUACAGUGGUUGCUGGAUUUCUUUUAUAUUAUUGAUAUGAUUUACAAAAUCCACUCAAAGAAAAAUGUGUCAGUAGUUUUUAUAAUAUCCUACAUAAGAAAUUAUGGAAUGUUCCCGGGAUAAAGAAAUUUAAAAAGCAAGAUCAUUUUUAAUACCUUAAUAAACUUUUUUUUUUAACAGAUGAUGGAAGCCAUAAAAGGAACAAUGACAGAAAUAUACAAUGACCUUUCAAAAAAUACCACUGGAAGCACAAUAGCUGAGGUCAGUGUCUUUUGCCAUCAGCAAGUCACAUUUUUUUCUUUAAAAAAUAAAAUGUGAAACACUUUUAAAAUAAGUAGAAAUCUGCCUUUUAAAUAUUCUGCAGAUAUGUAUUUGAGUUCUGGCCUCUUGUAUGAUCUAAUACCAACUAUUGUGAAAACUACUGGUUGCAUACUGUGAGAGAGAGGAGCUCAUUAAAGUUUAUAGCCUGAAAUUUUAACUAGGUUGCUCUUGCUAAAAGCUGCUACUACUGUGCCAGACGAUGACAAUAUAAUAGCUCUACAGUGGUACCUCGGGAUACAGACGCUCCAGGUUACAGAGUCCGCUAACCCAGAAAUAGUACCUCAGGUUAAGAACUUUGCUUCAGGAUGAAAGCAGAAAUCGCAUGACGGCGGCAGCGGGAGGCCCCAUUAGCUAAAGUGGUUCCUCAGGUUAAGAACAGUUUCAGGUUAAGAAUGGACCUCCAGAAUGAAUUAAGUUCUUAACCAGAGGUACCACUGUACUUCCUUAAAUGCACAGCAGGCAUUUCCAUCAGACCUUCUAAAUCUAACUUGUUUUACGCAAGCAAAAUAUUUUAGGUCCAGUUUACAAUUUGAAAUACUCAAUUGACAGGGAGCUUAUUCUGGCUUGCACACAUAGCGCUAAACCAUUGUUUAGCAUUACGUAAGAGUACAGCCAGUGUCACCACCUCAAUUUGUUUAGUGAAUAUAUUGUUUUCAUGGAGCAUGAAAAACAGGAAGGAAAGGAUGAGGGAAAAUGAGUUCCAAUAUCUUAUCUUUUUUCUUUCCUGUGAUUCAGGCACAUUAACUAACCCUUCUCUUUUUCAUGCCACAUAGCAAGGGAGGGGAGAGAGUGACUGUGCGAUGCCCAUGUUACUCAGAGUUCUGUAGGCAACUAAUGAUUUACAGAAGCAUGCUGAUCGUGACAUUGCAUUAAAAAACAGCCUUCUCUCUCUCUCUUUUUUUAAAAAAGGCAGUUAUUUUUCUUUAAAGUCAAUUUUUCUGAAUGCUUAUUUAUUUACUAACUACCUUUAUAGCCUGUGUUAUAACAAAACUUUUUCAGAGCAGCUUACAACAUAAAACAAGCAAAACUUUUAAUAUCAGUAAAAUGAAAAUUAAAUCAGUUGGGGCACUUUACUUUUGUCAUUCCCUGUGGUGCUAACAAUAUUAAUCCUGGUCCAUAUACUGUACGAAACAUUAAAAAAAAUGAGUUCUUCAUGUAGAACCUUUCUUUUAAAUUCUGCUGGAUACAUAUUUAAUAUAUGUAGGUUCCUCUUAAGGUCUCUCAUUUUUUUGUGUACAGAUUCCCUAUCAGUAUUAUUAGAGAAAAAUUGCUCCAUUUGCUAUCCAUUUUGCUGAUGAAUUUUGCUAAAAUCUCUUAUUAUGAGUUGUUAUUUUUUAUCAGUCUCCUAGUUUCCUCUCUGUUUACUGUUUGAAAUACCAGAAGGACAAAAUUUGCCAUGUUUUAAGCGCUUGUUUCUCAUCACUGUUGACAUAAUUCCUAGUGCUCUUUUUGAAUCAUGCACUAACUGGUUAAAACCAGCAAACUAAGCACUUCUAUUUAUUUAUGUAUUAUUGGUGUGUGUGUGUGUGUGUGUGUGUGUGUGUUUUACUUUAUUUUAUUUGAAAUUUUAUUUAGAAGAAGGGAAAUCUAAAGUAUGAAUCAUGGAACUCUAAAGUCCAUAUUUUUUUCUGGGGCUCAUUUAGUCAAUUUAAAUAUACCCUUCAUUAGUUGAGCCAUGGGUUAUAAAAAAUGUUAGUUAUUUUUAAUAGUAAAUAGAUACAAAUCCAUAGGAAUCAUUCCUCCCUUUUUACACACAGGUUUUGAUAUGGUGAUUAUUGGGAAACAGAAAUGUAUCAUCUAAAAACCAAGAGAGGGUGCUUUUUUCCCUUCAGAAUCAUUUUGUUCAUAUGCAAACUUAUGCAAAUUAAAUCCAAAACUCAUAGGGUUGAAAAGGCUUUUUUUUAAUCAAGUGACCUAAUUAUUUCUUUGAUAUUCCAGAUUCGUCGUUUGAGAAUUGAAAUAGAAAAGCUUCAGUGGUUACAUCAGCAGGAACUUUCAGAAAUGAAACACAAUCUGGGUAUAAAAAAUGCAGUUCAAAAUAAUGAUGUUGCCACUUAUUUUUUAAAAGGCCAUGGCAGUAUCUCAGCUGCAACUCUGUGAUAGUACAAAUUGUCCUCCCUGGAAAGAGUAGAAAAUGUGAUGGAACAUGCCAUCUUAGACUGUUCCUCACAUGUACGGUCAGUUAGGGUUUGGCCAGUUCAGACAUCUGAACCAGCUCAAUAUAGUAUUUCCUGAACCACAAUUUAAAUAUGUACUGUUUUGAGAAUGGAAAUAUGCUUACUCUUUUUGAAAUCCAGAAAGCAAGUUAAACUGCAAAUUGGAUAGUAAUUGUUCAUUUAUAGUUCAUUCGUGAGAACCAAUAAUCACUAGUGUGGUAGAUAUGUUGCCUAAUGCUGCACUUGCAGUUACAGAAUGAAGCUGUUGUUUUUCAUCUAAAAGUCACUAAUGCAUCUAGAGCUAAAACUUAAAUUUCUAAAUUACCAUUUGGACCCACUGUUGACUAUAUGCUGUCUGUCUGUUGACUAGAACUCACAAUGGCUGAAAUGCGUCAGAGUUUGGAACAGGAAAGAGAUCGUUUGAUUGCCGAAGUGAAGAAGCAGCUGGAACUGGAAAAGCAGCAAGCUGUGGAUGAAACCAAAAAGAAGCAGUGGUGUGCCAACUGCAAAAAAGAAGCAAUUUUCUACUGUUGUUGGAAUACCAGUUACUGUGACUACCCUUGCCAGCAAGCCCAUUGGCCGGAACACAUGAAGUCCUGCACACAGUCAGGUAAACAAUGUGGGAAACCUUUGACCUUCUAGAUGUUACCACGCUACAAUUCCCAUGAGUUCCAUGAAGCCUGGCCAAUACCCAGGGAUGGUGAGAGUUGUAGUUUAGUAACAUCUGGAGGGCCAAAGGUUCCUCACAACUGUUUUAACUUAUUUGUGAGUGAACAUCAUCCAGUUACAUAAUUUAGAAAUCCUUUUGUUUUCAUUUUAGCAACUGCAACACAGCAAGAAACGGAUCCUGAAAUUAGCACAGAAACAUUAAAUAAAUCAUCCCAGCCUACCUCCAGUGCACAACCGGCACCUACAGAAACUGCCAGUACUCCAAAAGAAAAAGAGGCAGCUGUUGAAAAGAGCAAGGAGAGUGUUACAGUAAGUAUUUCAGUCAGUCAUUUUACUUGUAUGCCGCCUUUCCAAAGUUAAAACAAUGCUUGAGGUGGCUUACGACAUACUUCUUUACUUAACCACAACCCCCUUCAUGUAAAAUUUGUGAGAAUGUAUAAACACUGAAUUCUGGUUUCCUGUUAACAUUCUUGAGGGUUCAUAAGAAUUAAAACACAUUUUGGAGAUUUGUCUUUAAUCUUACAAAGUUGUUUCUUAAGGGAAGGGACCAAAAUGUAUCUAGGCUCUCUCAUAUUUCAUUUCAUUUAUUUGUGUCCAGUCUUCCUUCCUUUAAGAGGGCCCAGGGCAGCUGACAACAUGAAAUUUUAUAAGACCAAUUCCAAAAUCAGUAAUUAAAAUGACAGUGCCCAAAUAAUCCUAUCUCCUUCCAAAGGCCUGGGCAAAUAAAAAUGUGUUUUACAUUCUAGCUGUACUACCACAGAGGAAACCCCUCUCAUACUUUUUCACCCUCCUUGGUAUCCACAGUGUUGGUACUGCAAGAAGGCCCCCUCCCAUUGUAAACUGUGUGCUUAGACAUAUGGCAGAAGACACUCCUUCAGGAACUUUAGGGCUUUGUAUACUAGUACCAACACUUUGAAUUGGACCCUGAAGCUCACUGGCAACCCGUGUAGUGCUCUCAGAACCUGGAGUGAUACGCACUCUUCUGGCUACUCUCAAUACUAGUUGCAGCCUCCAGACUGUUAUUAAGGACUCAUGUAAAGCACAUUGCAUUAAUGUGUGUGCUUAUCAGAGCAUGGAUUACUGAUGCCAAACUAUCUCAGUCCUGGAACAGCCACAGCUGAUGAACCAGCCAGAGCUGGGUAUAGGCCCCACCAAAGCCACCUGUAUAUUCAGUGACACUUUGGCCUGUAGGAGUACCCCAGACUUCGAAGCUGCUCCAUCAAGGGUGGGGGGAUGCCACCCCAUCCAGAACAAGCCAACCCCUUAAUUCCUGGACCAGAGACCACCCACACACAGGACCUCCAUCUUAACUAGAUUCAAUUUCCAUUUAUCAGCCCUAGUCCAACCCAUCACUGUAUCCAAACACUGACUCAGUGCCUGCACAGCCUCUCCAGGUGGUACUGUAGAUAUUGAACAGCAUGAGGGAUAAGAUGGAGCCCUGUGGGACUCCAUAAGAUAAAUCCAUGGGUCCAGCCAGUGCUGCUCUCUGGAAGUGACUCUGCAGGUAGGAGUAGUUCAUGGUACCCAUCUCUCAGUGAAAUUCUAGGAGAAACAACAGCACUUUGCUAUAUAGCUUUGUCCUUCACCAUGCCAUGCCCUAAUGAAAUUUCAUGCAAUAUUCUGCCACUCUCAUUGAAUCUUAUUGAGUCAAAGCUAUUGCUCUGGGUGCAUGAGUUUCCAUCAACCUUUCUCUAUUCUAGCCCCUUUGAAUCGCAGAUUGUAUAUGCCCUGUAGAUACACUCAUACAGCAUGCACCGACACUUCUACCAUGCACCUAAAACUCAGCUUUGAAACUGUUGCUCAAAUUACCAUAUCCUCAAAUAAUUCUGUACCCUAACUUCUCCACAGAAAUGGUAGGCAUUGGAAUACAUAAGAUGUCAUUGGCUACAUAAGCCUUGUAUUUAUCAAUUAACAUUCUUCAGAUGGUGUGGAUUAGGAUAUGAUUUCUAAUCAGAGAUGUAAAUAACCAUUGUCGCACUGAUAAUUAAUUAAACCAGUAUCUUUAUGAAGAGCUGGAAUUGCAUAUUUAUUCCUUCGCUCCCAAACCCUGUGUGUUUAGUAAAAUAACAAUAUAUUAUUUACUUCACCAAUGCUUUAAUUGUAUCAUGUUUCAUUUGAACUAUUAUUGGAGAACAGGACUCAAGGUAUACUCAUGAGCUCACACUUUCUGUGAACCUAGCUCAUAAAACUUUAUAAGUUUUUCUCUAGAUUUUAUGUUUUUUCAUUGAGGGGGAUGCUUGAAAUGCAUUGGAAAUUGGUGAUGAGCCUUACAAAAAACCUUGACUGAUUAAUUAGGUACACACAUGUUUAGGGUAUUUUUAAAAGAGCAGUCUCUUGUGCUUGUAGCAGUGCUGUGUUUUGCUAUGAUCUGGCAUUAUUUGCAAAGAAAAUGUUGGGUGCCUACAAUUUCUACCAUGGAACAUUUUGCUUGAAAAUCUCAAAUUGCUUUCACAUAAUUGUUACACCUUUUUGAAACAUCAAGCUGUAUACAUUGCUCACAUUCAUAUUUUGAAUUUUGGUUUCAUUAACAAAAAAAGUAACCUGUGAAUUCAUUGAGAUGCAAAUUUUAACGCAAGCCAAACAUCUGACAAAUUUCUAUGAUAAUAAUAAAUAGGUGGCAUUUAUGUAAAAGCUGAACCUUUUGCUGAGGUUGCCUGUGCUGUCUCUGCAGAUAGCAACAGGUGUGACAAGCAGCCAGCCUAUAAAACUGGUCCAGGUCCCGCAGACCACCACCUAUAUACCAACUACUCAACCCACAAUUGUAAGUACUGCUUUUGGCAUUGAAACCGCUCAUUAUCUAUUGUGGGGGGCGGGGUUUUCUCCUGUGUUAUCAGGACAUGAAUUCACCGGUCCCAAGUCUAUAUUUGCAGUGUAAAACGCCUUAUUUUGCCGUACAACAUCUCCAUUUCCCUCAUGCCAUAUAAUUUCAUCAUAGAGCCAACCAAGGAUUCAAAGACUAGCCAACAUUCACACAUAGUUACAGCUGCAUUUUUGGGGGGUGGGGGGGGGAACAUUACUUCAGAUAUGGCGAGCUCUUCCUUUGUGCAAUGCGAACAAGUUUUAUUUUAGCACUAUCCAGGUUAUGCCAAACAAACCGAGCCCUAACAAAAUUGCAUAUAUGUUCCGUGUUUCUGGAAUUGCCGCAUUGCCAUUGUACGUCACGAUCUUUUGAUGCUGAGAUAGGAAAUGUUGGCUGUGAUGUAGGAAUUAGGCCACUGUUCCACAUCCAUUUAAUCCCUCAGGCUUCUUAAUUUCAUUUGUGCAAUCACCAUGUGGUAAGCAAAAGUUUACCUAUUCAUCCCGUGCUCUUCAGGCCCAAAAAUGCUCAACAGAGAGACUGAGCUAGAGUUCUUCAUAACAAAGUGAACUUGGAGCUUCUUGUUUCAAAAAAGCUUUCCGCCACAAUUAGAAGAUGGAGGGUGGUGUUGGGAUUUACCUCUGCCUAAAAUGAUUUUACCUUAGAAAGUUCUGUUGGUUGAGUUUUACCUUGCUUUGCUGAUCAUGUUUGAUCCCUCCGGGAUCAUGUUUUCCUCAAAAUUAGAUGUCGUGGUGAUCCUGUUUUAAUUUUUAACAAUACUGCCUUAAAGCAGAAGGGAGAGCCUUGGUGAUUUUUCACCCUACUUGACAUUUAAUUCUAUAAUUUACAAUGGUCAGUACCAAAUGUUCCAUGUACAUUUACUGACCUACUGUGGUCAUAAUGCUAACGAUCGUACUGUUCCAAGGCACAGUGCCCAAAUCCACUAAUUCUCUUACUAUGUGAGUAUUAGACAUGUUUUAUUAGCAACAUCUGACCUAAUGCUAUUGUGGAAUGCAUAUAUGAGUUUAGUAAUAAAUCCUAAUGCCUUAAAGGGGCUCAACACAUCAGCAUGGUUCAAUAUUCAUCCUACAGUUUGUGUGAAGAAAGCACUGGAUCAGUUCCUGGUACAUGUGAUGGAAGUCUCCAGGUUACUACAUUUUGAAAACAACACAAUCAUGGUUUCUUUUUUUAGCUGUUGUGCCCAUUGUCUCCUGUAAAUUGUUGGUUUGUGAGCACUUUGAAGACCAGGAUUUACCAUCUGAUUUGAGUGAACACACAUUGUUUAAACAAUGCAUAGAGUUUGUUUUCUAGUGACUAGACAGAAUAUUUGUGUAAUACAGAAACUGUAAACACUUUUAAUCAGAUUUCUACUGUUUAAGGGAAUGCUUGCAAUUAUAUUGAGAGGAAAGUUACACACAGGUCUGAGGCUAUAUAGCAAGGAAUAGGAAAACUCAUUUUUUUGACUCGGUACUGAAUAUCUUGCACCCGGCUCAGAGUGCUUAUUAUGUACAGUAGUGUAUUAUUAUGUAUUAUGCCCUUUAUUUCCCUGGUAGUAUCAUGCUGAGGGUUUCUCAUGACAGGCAAUCCUACGUUUCUGUGCUUGUGGUUGCUGACAUGUGUGUUUUGGUUUUAAUCCACAGACCAUUCCUGUAGUAGUAAGCCCUACAGCUGGGACCGUGGCAAUGAGAACAGGAGUUCAGUAUGUUCAGACCACAAUGCCUGUCCAAGUACGGAGAGUCUAACUGCUAACAAAGGAAUCCAGGCAGCUGUUGGAGUAUAUAAUCGUCUCUGUAAUAGAAAUGUUUUUUUAAAAAUCCCCGCAGUUCAUUGGAUUAACCUCAAAGGUUCAGACUUUUAGCUUUGUACAGGUGUACAAAGCAUUUAUUACACUACAUUAAUGUAAAGCAUUAGCGCUGGCUUUAAAAAGCUUGAGGACUGGUAAAAUUCAUGGUAAAUCUAUGCUUCUGUUGUAAAUUAUGUACAUUUUGUGGAUGAUGUUAGAGUACCAUCUCCUUUUUAUAUUUGUAUUGACUUCGACGUAUAAGGAGUGUUGGAAGCUGGUGAAGGAAAGGUUAAAUCAGACUUGCCACAAACACCACCAAGAGAAAUGGUUUUCUGGGAACUGCAGUUGCACACAUAAAUCAAGAAUGAGAAGACUGAACCACUUGCCUUGCCUUUGGAGACGGAAAAAAACACACGCCUGCACAUUGGUUUGUGCAACUGAAGCUGGAACUUGCCGUUUUAAAUUUGUUAAAUCAAGCAUUUCCAAUCUUAAGGCUCCUCGUACAUUAAAGGACAUAUUUUGUGUUUCAUAUUUAAAAUGAGAGAGAUUGUUUACAAAAAGGGGGGGUUAAAUUUCAUUCAUGCUAAGAGAAAAGGAAAGUCGGAAGCUAAAUAUCAGAUCAAUAUUUCCAGAGAUAAUGAAAAUGGAUUUUGGGGCGUAUGCUUCCUACUAGGUUAUGUUUCAGUUGUAUUGCUGCUGCUUCUUUUUUUAAGUGUCCAAAGGACUUUGAAAUUGUUUUCAAAGGGAACAAGAGCUAUAGAUGGAGAAGACUCUUUACCAGGAAACGAGGGCAAAGGACAUUGAUGCUGGAAUAGAGCAUGUAUUAUGGGAUUUUUAUGUUUUUAUGUAAGCAUGAAACAGUACAGUAUGAGAGAGAAAGUAACCCAUGAAAACACUGUCUGUUACACUUAAACUGUAGUACCAUUUUGUAUGUUGUGUAAACAAAGCAUUGAACAAACCAAGGUGAUGUAUGUAUAUGAGCAAAUUAAUUGUAUUAUAUCAUUCCAGUACAUUUUGUUGUACAUUUUAGUCAUAUUGAUUUCUCCCAUUGUUUAUAAAGGAUGCAGUUUGUACAGUCUCCAGCUAGUACACACAUUAGAAGAAAGAAGAAGAAAAAAGCUAGAAGGAAAAAAAAAUCAGGAGCAGAAUAUUUGUGAAUUGCAUUGUGUCAAAGAUAGCCUAGCUGGCCUUAUUUGUGAAGCAUAAUUGCUUUUAGCAUAUGGAAGUAUUUUUUCACAUUUUCUUUGUAUAAAAUUUGUAUUAAACUAAAUAUCUUUUUUGAUUAUUGUGUUUCUUUUACUAAAGCAGGUGACGCACAAUAUGCUUUGGGAUUUCCCAAUUUUUUCAGGGCUCUUUUAAGUUUCUUUAAUUCUUUUUUUAAUUAAACUGUUU
Messenger RNA from Podarcis lilfordi (Lilford's wall lizard), 89914 nucleotides. The record is from the annotation of a GenBank genome assembly. NCBI's taxonomy places the organism in Eukaryota, Metazoa, Chordata, Lepidosauria, Squamata, Lacertidae.